GAUUACACCGCCGCGUCGUGUCGGCCGCCCUUUCCCCAGUCGGCAGUGCGCGCGUAGCUCGUCGUCGGUCUAGUCUCGCGGGUUUUUUUUUUUUUAUUUAUUUAUUGUCGUGUUUACAGAAACGAAAAAAAUCUUUAUUCCGUACUUUGCGGGACACGCGAGAAACGCGUUUUUAAUUUUUUUUUUUUACUUUCGGUUUUCGAAAAAUAAAACACACAAAAGUAUAAUGCCAAGUGCGUCUUUUCUCCCGCGGAUUCGAUAGGCACAUAUAUCCGUGUGUUGUGACCGCGACCACUGAUUUCCCACUCAUGAGGUAAAUAAAUAAUAUUACUAUCACUUGCGCCCCUCCCCUCAUUUUUAUUUUCAAAAUAAUAUAUGUCAACGUCAGUGCCGUAGCCAGGGAGGGCCGCGUGCCCCAUAUCCGAAAUCGUUUGUUUUAUUGGUUAUUUUAUACGGUUUCGGUGUAUUUUAUCAUUAUAAAAAAUAAUAGAUUAUAAACAAACAAAAUAAUAGUACCCCUCCCUCCAAAUUUUUUUUUCUGGCUACGAUACUGGUUGAUGAACACGAUGCGUGCACGAUCCGCUGAUUUUUCUUUCAUAGUUACGGGUAGUAGAAUAAUAAUUAUAUUUUUAAAUUUACACUCGAAAUCGUCGACUCGAAUCCGGUUUUUGUUCCGCAGGUCUUUACCGUCCGUUCAUUAUUCUAGUUUACAAUUUCGUUUUUGGUUAGACCGAUUUUCUUACUUUUUUUUUUUUAACUAACACUGGCCAAAACCGGGUUUCGUUAUUAUUGUUUGCAUUGUAGUAGGUCUACCGUAAUUUUUUCAUCCUUUUAAGUCCGCAUCGCCCAAUAUAAUACACUAACCUGAUUUCGGGUAACUAUAUACAUAUUAUUAAUUUACUAAAAGUAUUUAUUUUAUUUUUACUCGAGUAAAAGAUAGUUUAAAAAAUUCCUACAUCGCGUUAGUUUAUACUUUCUAUCUUUAUAUAGACGGACGAAUUUCUUUUUCGUGAUUUUUGUUUUUUAAAAACGUUAUUUUAUAGAUUCUGAACAAAGCGAAUUAAUAACAUUUUUGAUAUUUUUUUUUUUUUUUUUAAAAACGAAAACCUUAUAGCUUAAGCCAGAUUUUCACUAUAACCUUUAUUUUAUUUGCAUCUUUCACAUAUACCAUGAUAUAUAGAUCGCAUUUUCUCAUUAUCGCGGUUGCGAUUUUCUGGUUGAAGAGUUUAGGACAAUUCAUUGUAAUAUAUUUUAUAAAGAACUGUAUAAUAUUUACUAUGAUGGACUUUACGAAUGAUUUUUUUAAAAAUAUUUCCAUGUCUUAAUAAGUAAAUUAAUGGUUAUGGUUAUAGGUUUUAAAGAAAAUUAAAAUACGCAUAUUUUGAUAAAAAUUAAACUAUUAAAUAAACUAUUCGUAGUGAAUACAGUUGUUUAUGAAAUGUAUUAUAGCUCAUCUCGUUUUCCUAAACUCUACAACCAGAGUCACAACCGUUGAACUCCGAAAUGACUUUGGUAAUAUAUUACGUACAAAACAAACAGGGAAAACAAAAACAUUAUAAAUAAUAAUUGUGACGAAGAUCCUUAAUGCAAAAGCGAAUUUUCGACUAUUUGAUUUCUUUAAAAUACAUAUAAAUACAAUGUAAAAACUGCAAUUCUAUUAAAAAUAAAAACAAAUUAUAAAAUAUACGAGUAUUUUAUCUAUUAAAUUAAAUUUUAAACGGAUCUUUCGUUAAACAUAAUUGUUUUUACGCUGUGAAGUUGAGUAGAAUGUCGGAUACCAACCGCUAUAAGUAAAUCAUAAAUUAAAAAAAAAAAAAACGUUUUCAAAAUAUAAUAAUAAUAAUAUUAUUAUUAUUAUUCUUAUUCUUGUUUGGUUUUUAUAAUUUAUUACUUAGGUAUAGGUAACGAAGAAUCUUAAUAUGUGUGUGCGUGUGUGUGUUAUCUUUCCGUGAUGAGUCAAUUUGUUAUGUUUUUUUUUUUUUUUUCGAAAAUUUCGCCUCAUACCUAUAUGUACUCUCGUACACAUAGUAUUAUAUUAUAAUAUGUAUAAACCGUGUUAAAAAAACAAUAAACUGGUUUUAUUAUAUAGCGAAACGACGAGGACGCAGGAGAAUAUAAUAAUAAUUACGUUUCAAAAAAAAAAAAAUACACGCCCCUCGGGUCGAGUUUCUUCUGAUUCAUAAAUUCGGUUAGCUCUGUAUAAAAGACAGAUCAAUCCCCAGAUAUUAUAUAGUUUUAAUAAUAUUAUCUGUAUAGCGGUAUCGUGCAAGCAACAAUAACGAGUCGUGUAUAUAAAAAAAAAAAGGGUAAACGGGCCUUUAUUUGAUUUGUGUACUCUGGAAUAUAUGGAAUAUAUCACCGUAAAGAAAUCUAUGGCGUAAAGUAAUAAUAUUAUAACUAGGAGAAAUAACAAUAUCUGAAUAUUAUAUAAGAAAAAAACAAAUUUAGGUGAAAAUUAUUCGAAAUAUCCGAGGAAAUAAUAUUAUCCGAUAGUAACAUGACUGGAUAUCUUAUAAUAUACUACAGUUAGAAAGUCAAAAGGACGUCAAAUACGUUUAUUAAUACAAAGAAUAUAAAUUGUAUCCUUAAAUUUUUAACGGUUUGUUAAAACUAUGAAUAUCUCAUGACGGCUUAAGUGGACUUCGAAAGUUACCAUUUUACCAGCUCUGACAAUAUACAAUGUGCUUUUGUACUUCCAGUAGUGAAAUCAGGCUGCGUUGGUCAAAUAAACACAACUCUCAAAUAAACACAAAAAGUUUUACUGAAUGUCUAUAGACAAAUUUUUUCAUUGGUAUAUAAUUAAAUAAAAUAAGUUAAUAUAAAAAAUAUACUUCGACCAAUGUAAAUUAAAUUUGUUUAUAAACACAUAUAAUAUCUUUAAAUUAUUAAAAUCGAUCUCCGGGAGUACUUAAAUUUUUCUCAGGUGUUUAGAUCUUCUCGACGAUAAAUUCAUAGUUUUUGCAAUGUCCUUAUUUAAGUUAAUCAUGUAGGGCAACUCGCUUUUAGGUUUGGUAAAUAAUAAUAUUAUAUUCGAAUCUAAAAUAUUCAUAUUUUUAACCCACUUCGGAUUUAAAAUACAUUUUAUGUGAAAAGAUAACAAAAUCAUAUAUUAUAAUCUUAGAGAGCUCGAAUUUCGAAAAUACCAACAGUACAAAUAAGAAUUUUAAUAGUAUCAUAUACUUUUUUUUAGUCUUUUUCGUUGUCUUCUUAGUUUCGGUUCUUAAGACCAUCUACUAAUUACAAAACACUUGCACCUUCUUACCCCUAGUCUCUACAAUUUUUAUCUCCAUUGGAUAUCUGGCUUAUAGUCUUUUUAACACAAUUUUCCGGUUUUUACUUUUAUCUCCUUAAAAGCAUUAUUUCAUGAGCUAUUUCGGCGUGAAGUAUUUCGAAGUAAAGUAUACUUUUUCAAAUUUUACUAUUUUGCCCAUUAUUACCAUUUGCUGAUAUUUUAAUCUAAUAAAAUAAUAUAAACAAUACCAUAUAAAUAGAUACAAAUUUAGAGAAAUACAUCGUCAAUGUCGCAUUUGAAAAAAAAAUUGAUCAUUAUUACAAUAAUAGUUAUAAGGAUAUAAUAUUAUAGUGAUUGGAUACAAAAAAAUGAUUUGCAAUAUAAAAUAAAUUAAAAUAAUUUUUUACUACAUUUAAAUUAUACGCUACCUAAACAUUUUAAAAAUUUGAUAAUUUUACAAAUAUCAUUUCACUGAUUGGCAUACCCAAAUAAAAGAAAUGAUUAUAAUUAACUGAUGAUAAUUAUUGUAAUAAAGUAAAAUAAUUUUUACAUGGAUUUGUUUUUGAUUUUAAUUUAUCAUAUUAGUAUUAUAUUAAUUAUUAUGUUUUCCUUUUGGAUAUUUCGGAUUCGGAAAUUUUUACUAUUUUUAAGUCCGGUUAGUAAUUUUUUACUCGAAUCUACCUCGGACAAAUAUAUUGCUAUUUCGAAAGUUUAAAAACCUAUUAAUGAGAUUUUAAAUAUUCGACUAUGGGUAUUUUUUACCGUGAUGAUAUUUCUGUUCAUUUAAUUUUUGUUAUUCACGAGUUAUUCCCGCCCCGGUGCUUAUUGCAGCCCAUCAUUUUGCGACAGUGGCGGCGGCGGCGUCGGCGGUUGCUGCGGUGGCGGUAGUGGCAACGAUAGCGGUGAGCUACUUGUGUAGCCGUCACCGUAAAGAUAUAGUGACCGUAUAGCAACGGUGACGGCUGUGGUUGUGAAGGUUGCGACACCGUCACCGACCAGAUUCAUGAUGGAUCCCGACUUGGACUCCGGACUGGCCACGUGCAGCGAUUUGCCGAGUUGCAGCGAAGUACUAUGUCCGGUAGUGGUCAAGACGGAAGUGCCUACCCUAAAGCAGCAUUACUACCCGGAAGGCGGAUGGGGUUGGAUCGUCGUGGCCGUGUCGUUCGCGGUGCACGUGCUCAACCAAGGCUUGCACAUGUCCUCCGGCGUUCUACUUCCGAUUAUCGUCCGCAACUAUCCGCAUUCCACAUACGGAUCUUCAGGUAUCAGAGUCGCCCUUAUAUACAUAUACGCCUUCUAACCUAAAAAUAUAUUAUAAACCCACAAAAAAGUAAACAAAUAUGAGAUACAUAAAUAAAAACAAGAAGAAAAUCUGGUAUUAUAAAGUAUUAAAUGCAAUACCCAUUUUUCUCAAAAAAUUCUCAAAUUGGGAAACAUAAACCCUACGUACUGGUCUAAAACUCUUCGAUAUUAGACUUCGGCCGCCAUACCAUUAGCAAAUGUAAAUGCAAGUACAAGAAAAUAACGUUAACAUAAUGAACCCUCAAUAUUAUAAUAAUUGAUUAUUACCACUGCAGCCCCAAGACCGUUAAAUAGGGUUAAGAAAAUGUUUAGAACUUCUAUAUUUAUAUAUCAUUUGACAAACCUAAUAAGUAUAUUACAGUAUAAUGUUAUAUAUAUAUCAAAUUUGUAGUAUCGAGUAAAAUCCUUGAAAUUCUUUUUGUGGAUGUCCACUUCAUAAAAAUGAUCUCUAUACUGCGAACUACGACAUUUGUUAUACUAUGUUGUCAUAUUGAUGAUCAUUUUGGUCCACUUCACGAAACGGAUAUUGAUUUUGUAUUUUUUUAUAAAACAGAUAUAAUAAAAUUAUUUUUGUCAACUUUUCGCGAUACUAUAUUGACAUUCACAUUAUGUAAACUUUUCAACAUACUAUUUAGAUAGUUCAUAUUUUAUAGCACAUACCACUAAAACUGUAAUUUUUAACAAAUAUCAAAUAUUUACAUAAGUCCUGUGUUCUUUUUUUAGUUGUUCAUAUUUGUGUUAUUAAUUCACUUGUAUUUAUUUUUAUUUACCUUAACGUAUUAUUCGAAAGUUUAUAAAUCAAUAUUUGUUAAUAAUUCACGUUUUUGGACGUGUUAAUAGAAAUAUGAAUAAAGAAAUUUGUUCAAUAGGAAUAGCACAUAAAAUAUUUUUCGUAAAGAAAAAUAGAAAAGUCAUUAGUUUGAUAAGAAGUAAAAUUAUCCAUGUUGUGUAAAAAAAUCAAAAACUGUUUUUACGUUGUUUUUGAAAAUAGUGGUUCCACCAAACGGAUUUUUAUGUAAAUGUAGUCAUUUUAGAAUCAGAUAAUAAACUAAUUAAUUUCUAUUAUUCUAUUGUGGUUUUUAGGUAUAUACAUAGAUAUAUAUUUUUUUUUUUUGUACCUUUAUUCGUAAAUGCAUAGUUCAUUUCGAUAUAGAGGUAGAAUCUUUAGUGAUAAUAAUAAUAAUACCACGUUAGUUAGUAUAAACAAUUGUACCAUAGCCCGCCGUAAUGACUAAAAUAAAAACCGAAAAUAUCGAAUGUACUCGUAUACGUAGUACUUGUCUACUAUAUUAUAAUUUUAAUAAUACAAUUUCUCGAAAAAUAUUUAAAAGUAUUCGCGAAGCAAUAAUAAUUAUUUCCGAUCAACGUAUAAUAUAAUUAUUACGCCUUACCGUGAGUCAUUAUGGGUUUGUGUAGUUAUAGAAAUACGGUUAUUUAUGGAAUGUUAUUAUAUUAUAAUACUGAAGUCAAAUAAAUAUUUCAAACAAAACGGCAUGCGAUAUAAAUUAUUAUUAUUUUUUUUACAUAAUACAUAAUAGUAGGUAUACCCAUAUGGUGAAAUCUCUGAAAACUGUACCAAGUUGUUACCUAUAUAAUAUGUACGUUGUCUGCAGUAAAUCGAUUACUAUUAUAAUCGUACACCACCCGACUCGCGUUUUAAUUUUCGAAUAGUUAGCGAUCAUAUUUUAUAGGAUACCUACUAAUAAUAUUCAUAAUAAUGCGGUGUAUAUUAUACGUGCAAUUAUUUCGUAGAGAGUUAUCUUUACGAGAUAAUCGACGAUUUUUAUUUUAUAUUUUUAUACUUAUUGCAAUAUUCACGUUGCAUUUUCAAAAUGUUCUUAAGCCCGGUGACUUUUUAACGCAAAUAGAAGGGGGGGGGGGUUAUAAAUGUAUAUACAUUUAUUACAGGGACCUACUUUAUUAAUCCGAUAAAAAGUACAAUAAUUUACGUGAUAAGAAAUAAGUAAGUAUUAUAUUUAUAUACUUACCUACGAUCGAUUUUAUCUUGUCUCGUUAAAAAAAAAAAAAAAACAAUUACACCACUGUAUUUUAUAAAUAUAAAAAAGGCCAAUUUAAGUUUAGGUUUUAUGCUGGUGUUUUACUGAAGAAAAGAACCAACAACAACAACAACAAUUCACCUUAUUCCGUUUCGUAUAAUAUAUAAGUUUGAAGGGUCAAACGGUCGAACGUUUUCCGAAAGAGAUAAAAACUACACUAUAUAGGUACCUACUCGUAUUCGAAACGAGUACGCGAUUUAUAAUAAAUUAUGAUAACGAAUAAAACAAACUUACAUUCGUAUCGUUCCGGUAAACUGUAAUAAUAAUAAUAUCAACUUACUAUAAUAUAUUUUUAUGUCGCGUAUUGUAAUUCAAAUUUUAUGUAAAACAAAUUCUACACUAAAACCGCUCUAUAAGACAAAAGUUGCAAUAAUAUUACUCUAUGCGAAAUAUUUAAUCAUUAGUAUACUAUAUAUUAUAAUAAUAAUAAUAAUAAUAUAUAUUCUAUAUUAUUAUAACGACACUGUAUUUUUUCUCAAAUAUUGAUUCAAAUAUUCGUAGGGUUUCCAGACGUCCAGUAUAUUUCGAAUGUCUCUAUCCCACACUCCAGUUACCCCAAAGAAUAUUCUCGGGACCCUAGAAUGUCCCAUACCUAAAAAUGAGUUUUUUUUUUAAAAAAUAAAAAAAAUGUAGAGGAAAAAAGGUCCAUUUAAGGCAACAGUGCGUGUAAAGUGAAUUUUAUCAGAUAAUCAGUAUCCUAAUAUAUAGAUCUUAUGAAAAUUUCAAGUGAUUUUUUUUUUUUAAAUACAAUUAAUUUUUAAUUGACGUAUAUGAAUAAAUGCGAAUCGACGAUAGAACACUUAAUUCUAUAAAUAAAUAAUGGGCAUUAGACACCUUUUCACUUAAAGUUUUUAUAAGUCACUUAAGUUCUUUUGAACACCAUUUUUUCUCCUUAGAAAAUACUUUUUUGGUUAGUCAAUUUUUUUUUCCUGGAGAGGAUUUUCGGCCUUUACGGCCAUCCCCGUAUAACAAAUUCCCCCUCAUCUCUCUCUAUCAUGAGGUAUAUCUCUUCAGUUGGAUCUUAAACUUACUGCUUUAAUGUUCUUUUUCACUCAGUCUUCCCAUCUAAGGUGAGUUAUACCUAGCGGUAUUUUUCUGAAGUUUCUUUUUUAAUUAGUGCUUUUAUCAAUGCACUAUUUUCCCUCCAGUCAUGCCCGGCUUAGGCUAACCUUAUUUUUAAAGCUUCCCUUGAUGUACACGGUCUUUGAAACAUGCAUUGAACCUCUUAGUUUUUUCGUAUUCUCUAUUUACCAGUUUUAGAGCCAAGAAAAGGGCCACAGAUUUGUAUCGGUACUUUUCUUUCAAACAUAUCUAGGCUUACUCCUUCUAUUAUUACCUUACUCCCUUUAUUAAUUUUCCAAUGUUUCCAAGCUAUACACAAUGAUGGGACGAAUUAAUGUCAUAUAUAUUUUAAUUUUUAAGUUUACAAAAAUGGAUUGGGAUUUUAGGAGAGUUCCAGCUCCCAAGAAACACUUGUUUGCCAAUAGUAUUUUUCUGAAUAUCUCUGCUUUCUCAUUAUUUUGAAUUAAAAGAACUCCUAAGUACUUAAAUAGUGGUACUCUGUAAAGUAUAUAUUCUUCUAUUUCUGUAAUCUGUCCUCGUUAACACAAUCUAUCCCUCUGCUAAGUUUUAUAUAUUCUGUUUUUUCGUAAUUUAUAAUGAGACCGACUUUACAUGUGGCCUCUAUAAGUUUCUUACAAUGUUAUUUUACUAUUUGAUUGUUAGGUUAAAUAUGUUCUGAUCUUUUGUUAAAUGGUAUUUUAUUUGAAUAUUAUUUUGAAAUCCUCCAAUACAUUUUCAAAAAAUUAAAACAACUGACUACAAAUAACAACAUCGUUGUUUCCUGAGUUACAAAGAAAAAAAUACGACGAAUACCUUACGAAAUAGCUGAGUUUUGUUCGUUUUAGAUUCUUAGCAUAACAAGGAAUUUAUAAGUCUUACUAUGAUAUGAUUUUUUUUUUAUUAUAGAUAUUGAUCAAAUCAAAUACUCAAAAACUUUGUUGGAAUUUUCGUGUAUAGCAUUUUGGAUGUCGUUGAUGCAUUAGAAAGGUCAUUUUUUGAUUUUUCAUGUAGUUAUCUUAAUAACUGGGAAAAAACACAAACAAUUCUGUUUCGCUUUUUAUCAUUGCAUACAUUUUACAAACUAAACCAUUCUGUAUAUCCAACUAUCCAUCUACGACGGUACCCGUGAGCAGUAUCACUUUUUUGUUGUAAUGCUUUUAGUAUCCAUAUAAAUUAAAUUACCCUUUAUCCGAUACCUUACUAAUUGUUCAUCUAUUUCAUCAGUGGUCUACCCAGAUAGUAAAGUAUAGCCGGCUUUUUACUUGUGGUGGAAUAUAUUUUACUAUUUAAUAGUAUAUCCAUUUAGAAUAAUUAAAAAUAUAAGACAAUUCGUUAAUUAAAAAAAUUAAAAGCAUCUAAAUAUCAAUAAAUACAAAUGAGUAAUAAUUUAAAUAACUUGUAAAUAAGUUUUUAUAAUGUUGUUCAUCGUAAUUUUUACGAUCCCCUAUUUUUGUCCUGUAUUUUAAUAUUUUCUUAUCUGGUCACCCUGCAAAUGUUCGUAUAAUAUUUAUAUAAAUAGAAACCGUUUCUAUAAUAGAUUAUUAGUUUACAAAUAUACAAGUUGGCGUAGAUCUGAAAAGACGGGGAAUCUCACAUGCAGAUGCUAUAUUUCGGUCUAAUCGUGAUAAAUUAUCGGUGUAGUUUACACAUUCGUGUUUUCUUAAUUAAACUGUAACUAUAUCUUGGCCGCUGUUCACUGCAGAAUAAUAUAUGCAUAGUAAUAAUUAUUAAUAAUUGGGGUCUUGGAUUUUAUAGCGCAAAAAAUUACUGAAAUAUGCGCUAUAAUAUAAUCAAAAACCAUAAAAAAUAUUACAAAUUUUAAAUUUUGAAUUGUUUAUUAUUUCGUAUUAACAAUUAUUUGUUGACUAUUUUAAAUUAUUAGUAAAAUAUGAACUAAAUUCAAUUAAAUUUUGAAAUUAACUUGAAUGAACGCGUCGACUGAAUGCAACUAUUGAUAAUUAAUUCAGUUUAAAUGAGAUUUAUGAAAAACACAAAAUAAACAUACUUAAUACACGUUAUAAAAAAAUAUUGAAAACCGAAUUUUAUAUGCCUAAAAUAUAAAAAAUAAAAUUGUUUUUUUAUGAAUAUCUGGUACACGGAUCAAAUGUAUAUGCUAACUUCACUCUUUUUACCAGUAUCCCAAUAAUAAUUAUGGGAAAUAUUAGUAGUGAGCCGAUAUGACUUCUUUCCAAUAUCUUACAAUCUGGUAUUUAUUACCGAUAUUAAACCAAUAUAUCGAUUGAAUAUCCGAUUUUUCGAACUGUUUUAUUUAUUUUCCAAAGGAAUUAUAAAUAUUUGUUUCCAAAAAUAUUAUGUCAAUUAUCGAUUUUUAAUAAAAUACCCUCAAUAUCCCUUGCUGUGUCUAUAGCUACUAAUAUGCUAUACAGAAUCCAAGCCCUGUUUAUUAUAAUAUGGUAAUAACAUUAUUUAAACGUUUAUAAUGUAAUUAUUAUAAUGUCCGAAACAGAUAAUUAUGGCCGUCUUGCAGAACUUUGUAUUAUUUUCCGGGUUUUCACGGAAGGCUCCCCCUGUAAUUAAUCCUCUCUAAAGUUUCGCAGGGACUGUGCGAAGUACUCCGUGUGAUUAUGGUAAUUUUUUCAGCAAAAAAAAAAAAAUAAUAAUAAUAAUAAUAAUAAUAAUAAAAAAAACGUGUAAAACUCUGCGGCUAUAUUAUACAUAAUGUAGUGAGUGCCUUCGGGGGGAGGGCAACGGAUGGCGGCCCAUUAGACGGUUCGUUUGAUUCGGAAAUAAUUAUACGUCUCGUGCGCACACGCGGCGGAACGAAGAAAAUAUUAUGUUAGCGCGUACGGCCACGAAUAAUGUUUGACAAUAAUAUUUCGCCGUCUCACAAGUGUAUAGGAAAAAGAUACCCGCUAGUGGAAUUCUUAGAAAAAAAAAUGAAACGUAAAAAAAUGAUUAAAAAGCUAUCUCAAUAUAUCGCGAUCGAUCGCAGACAGUAGAAAACAUACGUAAUUUUGUCGUGAUUAAUACGUUGACCAUAAAUUAUAAACACUUAAGUACCUAUAUUAUAUAAUCUCCAAAUCGACAAUGUUGGCGACUAAAAAAAUAAUAUGUAUUAUUCUGAGCGGGAAUCGAUACGCUAUUACUAAUAGCGCCCACUUUUUUUUUUCUUAAGUUUUACUGUGAUGUAUUUUUUUCGUUUUCCAUCUGUAAACAAAUUUUUGUCUAGAAAUCUUGUUCCAGUCAUAAUAUAAAUUUAUUUUCGAGUGGUUUCCGAUAGAAAAUUGUGUCUAGUUGGCGAAUUUGUGAAGUAUUUUUAUUUUUUACUUUUCUUGCAAUUUUUACUAAUAAUUUUAAAAACUAAACAUAAACUUUGGAAAAAACAGGAAUUAAAAUAAUACGAUUUCUGUUCAGUGUUCAUUAUUUUGAUUUUGAUUUUAUUUUUGUAGUUCCGUGAAAAAUAAUCAUACAGAACCCAAACCUUACAACAAGUACUAAUACUCGUAAAAGCACUUUUUUAGACAUGCAAAUAAAAUAUUCAAAGUAUACUGACGUUUCUUUAAAACAGUUUUAAAAUCGGGAUCGGCCAAUCACCGUGUGUAACUGUUAAGUUUUUAUUUUUAACCCAUAUGUUGGAUUACACUUUUAUAGCUCUUCUUCUCCAUUCUAAACGGUCAUUAACUACACGUUUCAGUUAUCCAUAGCUUCCUACUUCUCCCGCAUAUUUUUUGAUUUGCCCACCUUAAAAAAUUGUGAGAUUUCCCACGUUAUAUUUUUUCUUCCACCAUGUCAUGCAUAUUAUUAUACUGUUUAGCUCUUUUGGAUGUCUAUAUGUGUAUUAACUACCACUUUUCAUCUUUCCGUUUUACAUGGAAUCCACCAAUGCCCGUUUCUCGCUCAAUGUUUUAUGUACCUACUUUAUGAUCGCACGUUUUAUAUAACUAAUACUCUAACUAAUUCGACUCCAGGGCUUUCAGUGUCUUUGUUUGUGUUUCGAAUAUUCCCAAGUUCUAUAGCCAUAUAUAAUAAAAUAUGCACAAUAAUUGAUAAAGGUGUCAAUGAACAUUUUUUUUUUUAAAUUGUACAGAAUAAUGAUUUGAAAAAAAUCAUGCCUUUUUUUACAGAAUAGAACGACAAAUAAUAAUUAGACUGUAACCUUUAUCUCACCAAAGAAAAACUAAAAAUUAUGUGCUUAGAAUCAUAGCUUUAAUAAUUGAAUACCUCCUUUAUAUAUAAGAUUUUGUUUGUUCCGAGAUUUUUUUAUACAUCUGUAACAAUACGUCAAUGAAAUAAUAUCAACAAUAAUUAUAAAAAAAAAAAAAGUACGGACACACUUCGCACGUGGAUGCAGCCGUUGUACUCUUGUAGGUGGGAAGUUGGGAAGAUAGAAUACAGACGGGAAUUUAAUGUAUAUCUGUAAGCAACGAUUAACCAUUGCUAAUGAAAAAACGAUUCUGAGCCGAGUUCAGUUGAUAGUGUUGUUCUGUCAACAACACAAUAUACGAUAUGUAUCAUAUUAUGGUAAAAUGAUUACAAUAUGCGUUUCAAUGACAUCAAUGCUUGUUUAAAAAAGAUUAAAAUAAUAAAAACCUAAUAAUAAAAAUAGUUACCAAUGGCAACUUUGUUUUUAAUCUUUCAAUCUUUUUUAACCUAAAUACCUAGGUUUCUUUCAUUAUCUCGAAUAUAAAUGAGAAUUACAAAAAAUAACCUCUUUAAAGUACCACCCAGAGAACAUUUCCUUUCAGAAAAGGUGCUAUACUUGAUAAUCAGAGUAUUCUUUUUGGUAGAAAAAGUGUUCACAUAAAAAAAAAAAAAAUAAUAAUAAUAAUAAUAAAUAUCAUUGUAAAACCAAUAUAUUCCCCGCUCCACUCAGAAUCUAAAAUGUCAGGUUACCUGAUUUUGAUUAAUAUCCAUUAAUAUCCAUUGACCCAUUCAAUUGUAAAACUAUCGUAUAACAAGCCCUGCUGGUAACAUAUUGUUGAGCAUCGACGAUGAUGAUGGCGGGAUAUUAGGAACAGAUAAAAAAAAAAAACUAAUAAUAAUAAUAAUAACAUGACGUACUGAUAAUAUUAUAUUAGUGGGUAUUUUACGAUCAACCAGUUCUCUAUAUUAUAACAUGUUAUAAUCUUAUCGUUUGGUGUCUAUACACGUAUACCUAUAAUACGUUGUAUACGUAAUAUUAUUGUAUACCUAAUAUAUUAAUAAUAUUUUUACAAUAUUAUUAUCUUUGGCAUCAGUAAUUAAUAAUAAUACCUACCUAAAUUUAUGGCUGGGUUGUGGAGAUCGUUCAUUUUUUUUUCCUAAGCAGGUACGCGUGUCGUGUAGUCGCGCGUAUUACAUUCAUCGCGAUACAACUAUUACAUACGGCUAUAUACAAGUACAUAUUAUAAUAUAGGUGUAUUUUUUUUACAAGUAACGACUAUAAAUAUAAUAUUAUAAUAUAUGUUAUACUUACAAUAAUUAUUGUAUUGUAGUCGUUGUGUUAUUGUCGUUUUUUAUUCGUCGCUACUUGAUUUAUAGUAUCGUUUCGAACCACAUCACUGCACGCUGCUGCACAGUAUUCUUAUAAUAAUGCAUUCGAUUCGUGCGCGUAUAUUAUAAAAAUGUUAAUCGUUUGGACGGUAUAAUAAAUUAUUAUUAUUUUUAUACAUAUAUAUAUUUUUUUUUGUAUAAUAAUUUAUCGGAGUGUAAAAUGGAAUUGCACAGUUAUAGAAUUCAAUGAGUAUAGUUGUAAAUUGUUAUCAUAAUAUAUGAUUAUCGACUUUGGCAAUUGCGUACGUUCUUUUUUUUUUUUAGAACUUUUCUACUAUAGAGUACCUAUAUACCAAAGGAGAAUAUAUAUAUUAUUUUAAUUUUGUGUCAUCAGUCCAACCGAUAUAAGUGAAGCGAUACGAAUUCUGAAAAUUAAUUUGAAUUUGCAGUGUGAAGUGUACACGAGAUCGUUCAAGCCUCUUUGAUCAGUAUUCCUAGCAAUGUGAGGAAUGUAUUGGUUUUACAAUAUUGUAAUUUAUUUUUUUAGGAAAAGAAAUCUGUAAACAAAUUUUCUACCAGAAAUCUUGGUUCAAUCAAAAAACAUGUGCCUAUUAAACUUCUUGUAGCGUUUUUAAUCUAGUUGGUGUAUUAAGAAAUUCAUUUUUUGAUUUUCCUUGUAGUUUUCUUAAUAAAUGGGAAAACAAUUUGGGAAUUUGACAUAUAUAAAUUUUGUUGAUUUCUGGGUUAUCUUGCCAAUAAAUACAAUACACUUGUUAGUUAUUAUUAUGACUAAUAAUACAACCAAUAGAUACUCUGCGAAGAAUCGUUUUUUUCGUUGCGCCUUGCGUAAUAAUAUAAAUUAAAUUACUCUCCCUGUCAACUUCCCUUUUAAAACAAUGACAUACCCAUCAGUAGAUUUAGCCUUUUUCAAUUGAAUUAACAUUUUUUUUUUUAUAUUUUCAAAUCUUCAAAUCAAAUGUUUCGAAAUUCAGAACUCAAAUUCAAAAAGGUGGUUCAACCAAUCUCAUUUAUUUUUAUUAAACCUCAUUUAUUUCACGAUAAAUUCAAGUCUGUUUUCAGAAUUUUUAUUACUACUAUGGUCCAACUGACUGCUAUCGGUCUAAAAUCGCAAUGCUGAGUAGUUUGUAUUAGACAAAGAACGAAAAUAUCCCGGCAUCCAAUUCCCUUAAUAUUAUUAUUCUGUUACCGGUUAGACGUUAACCGGUUCGAAAUUUUAACAUUUUUAAAUAUUAAUAGUAUUAUUCCCGGGACGGCCUGGGCAUUUAUUGUAAAUACGAAAUGACAACGAGAAAUAAUUUAAAUUCUGAUUUAUGUACCGUCCUUUUUACGGGGUUAAUUAAAAAACUAGGUAGCUAUAUAAAAGCUACAAAUUGAAUUUUAUGUUUUAAACCUAAUGAUAAAAUAUAUUAUAAUAAUUUAUAAACUAUAUACUUAUUUUCAAUGUUAAACACCAGAGUCCGAGUGUUUCCUACAGACACAUUAAUUAUUAUAUUUUUAGAAUAUAUUAUUCUGUUUAUUUUAUAUUAUUAUUAUUAAUCGGACCACUUUUAUAUAAGAUCGUAUAGUAUAUAAUUCAAUAUUGUUGAGAAAAAAAAAUUAUCCGUAAAAAUUAUAAUAUUAUUUAAGUACCAGGUGUAUAUAUUUCAGUAUUUCAGAUUUUGUAAAGGAACUGACAAGGUAAAUUAUUGGUUUAUUUGCCACAAUACGAUACGUGUAAUUUUUUUUAUUUCUGAACUAGUUUUCAACCAGAAGGCUGCCUCUUAUGUAGCAUUUUGGUAUAGUGACAUUUCGAUCCGUUCAACAAAUAAUUGAAUUUGAUAAACGGAUCAAAAAGUCCCUAUACGAUUAAAAUGUUUCCGAUGACGUCUUGAUCCGUCUUUUAAUGAGGAUAUAUCGAUUCGUUUUUUACCCACGGAUCAAAAUGGUCCCGGGAAAUAUUUGAUCCAGUGGAGAUAUUUUGAUCCACUUAGAAAAUUAAAUUUGUUUACAAGACGAUUCAAAUUGUUCCCAACGUAACAAUAUAUUCCGUAAUCAACAUUUUAAAUCUCGUUACCCACAAGUAUUUAAUUUUUUGUUAAGAUGUACUAUUUUCAAUAUACAGUUUAUCUAUCAGUAGCACUGUCGCAUAAACUAUCAUUUAGUUUCGAAAAGCGUGGAGUUUAUGCAUAUAUAAUUUACUAGUACUUACUCUCAUAAUAACUUGUUCCGCUCAGAAUUUGAAAAAAUAUAAUCUAUAGUUAUUAGUAGGUAUACAUUAUAGGUUGGUAGUUUCGUGAAAAAUGUUUGACGCAUUCGUAAUUUAGCUGCAGGAAUAAAAUAGAGAUUUUUUUUUUUUGUUUUUUCAAAUGAAAAUUCAUUAUUUAAAUUUGAGCGGGUUCGACGGUUUGUGGGUAGGUCAAUAUUAUCGGGAUGUCCUCCCACACGUUUGAAAACAUAUAUACCUAUAAUACCUUUCAAUGUUCUCUCAAUACUAAUGUAGAAAAAUAAACUGAAGCCAUUUGUUUUAUUUGAAUUUUAUGCCAACAGUUCUAUUGGGUGCAAUAAAUCAACACUUUUUUUCCUUUUUCAACCGUCGUCUUUGACCGCGGUGACCGGUGUAAUCACGCCGAACCAUAUUUCCAGCUACCUUCGGGCCACCACCUAUAUAACUAUUAUAUCCUCAUCUCAUCGUGUUUACAUAUUAUAAUAUUAUUACCGCGUAGGUUAAAAUACGUAUAUACAUUUCUAUUAAUAAUUGUAUAUUUCUUCGAUUUUUUUUUUUUUAUUUCAUGUUUUAAUGUUCAUUUAAAUGAGAAUUUUUUUUUUUCUGAGUCGUGAGCUCCCAGUGUCUGCAGUAUUCAACGUGGUUUUCUUACAAAAAAAAAAAAAUGACUUAUAUAUUAUAUUAUAUACGCACACUAUAUAUUAUACUUGCGAACAAAAUGCAAACGUAUAAAUUCUCAUUAAGGUGACGUGUUUACCUAUAUAUAAUAUAUAUACAUAUUAUUAUUUUUCUCUUUGGUUAAGGUACAUACUGCAAGUAUUAGAUAUAUACUACUCGUUAGCUAUUUUUUUUCGUCUUAGCAGUUUUCUAUUAUUUCUAAAUUAGGCGCGUAGUCUAAUGAGUGUAUUUGGAUACGAUUCACGAUCCUCUACAUAUAUGUAUGUAUAUGAUGACAGUAUUGCCAACAGCACUAUAAUAAAUACGAUAGUUGGAUAUAUACAAAUAUAUAUAUCCGUUAUUAUUUAAUGUAUUAUUAUUAAAAUGGUAUUUUUUUUUUGAAUCUUAAUAUCAUGGAAAAAAAUUUAACUUACAUACUGAAAACAACGAUAGACCAAUACAAUUUUAAUAAAUAUUCUUGGCCUAGCUCGGUAAACUAAUAAGGUUAUAGUAUUAAUCCCUCUGUAGCCAAGAUAAGCCACAGAAAUCAACAAAAAUAAAACCGGUAUUUUGUCAUUUGUCAUUAGAUUUUUUGUUUAAUUGUUUGAAAAAAUGUUCCAAGUGAAAUACUAAGGAGAGAAAAUUGUGUAUAUUUUAAAGUAUAGCAUAACAAAAUCGUGGUAUUAUUACUAAUCCAAACAAGUGUUUUUCAAAAGAGAACAAUACAUAUAUUUGUGUAAACGAAUAUAAGCUUCUUCUCUCUACCCAGAUUUAAAAAAUAGACAUUUAAACAAUUUUUAAAACCAAUUUAAAUAUACUUACAUAUUAUUGAACUUGCUUUGAUAUAAAGGUCUAGUACUUAUGUAUGGUUUAAAUUUAGUUUUGAGAGACUUUUUCAACUUUUGGCGAGGAAAAUGUUAAGGGUUACUUAUAUAUACCAAGUGCAGUCAGUUUCUAUUUUAUAAGUAAUAAAACCAUUUUAAAUAUAUUUAAAUUUUAUAUAUUAUAUUAUUCUUUACAUAAAAUAUAUUCAAGUAUAUUAUUCAUGGUUUUUUUUUUGUGGUAUAAUUUGUAUUAUACAAUGAAAUACCGAACAAAAGAUUUUUGAAGCUAUAUAUUUGUCACGAUGAAAUUUGUGAAUAUGCCAACUCGAUAAAAAAAAAUAUGAUUUAUGUAUUUUUAUUAUAUGCACUAUAGUACGAAAGAGGAGGGACGAUUGUUUCAUAUUUAAUUACCUACUAAUAAUCGUAUACAUUUUAAAUAGUUGGGUAAAUGUAUUAGUUGAGGAUAAGAUUUGAAACAAAAAAAAUAAAAAGAAAGUUAAACUAUAGAGAAAAAAAAUUAGUACAGAUGACUCGGUUAUUGUUAGUGUCGGUUAGGUGUAAAUCUACUUAUUCAUUAAGACACGGCAAGAAAACGAUUAUUAUUAUUUUAAAUUUAAAUUUGAAUAUGGUUAUGUAUCUCAUUAUAUAUUAUCUAAUUAUAUCUCAUUGAAAUGUCCAAAAAAAAAAAAAAAGUAAAAUCGGUGGAUAUUUUUGUUUUUAUUUUUAAAUUUAUGCAUUUUUUUUUUUUUUUUAGGGCAUCGACCCAAGAAAUUCGAUAUAGACAGUAUAUUAUGUUUCGUAAAAAAAAAUAUGAAAAUAUAAUAAUAUAGGUAGUGUAAUUUAUCAAAUAUUAAUAUUGUAAUAAGCGCGUUAUUGGAUCAUUAAUUAUUAUAAAACUGACGGUGUGUGACGACAUCAUCUGUGACUGAAAAAAUAAAUAUCGCUAAUGCACGACACUCAUCUAUGUAUAUAUAUGCAUACAUUAUUCGUCUAUAAUGUUAAAUUUAACAAUAAAUUCUAUUAUUAUUCCGAACACUGUUUCUUUGUAUAGGAUAUACGACUUAUAAUAGUUUACAGUAGAUGAUGUACUCACUCGUUUGGUCAAAAUUUCCCUUUCGUCGCCUCGAAUUAUUUCAUGCAUAUAUAUAAUAGUAGUACCUAUUCGUAUAAUGUUUGGGGGAUUGCGGUGGUAGAUCGAUCUGCCUGAUAACUACUGCUCGUAUGUCAUUUAAGAAUGACCCUUUUAAUUUAUCAUCCAACUUGCAUCCGCGACCGAGGAGUAGUGCCAAAUUGAACGACGUCCACAAAACAAAAAACGAUAAGAAUAUAAUAUAUAUAUAUAUAUAUAUACUACACAGUAUAUACUUCCACCCCGACGACCUCAUAUUAAAUACUUACCUACUUCUUUUCACCGCCCAAUUUAUCAUUAAGUUGGUAAAAACCCAAUCAUAUCAUAAACAGUGCAAGUUCCAGGUACAUUUUUAAUAACAAUUCUCACGACUAUUAAUUAUUAACAAACUGUUCGAUAAAAUAUUGAAUUUUCGAUAUUAUUUUACUAAUAAAAUAUUAAUACGAGUGUGAAGUAUGGCAUGCUCUAUUGUGUAAAUUAUUAUAAUAACGUGUUAUCGGAUCAUCUUACUGUAAUAUGCAUUAACACAAUAAAUCAAUUAAUAUAAAUGUUUCGCAAUAAUUAUAAAAAGGCAUUUUAAAAAAAAAAAAAAUUGCAACUGUUCAACUCUAUAAUAUUAUAAAAAAGAUAUUUGUCGUUCGAUUUUGCAAGACUGAGCAUUGAGCAUGCCUACUGCUAUAUUAACUUAAUUAAAUUAAUUGAAAACAAUUUAAGGAUUUAAUACGAUAAAUUAGGUUUGUUUUAUUAAUCAAUUAUUUUAUCAGUUUAAUUUUUUGUACAAUCUUUAUUCUCAUACAAAUAUUGAUAACUAUUAAACAUUACCCGGCAUUGAAAGGUUUAUUGAUAGUGAUUAAUUAAAAAAUCACUUUUAAUGAUUGUUAUAUAAGAAAAAAAUUCCUUUUUUUUUAAAUCUAAAAAUGAAUUUUCUAUCUUAAUAUUCAUCGAGCUACUCAAAAUUUAAUUUAUCUAAAUAAAAAAUCAAAUCUUAUUUCUCCUGAACACUUUCAAAACAAUAGUUCAGAACCUAUUCGUUCUCAGGUGAUGUUUAUGAUCUUUUGGAAAAGAAAGAAAGACGGAUGAUCGACAAUCAUUAUAACACUAGGGGAUUUAUUCUAAAAAUAUCAAAUUAUAAUUAUUUUAAACUUGAAUCUUCCCAUCGUUUACCGAUAAAAAAAAACAAAAUUAAUGAAUUGUAUACCAUGCUACCUAAAUUCAAAUUGUGCAUUUAAUAUUAUUUUGUUACAAUUAAAAUUAUUUAAAUUAACUCGUUAUUUAUUGAGUUAAUGCAAAACAAAAUAAUUCAAGUAGAUAGAUAAAAAUGAAAGGUUAAAAUGUGUAGCUAAGUUAAAAAUUAAAAUUAACUCGAUUUCAAAUUUUGUUUAAUUCUGUAAUUCUCAGUCUUGAAUCUUAGAUUAAUUUUAUUUUCUAAAAAUUUUAAUAAAUUAAAUAAUAUUUUUGGAUUGUUUAUUUUUUUUUGAGUAAAUUUUAAGCUAUUAUAGCUUUUGAGUAGGUAUAAUGAAGAAGCUAUUAGUUUUACAAAGUUGUUUUUAUUUCUUGAAAAACAUUUUUUUAAUUAUUGAAAACUCCGUUUUCAUCACAUAAUAUCUGAAAAGAUGCGAAAUUCCCAGUCGGUGGUAUUUUAUUUGAGAUAAUUUAUCGAGAUAUUCAACAGUUCAUCCCUUCAGUUCUUUUUUAUUUUUUAUUUUUAUGGAAUUCUAAGUCAUCUUUUUAGAUCUGAAUCUUUUUUUCAACUAGGAAAAUACAACACGAUUAUUAUUACUCCACUCAGAAUCGUUUUUCGUCUGAUAUGGUUAUUUAUUUAACGAUUUAUUUCUUUAUUUAUUUACAGUAUCUAUAUACAUUAAUACACAAUACACUAAAUAACCCUGCAUAUCAUACCCGUGGUUCGAAGAAUGUAAAGUGUGUCCAGUUUUUUUUUUUUUUUAUGAUUUUACAGUGUUAAACUUUAUUAGGUAGCUGUAUAUUAUUUAUUACUUUAUGCUGUAUCUAUAUUUUGAGUUAUUUCGGUGCACCUAUAGCAUAUCGGUUAUUACGUCUAUGUACAUGUAUAUGUUCCCUUUGAAUUUUCCGAUAUACCUAUUCUAAGAUUAUAAUAUAGUUACAUAUCUUUGAUCGUUACAGAAAUAAUAAACAUUUUUUUUUUUUCGAAAAUAAUUGCCGAGAAAGACCGGUAUGAAUUGAAUUGGCUGCUAUAGUAUUGAGUAGGUAGGUAUAGUAUAACAUUCUCUUCUGUAGUUCUCUGGGAUCUGCACGAUUGUGCGCUCGAUCUUUAUCGUCGCCUUUUGAUCAUCACGAACGCGUAUGUCGUCGUCUUCAAACUAACAACACAAUAAUAGAAUCUUGCGGAAAGACGAUCGAAAAUCUACCGACAAAGUCUCCAUUGUGUAUGUUAUACACAGGGAAAAAUCGAAAAAUAAAAUAUACUUACCUAUAUAAAUUGAGAGAUGUACAAACGCUGCAGCAGAAUCUUUAUAAUAAUAUAUAUUCUAUACAAAAGUUGAAAAGUCGUAAAGUCGUUUAUUAUUAUAUAAAUUACGUUUAAAUGGAUUUUUCUCUUUUUGAAAGUUCAACGAAAAAUGAUAUAUGCUAUUAUAUUAGUGUCAGGUGUUCAAUACAAGAAGCAUUUAUUUUAUUUAUUUUUUUUUUUUUUGAUUACCUAAAUCAUAUUCACCACCAUAUUCUACUAUAUUUACACCACCAUAUUAUUGAUUUAUAGAUUUCAAUCGUAUAGGUAUUAUUAUUUAUUUCACAAUGACUAAAUUACGUUAUUUUAUAAGACUACCGUUGUAACUGUUACGUGCCAGUUAAGUGAGAUACAGAAUGACCAAUCCAUCAUAGGACAAUUAUCCUAUUAUUAUUAUAAUAAUAGGAUCAAUUACAAUUUCGACAUUUCUUUUGUAAACAAUUUUAGAAACAAGCAAAUCUGCAGUUUUACAUUUAUGUUAUUUUUUGCCAUCCUAAUAUUUUUUUAAGGAGUUAAACAACUACGUACUUUUGAUUUUCAAAUCGCAAUCUAUAUUAAAAAUGUCAUAGAUAGAUGCAGUAGUAGUCAAAAUAAAUGUGUUUAGGUUUUAAAUUUUCGUUAAUCCGUUGACGAGAUAUUCUACUUUUAAUUUUGGAUCGUAGAAGAGUGAUAGAGUAUCUUAUGCGUGGCGGCAUAGCGCGUGGCGUUUCAAGAAUGUACCACUUCUCUCCCCUGACCCAAAAUUAAAAGUGGAAUAUCUCGUUAAGAGAUUAACGGAAAUCAAACAAUUUCAACACUAAAAUUUAUUUUAACUACUACUCCCAUCUAUUUAUGGAAUUUUUAAUAUAGGUUGCAUUUGAAAAUAAAAAGUAGGUAGUGGUUUUUCCCCUAAAAAUAAUGGUGACAAAAAAUAAUAUUGUUUAUUAAAUAAGCUUGUUUCUUAAAUGUUAUAGAAAACAAAUUCAGGAAAACGUUUAUACUUUCCGAGAUAAUGAGUGUACCCACUUGAAUGAAUCACCUGGUAUCUGUAAGCAACGAUAAACCAUUGCUGAAAAAAAAACGAUUUUGAGCAGAGUUCAGUUGAUAGUGAUGAAAAGUAGAUAGUCGAUUCAUCACCAAAAAUUAGGGUGAAAAAAAAAUGGAAAUGUUAAAUUUUAGAACAGCUUGUUUCUUAAAUAUUCGUUAAAACAAAUUUCAAAAAAGGUGAACACUUUCUUAGAUAAUGAGUAUCUUAUGAUAGAUUGAUCAUCCCGUAUAAUAAUAUUACAAAAAAAAAUUUAAUUCUAUAAUGUUCUAUUGGAUGUCGAUAAAACCAGGCCAAAAACAAAAUAAUAUAAAUUCCUAUGCAAGCUUUUAUAAUAAUAUUAUGUAGAGAUAAUAUUCGUAUUUUAAAUAAAUCAUAUACAAAUAAUAAUAAUAAUAUAAUAUUUAUUCCCUUCCAUAAAAUUAUAACAAACUUUUUUUAUUUACACAUAUAUUCCAGGUAAUAAUAAUAUUUAAUUUUAUCGAAUUAUAAUACUACAGUUCAGAUGACAUUGAAAUUGGAAUUUAAUUGUUUUCUAUAUAUCGGACCAAUGUUGAAAGCUACAGUAUUCCGAUUUAUCCAGAUAAUUAGUUAACUUAUUAUUUAUUUUUUAUGGAAUAGUUUCAAUUUCUCUAAAUAUGUAUCUUAGAUAGGCAUAUAUUUCACUUUUCUAGAUUAAUUAUUUAAGAUAAUUUUUUUUUAAUUUUAUGUAAAAUAUUGAAUAAUAUAAUUAUUGUCCCAAAUAAAAUAUUUCUAUUUUAUAUUUAUUUCUUUAAAAAAAAAAAAUUAAUAUUAUAAUCGAUUGUGUAUGUAGUUAGGAAGUAUAAAUAGGUAUUAAAAGGAUUGGAAGUGAUUUUCUAUCUUUGUCUUACACACGUGCAACAUAGGAUUUAGGAUUUUAAAUGCGUUCUAUUUCCAACGUACCGAUUGGUUUAGUGAAGCGAUAUGAAUUCUGAAAACAGAUUUGAAUUUAUCAUUAAUGUGUACUAGAAUUUGAUUUUAAAUUUCUUCAAAAAUUAAAAUAUUCCAUUUUUUAAAUUACUUCUUUUUACUAUGGGUUUUUUAGGAUUUAAGGGGAUAUAAUCAAAAAUGUGGGAAAGUCGAUUUUAAGUAGACUUGAUGUCAAUAUCAAAUCUGUUUUCAGAAUUCUCAUGGUUUCACAAGAUCAAUCAGUACGUUGGAAAUAUGUGUGUAUAUCAAAGACAAUUACCGCUUCCAAUUCCUUUAACAAAUUAAUAAAUAAAUUUAGUUUAUUUCAAGCCUAUAACUUUGGAAGGUGCUUCUUUCUUCUUCAGUAAGAUAUCAGUUUUAUUAAUUUAACUCCAAUAAUAAGUACUGUAAUCAGGUUAAAUUUAAAUAUUUCCUACUAAGGACAAGAAUAAAUUAGUUAAUUUAGGGUAAAUUAAGUUAAUUUGAUUUUAAAUUUUUAACUUAACGAAUUAACAUAAAAGUUUAGAAAAUCCAUACAUUUGACUAGUAAGCCUUAGCUCCGUUGGGUUAGUAAGGUUAGGUUAGGCUUGUAUUUCAACAUAAAAAAAAAAUAAAUGUUUCUUUUUUAUAGGUAUCUAAAUGAAAAUAAAUCUCUUUUAUCUCUAUAUGGACAAAUUUUUUUGAAUUAUUAUUUGUUUUUAUUUUCUUAUUUUUUAGUUAUCUAAUCCUAAAACUUAAUAUUUAAGAUUAAUCACAAUAUGAGAUUAUUUUAUUUCAUUUUUUGCCAAUUUUAUUUUUCAACGAUCAUAAUUUGCAGUAUUUUUACGCUUAUACACGAUCGAACCGGGAUUUUUGUAAUCGUAAUUAAGCUAUAAGAUGUUGAUAGUACUAUUUUUUUUAUCAUCACCUUCGUAUUAUUAUUUAAUUUCGUGUGUGUGGCUUAACAACGAGCUGACGUAUAAUUUUUGAAACCGGUAUUACUUAUGUAUUUGAUUUCACUUGACGAACGAGCUAUCAUACGCGUUAUUAUUGUAUAAUAAUAGCGUAGGUACGAACAGUCUUUUUUUUAUUUUACUUUAAAUUCUACUUGUAAAAAAAAAUAAAAUAAAAUAAAAGCUUCCGACACAGACGGGUUAGAUUUAUUUGAUUUUCGUUUGUCGACUAGUUAUGUGAACGGUAGACUAUACAGAAAGAUUCUUUUAACAAUCGAAUCAGCGAUUAUCUUUAAGUACGAAGAUUUUGAGUAAAUACAUUAUUGUGAUUUUUUUCUAGAAGUUGUGAUACUUAGGAAUUAUUCGAUUUACAAAGUUUUUGAAACUUUUGAAAUAACCCACCUUUUUCAAAUUCAUUUUAAAACGAGCACCUUCAUUUUUCUUAAAAUGUUCGAUUGCACAACACAGAUAUAGGAUAUAUAUUUAUUAUAACUUAUAGGGUUUUAUAGUUUAUGAAGUAUAUAGGGAACGAAUUAUAUAUCUAUCUAGAUUCAUAGACAGUCCGCUCCAGAGCUAGAUUAAGGUUUUUGUCAUACCCCUCAUAAUUGAUUUGUCACAAAAUUUUAAAUCUUGAUAUUUUACUUCUAAAAGUAAUUAAAAAUAGGUUUACGGGACUUACUCCGAUAAAUCUCGAAUACGAUAUAAUAUAUAUAAAUACCCAUGACAAUAUUUAAUAUCAAUAUUCAAUAAUUUAAUAUCAUACAGCAUUAAAAUAACUUGUGUGUAUAUUUAAAAUUAAGAAAUAACGCUACAACAUUAAUUGUGUUACUACAUAAAAAAAUGGGCUGAUACUGGAAAUGGGAGCGAUCACUCUUGUAGAUGAAAAGUUGGAAAGUUAGGAUACAUAAAGUUAUUUCAUUUAUACCUGUAAGCAACGAUAAAUCAUUGCUUGACGAAAGACAAUUCUGAGCGCAAAAAAAAAUAAACAUCUUAGUAAGACCAAUAGCUCUCUCACUACGCUCGGAAUUUAAAAACUAUGCUAUUUAGUUGUCACCCUUUAAAAUUUGCUGUCGUAGGCUAUCUUCGAUCUAAGUUUUUAACUGCAUUUUUAACUAAUCCAACUUAUAAAUAACAUAUCCAAAUUAUAAUAUUAAAAUUAAUAUAAAUUAUAGAAAUUUCUUUUCUGAAUGAAAUUUUAAAAACCUGAAGUUCUAAUUGAAAAUCAAUGUAGUUGAUAUUGUGUGGUGUUGAGCCUGAAAAAAAAAAUGCAAAAUCAAAUUUACUAAAAAUGUUCGUAUGUGUUUAUAGAUAAUCGGUAGUUCAUGGUAACUUUAUGUAAUCACCCUGUAUACGCGGAUUACGUAUGGAUUAUAUUAUUUUGGAUAUGAAUCGCCGAGACUACUACGUGUCGUUUCGUCGAAAGAACGAUUUGUGUGCCAUUUCUACGGGACGGGGAUUUUUCGCGCUCCCGGGGGUAUUCCAAUUUCCCGCCUCAACAACCGGAAAUCAUUUCCGCCGCCACAACUAUAUACACGCGGUGGUAUUAAAUUUCAAUAAUUUAUACCGACUGCCACGGCCGCUCCCGUCUUUCAGUUUUUUAAAUUCGAUUUUAAUUAUAAUUUAGCGAAAAAUAAAAUUAUUAUCACAUAAUACCCCACCAACUGUUUAACUUCAUCCUUGCAUCCUGAUUGUACAUUUCGUCUCUCGACAACCUGCUGUAGUCUUUUUUAGCUGUAAUUCGGUUAAUUAAAUCAUAGUUUUGAGAUUUAAAAUUUUCACCAAAUACUUCUUUGAUUUCCUCCGGAAAAAAUAAUUUUGCCUAGUUUCUUACACGAGCGAAUCAAAUUUUAAAAAAUGAUGGUAAUAAAAAUUAAAUAUCUGUAGUCCCGAUCAGUGGUAAUUUAAGGAGAGAAAUAAGAAAAAUAAAUGCUCUUACUUGACAAUUUUUUUUCAAUACCUGUUAUUUAUAUGAUUACCUCAUUUAAAAUUUUAGUCCAAAUAUUUUGGUAGUGCAUAGGACUAGUAAUGCAGGUACCUAUUUAUAGUCAAUGUGUCAAAAUAAAAAAGAUACGGAUAUACUUCGCACGAUGGUUGGACCUACUGUUGUAUGUGAGAAAUUUGGAUGGUAGAGGAGAAUUUAAUGUAUAAUUGUACGCAACAAUUUAUAAUUUUUAAUAAAAAACGAUUCUAAGUAGAAUUCAGUAGUAUAUUUAUUGAAAGGCCGUAUAUUUACGAUUUAAAAAUUAUACAUUUCGUAAAUUUUCCCCGUUUUUCCUACAUUUUUUUAUAUAUAUUAUGAAAAUUUCUGGGAAAAUCAAAAAAUGACCUUCAUAAAGGAACGUCCCAAAUAUAUUUUCUUUCUGAAAAAAAAUAAACAUCAUUAUAAAACCAUUCCUUCUUCCACUUAAAAUCUAAAAAAUUGAACGUAUAAAUUUUCAUGUUUAAAAUGGAACCUUUCCAAACCACUAUAAUUUUUAAAGAUGUGAGAUACUUAGAACCAAAAUAGUAAAUUAUCCGAUAAUAAUAGUUAAUUAGACCUAUAGUUUUUUUUUAUUAAAUUAAAUGUUAAUAUUAGUGCAAAUAAAAUUAUAAAUGACUUUCAAAAAUGCAUGAAUCGAAAAUUGAUCAUUUUUUUUAUUAUAGGUUAUAAUAUACAAUAUGACACAAUUUCCAAAUUUAUUUUACCCCUCCUUAGAAAAAUCCUAAAUAUAUCGUGCUAUUGUUCCCGGCAUUUUAAAAAAUUUUUGUUUUUAAAUUUGAUUAUAUCAAAGAAAUACAUAUGUUAAUAGAAUAAUGUAGGUAAAUAAUGAGCAUUUACAAAUAAAUUGUGCUUAAGUAAUUUUUAUUGACAUACAUUCUUUCUACAUAGCUGUUAUACUAUGAACUUGUGCCUUUGUUGUAAAAAAAUAAAAAUCAUAGUUACUUAAGACAUCUUAAGAUUUUGCAGUACAAAAUAGAUCAAAAAAUAGCCAAUUCAUAUGUUGGACGCGUUCUGCGUCUUCCAAAGACCUAUAUGUUAUCAUUAUUUUUUAAAAUGUGGUGGUCAAAUUUCCAAUAUGUAUUAGUUAUUUUUCAUUCGUUGCUUUUUAAUUGUUUACUUAAUUAUUUAUGUUACUAUGAUAUGAAAUAUUUUUAUUUCAGUUUGUGUGAAUGAAUUAUUGUACACGAUAGCUGAGAAUUAUUAAUCUUGUCGGUCACAAACAAAAACAUCAGUAAAACUAGAUUUCCUUUAUUUAUUUUUGCCUUGUGUUUAAAGGUUAAAUGUUUACACAAAUCGUAAAUUAUUAUAGAGAAAUUAAUAAAAAAUUGUCAGUUUAAAUUUAGGAAAAGAAACAUUUAAAAACAUGCUAUCCAUCAUGUCAGGAGUAUCGCAAAUCUUUUUUGCUCGUAGUGUACUAUACGAAUAUGAGUUUUUGUCCAAUUUUCACGAGUUUUAAUAUGUGUGCUUAUAAACUAUAUAUAGAGUAUAUCUAUCUCGUUCACCCGAAAUAAUGUCCGCAGCUUCACGUCGUAAUAUUAUCACACGAAUUCCUUCGCGUUCGAUAUACCACCGCGUUCCCCGUCUAAUUUCAUAUUAUACUAUGUUUAAUAAUAAUAUUAUGUCAUCGUGCGUUCCAUAUUUUAUCUUGAUCGUCGGAUCGCGUAUAUUAACGUUUCCUACUUGAAACGAGCCAUACACACAAAUGACUAUAUCAUAUACAGCGUUAUUCAUUUUAAAUGCCAUUUUACAAAUUAACAUAUGUUCUGAUGGUAUCAAUUAAUGUUUUGCCGGGUUUAUUUAAACCCGUCCUGGUUUUUUUAUCGACUUAGGUUCAAGUUUACGCUAUAACUUUUUUAGAACAUUAUCAGGUUUGAACCCGAUUUUGAAAAAUACUUACCAAGGAAAGCACACUUAUUAUUGCUUUCAUUGAAAUCAUGUUAUCGAUAUUAUAAACUUGUGACAAGAAAUUAAAGAAUCAGUUUGGAGUAUUACAUUUGUGUAUGUAGCUAGCUUCGAGCAGGGAACAUUACUGUCAAAAAUUUGAGUAUAAACUUCGGCGUGUGCGAUAAGUAUUUCACGUAUAUAUAGGUAUAUCACUGUGAGUCGUCAUCACGAUCGUCCGGAAAAAUUACCUUGAACUUUCGAGUCUCCUCACUCGGUUCUGCAAGUCCACUCGUAUAUCUCUUGUACAUCUUAGCGACUGCAACGACACGAACUACGUUAUUAUAUUAUUAUUUUUGCUGGCCCUCAGCAAGCUGCUGCUGUCGUUUCAUAAAUCGAAAAAAUCACAUUUUCUUUCGGUUGUACACACCACACAGUUUUCUAUAUUAUAUAUAUAUAUAUAUAGGUAUAUUACACGAACGUAUCUUAGGUACGCUUGGGUUUCGAAAUAUUAUUACUUUAAGUUUAAUUUCCGCUCAAUCUCCUAGUUUCUUGUGUGUACACCGCUACACCACUAUAAAAAUUAUAUUAUAGUUAAUAUAAGAUGUCCUACGGUUAUAUAUCCUAACGUAACUAAUGAAUAUAUCAAAUUCAAAUUCAAAAAAGAUCAAAUUGUUUAUUUUUUGUUAUUAUUUCUUAUUAGGUGACUUAAAUUAUUAAUAUUUAAAUUAAAAGUAUGUGUUUUGGAAAAAAAAAAAUUACUUUAUUUUAUUAUUUUAAAGAAUUUGAAAAAAGUCAUUACAAAAAUGUAUUCUUCUGAAAAUGUUGAAAAUAUGAUUUUUUUUAGUUGACUAGAAACUGAUGUAUUGAAUAUAAUAUCGUUUUGCUAAACAAAUAUUAUCAGAAAACGAAAAGAAAUAAUUUUACUAUUACACUAUUUUACUCUAAACAAACAGAGUUUGAUUAUCUUUAUUUCAGAUGAUAUCGUAAUUGAUCUUCAUGGGACAUCUUGUUAGACGAGUGGUUAACUUAUUUAUUUUUAUACUAUUGUCCGAAAAUCCGGUUAAAAUAUAGAUUUUCGAAAAACAUCAUUAAUGCUGCAGUGUACUUAUCUAUUAUACGUAUAAUAUUAUUAUUACAAUUUUUAGAUCCCGACGAGCAUGCGUCGUUUUUCGAUUUGAACAAUAUAUUAAUAAUAGUAAUUUGUUAUAGUAUCGAAAAAUUAAUUUUGCAAGAAUGCAUUCAAAACGUGUUUCUUGUAAGUUUUUGGACAAGUAGUUGAAUAAAAAUGGUACUCUUUAAAAAUAAUAUAAUUAUAGCAUGACUUUUAAAAAAUCUUUAACAACAUGUUCGUCUUAAAAACUUUAUAUAGUAGAUAGGUACCUACGGUACCUAUAGUACAUACGUUAAUGGUUUUAAUAAUGCUCGAGUUCGAGUCGAUUCAAUUUACUUAAGUGAAUUUAAUUUAAAAUAUCUGUAUUUGUUUUCUUAAACCUAGUGUGGUAAGAAUAUGAAUAAGUGUACUUACGCGUAUAUUUUUCGAUUAUUAUAAGAUAUUUCACAGAUAUAUAUUAUGGCAUUUUCCGUCUGACUGAACUCAUUUAUACAUUUUACCUACUAAUAAUAUUAGGUAACAGCGAUAACGCUUGUCAUCGUCAGUGUAGUAGUGUUUUUUAAUGUUUAUAAUCAGUCCAGUUUUUGUUUCAAUAGUUUUAAUACAAUAUUCUGCAUAAUGAUUAUUUACAACAAAAAUGAUAAUAAUAUUAAUUUAAUUAAAAAUAUAUUUUUAAAAUCAACCAAAAGUUCUUAAAAUAUCAGAAAAACUGGUCUUUAAAUUUUAAUGAGUUUAAUGAUAUUACUUUUUAUUAUUGCAGAUACACUUACUAUUAGGCUUUAUGGAUAGACUUUAAAUUAUCAUUUCAGAUUCGGCAUCAAGCCUGUUGUAGUAACAUAAAAGUGCCAACAUGACCAAUUUACCAAAUAUUUAACGGGCCUAUCACUAUAAUAGUCUGGUGGAAACCCUUUAAAAUAAUUAGAUCGCCAACAUACACCUACUUUAUAACAUGUUUAUUUGAAAAUAUUCCACAUCAAACAGGUACACGUGAUGUUUUCAAUUAUGUGUAUUAUCAUGGUAUUUUACGCAAACAUUUCCCGUGUGGAAAUCGGUGGCCAAAGGUCAUCAUCAGAAGAGCACCAGACUGAUGAUCAGGGAUAAAAUAAUCGAGUUGACUAUCUAGUUGUUGUACAUAUCUGUAAGGUAUCUCCGUAGACAUUUAUAUUGAUGUAAGAAAUAUGACAUAUAUUUAUACGUGUAAACAUAGUAUAUACUACACAGUUAAGAACGAAUUUUAAAAAUGUUUCGAUUCAACGCUUAAACAUGUGUGAAUCAAGGGAAGCAAUUUAACUUGAUAUAAAUUAUUGAUUAAAUGUUAGAUAUAAACUACAAUAUUUACAAUAUAGUUUUACGACUAAACGAGCGAAACGUGCACAAUAUCCGAUCUGUGUAUCCUAAAAUUUUAAUAAUAAUAAUAAUAAAAAACUAUUCAAACCUUAUUUUUAUGGUAUAAUAUUAUGUACAGUAUUUAUGUAUUAUUUUAUUACUACGCGUCGUCAUGUAUAUGUCGUUAUGUUCCUCUGAUAAGCUAUAUUAUAUAAAAUGUCGGACAGUAUAUUUUACCAAUGGCAGUUUUGCACAUGAUAUAAAAAAAUUUUUUUUUAAAAAUUGGACUACGGAGAAACAUUUUCUAUCGUAGAUACUUUUUGAAUUUUCGUUGAUAAGGGUACCUAUCUUCCCAUAUUAUUUACUACGGUAAUAACGUUACCUAGUCGCUAAUAUGCAAAAAAUUACCUUAUCUUAUUAUUGUGUGAGUUUUUCUCAAAAUUCAUCUCAAAAAUUAGAAUUAAACUCUUAUGAAAUAAAAUAAUAUUUAAAUUAUACAUUAUGAAUGUAUAAUUUUUGUAUAUGAUUUGAAAUUUAAUAUGAUAAUCAAUCUAUUGCAAUUUAAUUAUUUAAUGAUCGCUAAUUUGAUAUGACAAAUCGAAUAAUCCUUUUAAAACUUCAUAUGAUAAUUCGUAUUAAACGGGGACUUAUUAAUUAAUAUAAUUAAGUUUAACUAAAUAUGAAUUAGGUUAAUGCGCACUAGCUACUUCAUGUAAACGUAGUAAAUAAAAAUAUAAGAAUAAUUAAAAGCUUUUUUAUAGUUUGAUUAUUUUAGGCGUAUAUUGAAAAAAACGACUGAACUUUAAAUAUCGAAAAUUAACAAUCUGACAGUCAAAAGAUAUGAUAAUUUGAUGUACUUUUUUGUUAUAUCAAUGCGAAAAUUUGUUAAAUUAUUUUUAUAUUACGGGUGAAAUUCACUCACAUUGUAAAUUUCUUUCGUUACAUUCUUAACGCUUCGUAAAAAUCAUAUUUUCACGUCUUGUACCUAUGGAAUAUUAUAAUAUAGGUACUGGCUAAUAGUAUAGCUACCUUGUUUAUUUCACGUGAUUAACGACGGCAUAAAAUAUAAUUCCAUGCAAUUUUCGUUUUAUGAACUUAUUUAUUAUUUUUACGAUCGUAUAUAGGCGGGUACGUGCAUAGUAUUUAAAAUUCACUUAAAAGUAAGUGCUAGCAAAAUUAGUAUAAUAAAACUGUAUAUUAAUAAACCAUUUUAUAAAAAUAUGUAUACGCAUAGUUGUUAAAUACCUGCGAACUCGAGAUUCAGCUGCGGGGCUAUAAAUUGGUAAUUGAUUUUUAUAAAGAAUUAAUUACUUCGGACAUAACAUCGUUGGUUAAAAUUAAUACACAAAAUGAUGUACCUAUAUAUAUACAUGAAUCAAUAACACGGACCUACGUGUUAUUAUUUCAUUUUUUUUUUUUUAUAUACCAUGAAUAAUUCAUUCGUUUUAUAAAAUAUACAUAUAUUUUUACAACAAAAGCAUUUAAUUUUAGGUGCUGACCGACGAGUCACAAUAUUAAGAGCUAUUACGAGUAUGAAAAUUUUAAUUGCAAAAUAAUCUGUAAGCAAUUUUCGAAAUCGUUCGAAUGCUACAAAAACAAAAACAGGGUUGCGAUUUUCCUCUAUAUAGUUUUGUAAUGCACGCACAUAGUGUUAUAUGGGAGAGUAUUUUUUUUAAAUAAUCAACCAAUUAUACUGAUUUAUAAUUUUCAUAUAGCUGGUUUGUUUUCUAAAAUUCGCCAAAUAGCUAUUUUCUAGGUUAAUAAUUUGGUAAGUUUUUUUUUUUAUAAAUGACUGGUUAUAAAAAUACAAUUUACCAUUUCAGAAAAAACAAAAAAUUAAUUUUGUUAUGCUUAGAUAGCUGUAGAUUUUGAAAAUCCGGAGCACUAAAUAAUAAUAUUAACCUAUUUUUUCGUCACGUGGUACUUUCUACAUAAUAUUGUUUGGAACUUGAACUCAGAUGGCGCUCUAAAGGAGUCGUUUUUCAAAAUUUCCAGUGAGUACCUACAUAAUAAUAUGUUUAAUAAAAUAUUGUACACACACAUAUACCCACUAAGUGAAAAGAAUACUCGUAUCAAAUUUGAUUUUAGAAUUUGAUUUUGUCUUUAUUGAGUUGAAUUGAAUUAUUGAGUUAAAGCACUUAUCGACUAGGUUUUUUGUUUUACUGAAAAACCCGUCGUUAUUAUUAGGUAGUUAUAUUUUUUUUUUUUAUUGAUUAUACCACUAAAAUAAUGUUCUCUGCUAUUAAUCAAUGGGCCGAGAUUUUAAUUUCUUUUCUCGUAUUAUUUCGUGCUGUUUAUUGUUUAAAUUAAAAAUGACAGCCGUAUUCGAAUAUUACAUACAACAUUUUCAUAAAGCAAUUAUAUCUUUUAUACCGCGGAAUAAGCACUUGUAUCAAUUUUGUAUAAUUGGUAGUACAAACAAACUGACUUUUGAAAUUGCAUACGCUUGUACAUAUAAUUAAUACACAACCUAAUAAACUACAUGCAUUUAUUUUGAAAACACGAAUAAUUAUAAGAUUUAGACCAAGACAAAUUUUACAAAAAUUGACUCGAGACCAUUUUCCCCGGAACCAAAGAUAUAAUGUAUCCUUGAUUUGUACAGGUGAAGAGGUACCUAAUCCGAUGGAUCUUAUUACUCUAAUAUUGUAUUAUUUACAAUACCGACUGAAGAUUUUUUUCUCUUCAAAGUAUAUUUAUAACGCCGCGUUAUUUAUUAUGUUAUUAUAUCCUAUGAAAUAUUAUACUUUUAAUCUUAAUUAUUAUAAUAUAUUAUAUUAAAUUAAAGUUUGUAUCGAAAUAUACUAAUAUAAUAAAGAAAACCGGUUAUAAUGUGUGUUGGACGGUUUUUCGACGAUUUUCAUUAAUCACGAUUAGUGACUUAGUGUAUAAAAGUACUUAUAGUAAUAGUAAUUUUAACGUGUAAUGUAUAGCCGAUGAUGAUGAACAUUUUUCUAAACGUUGGAAACGUAUAUUUUUCAUUUCUCCCGGUCUCUUAUAAAACAUACGCGAUAAAAAUAUACAAAAUUACAUUUAGAAUUAGAACUAUUAAACACAUAUUCGCGCGGAAACACUUAAAUUCCAUUAGGUAUAAUACACACGUAGGCAAUAUAUGAUAAUUUUUUUGUUUUUUUUUUUUUGUUUUUUUUUCUCAAAUAUUAUCGAAUCAAAAUGUAUAAUUUUCAAAUUAAUUAAAAAUAUGUCAGACAGCGAUAUUGGUGUUGGUGUUACUGCCGCUGCUGCCGCGGUAUUUAUUAUCCUAAAAACACAAACCAUAUUUAUUAUUGUAUACCUAUAUAAUUUAUAAUGAUUAUGCCAUAGAAUUAUGGUAUAUUAAUAAUAAUAAUAAUAAUAAUAAUAAUAAUAAUAUAGUCUCCGUUUAUAUAGUAUACAUAUAUAUAUACGUUUAUGCAUAUAUGUUGCCAAAAUAACUCUAUACGCGGAUAAAAUAAUAAUAUAUGUCUCCAUAAAUUAACGUUUAUUAUUAUAUUGUAUUAUAAAUUCGGUUUUGUGGUAGCACUCUCUUAUCUACUCUGGUAUAAUAUUUAUUAUUAUUAUUAUAAUAAUUGCAACGCUCGUAUUAUAUUAUUAAAAUAUAGGGCCCGAAGAUCGUCGUAGUCGGUAUAAUAAUAAUAAUAAUAAUAAUAAUAAUAAUUACAAUUAUAAUUAUACAUUAACGCGUUAAUAUCGCGCUAAUGGAAUUUCGAACGUUCGGGUAGGUAUUUUAUAAUAAUAUUAUGUUAUAUUUUUAAGGAAAAAAAAAAAAUCUUACGAAAAUAAUUUACGCAGCAGCUGUCGCCUGUAAACUGUACGGUCGGAUUCAUAAAUUUCGUAUAGGCGUUAAAAACAACACUAUAAAUAUAUUGUAUUUCAAAUAUUUUAUUAUUAUUAUUUUUUUUUUUAAUGGGCGACCCUGUUUUUCAACUACUACGCACGUCGUCGCCGCCGGGGGCCUCGCGGUGUUGAUUCUUCCCGCCUAAAAUAUAAUGAUUUCGACCAGAACCCAUUCCUCGGUGACUGACGGCCGCGUAACGAGCUACUGUGCAGUUGUUGACAUCGGAAACUGGUAAUAGACCGAACGCAAUGAUCUAAAACGGUCGACGGCAAUAUUAUACAGAGUGUGUCUGCGGGACUUGUCAUAGGAAAUUGUCAAAUCCUGUAGAUACACCCUGUAUGUAUUGUAUACAUACGAACACCCGGUGCCACCGCUGGCCGACGACAAAAACGUCACACGACAGAAAGCGCCCUGUGUUGCGUUUUAUAAGUGGUACCAUCACGACAUCCAAUAUAACCGCAUCGCGAUGAUAUUGUACUUUUAUUUUUAUAAUAAGCCCGACUUAACACACGCCACGACGCGACACGUUUGCACUGAACGACGAUGGGUGUUAUAAGUGGGUGCAUUAACAGUGUUUAUUAAACACACAACCCAAACGACUAAUAUUUCUGAACAGUGAGCUGAAAACAACAACAAAUAAAAAACAAACGGAAAUACUUUGCACGGUGCACGGCGGGUUACUGUUUUAGGUGAGAAAUUGAGAAGGUAGAGAGGAAAUUCAAUGUAUAUCCGUACGUGACGAAUACUAUUACUGCUUAUAUACUCAUUGCUAAUGAAAAACGAUGCUUUAAAAGGCCGUAAUAUUUACGACUUUAAAAUAAUACAUUUCGUAAGUUUAAAACGCCUUUAUAGCUAUCAGAGAAAACUAUAUUUCCUUUUAAGAGAUGAUAUAUAUAUAUAGUGGGACAUACGAAUAAAAGAAGAAACACACUGUAUAAUAUUAAUUCAGUUAAUUCAGUUUAUAAUAAUAAUUUGUAAUCGUCAAUUAAUCCGUAAUCGUUGCAAAUGAAAAGCAAGGUAUACAGUUACAUUUUUUCAUAAAUGCAUACUUAAAAUCUUCAAACACCUAUAAAUAAAUAGUAAUGGUAUUACGCCCGUUACUUUUCUUUUUCUUUUUAUCACCUUUAGCUUAACAAAUAGCAGAUCCUGCAGGUAUACAAUUGUUGAACAUUUUUAUACAAACUAUAAUUCACAUAAAUCAAAAAUAGUUAUACAAAAUGAUAGUAAUUUCAAAGAUUUAUAAAAAAAAAAAAUGGACUACAGAUAUUCGAUAUUUGUAUACUGUCAUUAUGACAACAUCUUAGGAUGACUUCCUUACUGAACCUCGUGGUAUUAAAUUGUUGAGCUGAAAAAAUUGUAUCUAUAUACAAAACCAAAGAAAUUUCGACAAUUUCAAAUAACUUCAGGUAUAACUCAAAAAACGCAAUACAACACCCCACGUAUAAAAAGUGCUACAUCGACUUUUGCAACAAAAACUAUCAUAACACACAUUUUACAAAUGCUCAGGCGUACGAAACGAACAGAUUGUAAUUCUGUAUUUUUUAUUUUAAGUUUUUUUAUCCAACUAUGUAUAGGUACUCAUUAAAUCUCUUCAUUAAUAAUUUCAAAUAUCUUUAUUUCUUAACUAAUAUAAAUGUGUUUUAAAAAAAAUAAAGAAAUAGUUACGACCGAUUUCGUUAGGGUAGUCGAAUUAUAAGUACUCGGUGAAAAUUUCAAAAGUUCACUAUUGUUUAUCAGUGUAAUUUUUUCUGCAAGCUGAUCAUAUAUUAAAUAUGUACCUACAGUAGUCUGUGCAGAUUGACAAAUUCCGUUUUUUUGUAAAUUCAUUUCCGAAAUAUACACCUACAUGAAAUUGUUUUCUUACUUUUUCUGCGAGUUUUAUUAUUAUUUUUGUUUUUUGUUUUGUUCUAUACAUUAUGUGUUAUUGUUGGGCUCUUUGUAUAAUGUGACGGAUAAUAUCAUAGCCGGGCGAACGCAGAAGUUCGGUAAGUAUACACGAUAAUUAUUCGCGUGUGUACACGUGAAACGCCCGCGCGAGUCUAUUUACCGCAAACCGCGUUCGUCCUCGAUAAUAUUAUGCACGAAGUAUAGGUGCCUAUCCGUAAUACUGCAGCUGAGCUUGUAUAUAAACCUUUUCUGAAUGCAAUCGGUACGAUUUACACGCGAGCAAAACGCUUAGCGUACGAAUACUACUAUAGGUGCAAUAUAUUAUUCCGAAAUCUGGCGAACGGCACAUGUGCCAUCGUAUAUGCGAGAUAAUAUUAUAUACGUAUAUAAUAUUCGUAUUUAUUAUAUAUACGAGUUGUAAAUUGCUAAAAAUUCGUAUGUAGACUAUAACCGUGGGCUGCGCGGUAUUAUUUUAGAGUCUUGAAAAUAUUCUCCUCUCGGGAAAUAAUAAUAAAGUCUUUUCCAGAAUCUUUAAAGAAAUAAUAAUAACCACGAUAUAGUGCGACGGUGGCGAACUUUACAAAAUACAAAUAGAGUAUAUAAUAAUAAUACUAGUAAUAAUACGUGUUUCCACAUAAAUUGAAGACGAAGAGAACACGUGAACGCUAAGGCAAAAUGCGAUUAUAUUUUGCAAAUUUUUUUUUUUUAAAUUAGUAAAUAUUAUUUAAUUAAUUUCGACAAACAUAAUAUAAUGUACAUGGCGUUAUUUUUUUUUUUUAAAUAUUUUUUUUAAAAAUUUAUUUAUUUUCAAUUAAAAAUUUUUUUAAAAUUUUUAAUUAAUUUGAUGAUCCCUUGGUCAAUAAUUUCAAUAUUUGACUUUGGUUUUCUAACAUUACCAUUAUAACCAUAAGAAUAUAAUAUUUAGAAAUGUUAAAUUGAAUAAUCUUUAUUUUCAUUAUAUUUUCAAUCAUUUAUGUAUAUAUAUAUAUAUAUACACCCAAUCAGUUAUCAAAUUUAUUUAAAAUCCUACGAGAAAAUCACUAGAUCAUCAUGAAAACAAAAAACAAAACUACCCAAAAUAUAUGGGUAUAGAUACAUGUAUAGCUCGAAUAUUUUUUAUUUUGAAAAAUAUUAAACGCUAUUUAUUUUUUUAAUAUCAUAAAUAAUUGUUAUUAUAAUCAUAGGUAUUACAACAUGCAGCUAUAUACUAUACUUAAACAGUGUGUGUUUGACGGGUGGUUUUCAAUUUAUUUAUUACUAGCCGCUAUAUAAUUAUUAAUGAUUGUAAAAAAUACAAUUUUAAAAUACUUUUGGUUUUCAUAUAGGUACAUUCUGUCGAUGAUUGAUUUUUUCGAGUAAAAACAAAUAAAAAAAAUCUAUACAGUAAAUUAGUAACUAUAUUAUAGUUUCCAAUCUCCUCCUCUUCGUCCCUAAAUUUUGAAUACCUAUACUUGAAAUACAUUUGUAUUCAACGUUAUAAAAUUGAUUGUAUAUUACCUCCUUAGUUAUUCCGUUUUCUAUUUGCCACUUGCAUUUUUUUGGCGAUUGCUUUAAUUAAUAUUUUAGAAUACUAAAAUAAUUUUGAGUUACAAUAAUUAUUUAUGUUAUACUUUAAGUAGUUGAGGAUGUCUAUGAUUGUUGCAUAUAAUUUGAACUAUUAAUUACGUUUAAAAUAACGACUUUUUUUAUUCUGAAGUGGUAAUGACCGAUUGCAGGUAUUCUCACGGAAAAAAACAAUAAUAAUAAUAAUAUCUUCACGAGAUUAAUUUUUUUUCUUUUUGGUAAUAACAAUAAAUAAUAAUAUUAAAUUCGGCUCAUCGAUAUGAUCUUUGAAUACGUUUCGGUCGACGACGAUGCGAUGAUUUAUCGUUCUCUGUGCACGCCUAUUGUAUUUACAGUCAAUCCAAAAUAUUAAAUCCGAAGAUUACUAUUCUAUAAUUAUUUUAUAUUCUAUAUACAUACAAGAAUCUAUAGAAUUAAGUUAAUUAUUUGUUAGGAUUUAAUUGCUAAAAAUCGUUUUUCUGUGAAUACGCGGACCGAUUCGUUCUUUUCUGCAGCGGGGCGUAUACGAAUAACACUAGAAAAACGUUUCAAACGGAUUAAAUGCUAUGUAAUAUAAAUUGUUAAUAAAAACUUUUAUCGUACAAUUACUUUAUGUUUAGAGUGUGUUUACAAAGUAUUUUUGCCAAAGUUAUAUUUAUAAAUGAUAUAGGCUAAGCACUUAAAUGUAUUUUUCGGAUUAUAUAAAAUAUACUAUCACAUCACUGAUACAACGGCGAAAAGUUAAAGAACAAUACAUCAGUUUUUAUUCCAAAUACCCCUUAAAGCGACAAAAUGUUAAAAAAAAACCAUUUUGAAAAUAUUUUACAUGAAACGAUUUAUCUAAAAAAUGUAUCUAAAAAAUUCUAACAAAUUAUGAUAUCUAAACACUGUAUUGUAUUUAAUACUUGAUCAUUUAGUAAGUUUUAUAGAUAUCGAAAAAAUUUGUAUCUCAAUACAGGUCGAAUCUUACUUCAGUGUCACCCACGAAAACUAUUGUAUCUCUACUCGCCCAAACUGAUUAUAAGGUGAAAAAGAUGUGAUGCGAUCUUUUUUGUCACGUCAGGCCACACGAAAAGAGAUUAGGAGAUUAGAUAUUAGAAGUUGAAAAAAGUAAAUAUACGACCUUUUCAUUAUAAGAUAUUUUUAAAACAUAUUUCCUUAAAAAUAGUGGGGAAAAAUACAAAAACUGUUGAGUGUCUAUGGGACAUAAAUUUACAUGACUUGCCUAUUAUUCCUACCUAUUAUCUACCUAAUAACUAUCAUUUAUACCGAUUCAAAUCUCUAAGUUCCAACCACUGCGCCACUAUCAUUAUUUAACAAAAAAUAUUAUGGUUCGUUCAAAUCAAAAUUCAUUAAAAAAAAAAAUUAUGAUAAUUAAAAAUUUUAAAAAAAAUAUAAUUUAUUUUAAUUAUAUUUGACUUAUCAUAAAAAAAAAAAAAAAAAUUGUAGAGAUUAAAGUUCAAAAACAUAACAUUCAAAAUUUUAUCUUAAAUACAAGUGACUUAAAGAAGAUAGAUUAAUCACUUAAAUUGAAUUUGAAUGUAUAUAUAUAUAUAUAUAUUAAAAAAAAAAUUAAGAUACAAAAUAUAUAACAUUAAUUAAAUAAAUACGAAGAAAAAACUUAGCCCGAAGUAAUAUAAUUGGUUUUGUGUACAUACUUACGACCGGUUUCGACUUAAAAAAAAAAUCACUAUCAGAUUAGAACAAUAAAGGCGAAAAAAAAUAAAACUUAGAACUAUUUAAUCAUCUCGUUAUUAAUUUAUAUUAAAUUUAAAGCAUUCAUACAACAUUUGUAAUUAUCAACUCGCGUAUAAUACUUUGCAUACUAAAUCAAAUUUAGUAAAUCUUUAAAGUCAACAUAUUUCAAAUAUUAAAGUCGUGCGUAUAAUAAUUUAUAUUAUUAUUAUAUUAUUAUAACUAUAGCAAUAGUAUAAUCUAAGUACUAUAUAAGUAUAAUAUUUAUUCAAAUUUACUUAUCGUAUUCAUAUGUGUAUAGACUUUAAACACAUGAUUAUGCUCUUAAAAAUAUAAUUUUUUUUCAAAAAACGAUUUUAUGAUAACUAAAGAACCGUUUUUGGUGAAACUAUAAUUUUGAUUUUAUAACUAUUACUUUUUAAUAUAACUGUUUGAAUAUAUUUUUAAUUCUUUCAAGGCUACUAGUAUCCAAUAUCCAAAUUAUGUAUUAAUAUAAUAAUGUCACUUCUAUAUAUAUAUAUAUAUAUUAAUUUUUUUUUAAAAUAAAUAAUAUUUACCAUCAAUUUCCCACCAUCACUUAGAUACAUAAUAAAAUACUGUAUAAAUCGAUUUGAAUGUUUUAUUUGACACGCGCGUUUUAUUUUUGGUCAUAUAUAAUUGUAUACAGUUCAAAUUUUUAAAGGUACCUAUACAUCGAAACAUUAAAAUUCAAAUUAUUUUUUUUACCACAUAAAUUACUAAUAAUUAAUAAUUUUCUAUAGGUAGGUAUAAAAAUAAAUGCAGUUAAAAAUUUAUUUUACACAAUUUAUCUAAUUUUUUUGAAAAUAAUUUAGCUGAUUCUUAGGCAAAACCGAAAUAAUAUUCCAGAGGUUUUUUUUUAACGUAUACUUUAAUUUAAAAUUUUACUAGCAAAGUAACGAAAUUAUAAUUUAUAAUAUAAACCAUAUCCACUAGUAAUAAAAAGUGGAAAAAAUAGAAGUUACCUUAGGUACGUAUUUAGCAACGAUUACCAACGCAAUAACGAAAUCAAAGUAUUAAUAAUAUUUACUGAAAAAAAAAAAAAAAAAACAAAAAAAUAUAAGUUCCUACUGGCACCUGCUUAGCAAUGAUUACCGACAAAUCGUAAAAGCAAACUGUCUACCAUUGUUCUGUACAAAUUGUUUUGGGUAAUGUUUCGAAAAAAUUUCCGGGACAAAUGUCUAAAUCCUCCCCGCCCAGCAAAUCCCGACGGUAUACGCGUGCUUGCACUACAAACGCAUAUAUAAUAUUAUUCUAUACUGCAAUACAAAAUAUUCGACAAAGAAUAUUUCAUUCGCCCGUUUAGUACCCGUGUAAAUGUCCUAUAUAGUUUUAAAUAAACAUUAUUGUUAUUAUUUAUAUUAGUCUCGAACGUGUCUUAGCAGAUAAAAACGUUUAUUAUACUUACACUAUACGCAAGUGCGUAUCAUUUUUUUUGCUUUUUCAAAAGCCUAAAUCGCCUUUUCGGCGGAAUAUAAAAAUAGAAUCAACUAUUCGAAAUCUAUAUAAUAUUAUGGAUUUAUAUACAUACAUAAAUAUAUAUAUAUAUAUAUAUAUAUAUAUAUAUAAAUACGACAGCGUAAAUCGCUAUUGGUAUACGUGCUUGUCGAAUUCGAGUAUGGUUUUCAAUAGAAACGAAUGGCUUUCGUGUAUCGUUUGGCGAAGCCGAAAAGCGAAAUCUAUAAAUAUAUAUGUAUAUAAAACGUUGUAUACAAGUAUUUUUAAGAGGCGACGAAGGGCCAAAUAUUAUUCCGAGUCCAAAAGGUUUUCCCCCGCGGUGGUUCUCGGCCACCCUCCCCCGGUACAAUAAUUUAAACGAUACCGGGCGACCGGCCAGCAUCCGCCGAUGAUUUGCGAUACUUCCCGGUCGCGAAUAACGGCCCGUCCGUCCACCCGGGCAAAGGGCACCACCGCCACCGCCGUUUUCGUCGUCAUCACGUCCUUUCGAUAAUAUUAUAUACUUUCUGUUUUUUUUUUCCAGCGCGUGUGUUUCGUAUAAUAAAUAAUUUGGAAAAUAAAAAAAAACGCACUCACACACACACGAUGAAAUUAUAGCCGAGGUAACUAUAACACGGUGUAGUAUAAAAUACAAAUAAGUCAAACGUUGCGGUAGAUCGCAAUAAAAAAAUAAAUAAAUAACAUCGUACACCCGUAUACCGUGGUAAUAAUAAUAGAUAACGCGUAUAACUUUCGAACCCCUCCCCCUUGUCUUUUUCGUUUCUGUAAUAAUAAUAAUACUUAUAUAUUAUAUUAUCUUAUAAUGUCUUUGAAAUCACCUCCUCCGGGCUUUCAGACGAGACGUGGUUUUUGAGAAAAAAAAACCGUAUACUCGUAACAUUAUAUCGAUUCGUAUACGUGAUAGAUGCAAGUAUUUUAAUUGUUAUUACCGCGUGAUGUGAUUAAAAAUUAUAACGUUAAAUUGUCGAACACUAUAAUUGUAUGCUUCGAGUAUUAUAGUACCUUUAUAGAUAACACAUUAAAAAAAAACCCACUAAAUGUUCAAACAAACAACAGUACUUAUAAAUAUUAUUAUCCGAUUGUGUGGUCUCUUUUACAGUGAUAAAUAUUGUAUGAAUAAAACACGCAGCGAAUAUAAGAGUAGUUUUAGAUUCUGAUCGCAGUGAGGAAUGCGUUUUGCAAUAGCGAUGUGAGAUAUUACACUUUGUAAGCUCUGUUAAGAUUUCAUGCACCCACCCGCCUAAAUAAUUUAAGGGUUAGUCCACAGAAAUUAGCAGUUUCUUACCCCCAUAAUAGUUUAUUAAAAAAAAAAAAAAAACUAACAUAUUUCGCACCACUGUUGUAGGAGGGAAGUUCGGUUGGUAUAUUAUACAUUAAUUUAAAUUUAUACGCAACUACAAAUGUUGUCAUUUUUUAACUAUACAAAUAUAAACUAAAUUCCAAUAUUGUUCGUAUUUUAAAUGAAUUUUUAAUUAAUACAUUUGAAAUGUUUAACUGGUGUACUAUGUCAACAAUUAAGUUUACGAAUAUCAUAUAUUGUACAACCUAUCCUAAUUUAUAGUUUGAAUAUCUAAAUUUCCUCAGUACUCAAUCAUGCAUUCAUACAUGUGUCAUUAUUAUAUUCUUAAUUCCUACUCCGUACCAAUACCCGUUUACACACCCACUCAAUUCACACAUCCACUUGAGCGUAAGGACUCAAAAAACUGUCUUCGUUCUGCCACUGGUAUUUUGUGGAUAUGGUUUAUUUGAAUUUACAUACAAUUUGUCUGUAUUAAAAACAAGUGAAAUAAUAUCUUACAGUUGUUGGUUCAUGAUAUUUUAAUUGUGUGACUUUAAGUGCAGCUUAAUUCUAUUUUAUUUGAACAUUUUUUCUACAUUUCUGACAGUUUUUCCUUAAAUACAGAAAAAAAAAAAACACUUACAACAAAUGACGAUAUGUCAAUUUUAUUUUUGUUGAUUUCUAUUUCUGAUUUAUCGAGCUCCAAUCAGAUCGUUUUUUGAUUGCAAUAAUGUUUUCAGUAUUUAAUAAUUUACCAUAAACCUUGUACUUUCCCAACUACCUACCCAUGGUGCGAAUUAUGUCUGGUUUAAAAACAAAUUAAUUUAGUAGUUAUUAUCGAUAUUCGAUGAAUUUAUGAUAUUUUCUUCAUUUUUAGUUUAUCAAAUACGCAUAUACGUUUAAAUAGUCUACGAUUGUACAACACUGCAGUCUGCCGUCCUUCUUAAAAAUGUUGAUGAUCUUUUUUUGACGUAUGUAUAUAGAUUAUACACGUUCAAAUUUUCAUAAUAUAUUAUGUAAAUAUACGUAGGUACCUAUUAAUUAUAUUAUCCGAAUAAAAUAUAAAUAAAUUAAACGUUUAAAAGUACAUUUUUUUUUGUUUUUUACAUAAUAUUAAGUAUUCGUUUAUUAUUCCCUGUACGUACGGCGACGUUGAUGUUGAAUAAAAAUGGUAGAACAUAAAAAAAAAAUCCUUGGGGUAAAAAAAUAUAAUAGAUCAGCAUAUGUAGAAUACAACAACAACAAAAAAAAAAAAACUAUUGCGGUGUAGACUCCGCAGAGUUGUAGUUAUUUUUCCUAGAGAUCCGGACCGUAUAUUUUACAAAAAAAUAAUAUAAUAUAUUUUUGUUUUUUCUAUCGUACGACUCGUAUAUUUUAUGUUUAUUUUUAUAUAAAACGUCCCCAUAUCUAUAAUAUUAGAAGAAAAAAAUACUACUACACGAUGCCUACAUAACUUCACCGAUAACUCAUGCGCGUUUUUAAUGUCAAAACGAAUUGCAUAUCGUAUACAACUUUAAUAAUAUAACCCGUGUCUGGGAGGAACACCGUUGUUUCGUAAUAUUAUAUUCAUCGUUUCGAUCGGAAUAAGCAACGAAUGUGUAUGUUAUUAGUAUUAACAUUUUUUUUUCUCCGAGUUUUAGUUUUCGACAAAACCGACCGACAACGGGCAGGUACCGUAUUUACAGACCCUAUCCGUGUUCAGAUCAAGUCGAAACGUAACCGAGUUGAUUUUAAGAUCUUUACGAAAAAAUAACCAAAUGUAGGUUCAUGUUGGUAUCCACACUUGAUACUGUUCCAAGGAAAUUAGUGUCCUAAACGUACAAACCAAAAACCUACUGCCUUGUUCGCGAAAAACCACAAGCGGUGCAGUCUGGUUGCGUAUUUACAUAUACCGCUUGAGCCGUACUCGGAUGAGGAGUCUGUAAAUAUGCGGGCGGGUAUGACCUAGGUGUUUGCGUGUUCAAAUUUUGAAUAUAGGUAUCGUUGCGCAGUGUGUUUGUUAAAUUAAAUACGGUGCCAACGCAGUAGUUUGGUCGGUGGUUUUUCUUUUAUAUACGUAGGUACUGAACUUUAUGACCGGAUGACUAGCCGAUGUCCUGCUCGUCCGGUAGACCGGUCAGUGCAGUGUUAUGAAAAAAAAAAGUUUACUAAUAAAGUUUAAACGUGUGUAUAUUGUGAUAUAAAAUAAAUGUGAUUACGAAAUUACACUCCCCAAGCACGUGUAGAAAAUACGUAAGGGUUAAAAAUAUGUGUAAUUUGUACUCCUGAAAAAAAAAACAUCUUAAAAACCUUCAAUUAUUCUUGUAUUGAUUCUAUUAUUAUUAUAGUUCGUAACAUGUAAAUAACUCAACAAUUUUUCAAUUUUACUUUUAAUGAUUUUUAUUCAUACAUAAUAAAGUGGUUUAUUUACAAUUUACGAUUUUCUCAGAGUUUUCAUAAUAAAUGGGAAAAACCAGAAAAAAACGAGAAAAUAAGUACAAUAUUAAACAAAUAAUAUUAAAGAAAAAAUAUACUUAUAUAAAUGCAUAUCCAAUUAUUUUACCAUAUUUAUAUGACAUUAAUUAUAUAUAUAUUGUUGACAAAGCAACACUAUUAACCGAACUCCAUUCGAAAUCGUUUUUCGUUAGCAAUGGUUAAUCUUUGCGUACAGAUAAACAUUAAAUUUCCCUUUUACCUUCCCAACUUCUCACCUACAACAACGAAAUACCUGUCGUACAAAGUCUGUCUUUUUUUUUUUUAAUCUGUGAACAACUUUUCAACUAGAAAUCUUGCAAUUAUUUUCAUGUGUAGUACUUUUUUUUGGAAGGCAAUUUUAUCUGGGUGGUACUUUAGUGAGGUGGUUUUUUGAUUUUCCAAUCGGUUUUAAAAAUAAUUGGGAAAAACGGGAAAAUGUAUGUAAGAAACAUAGUUCCGAAUCGUUUUUCGUUAUCAAUAGUUUAUCGUUGCGUACAGAUAAAAAUUAAAUUCCCGUUUAUAUCUUACGUUCCUAACAUCUCACCUACAACAGUGGCCUACUCAUCGUGAGAAGUCUAACUUUUUUGUUUUGUGUUUUUGUGUAUGUAUAUUCUGUAGGAGUGGGAUUUUGUUUUUUAUAUAAUUUGUAUUUUUAUUAUAUGCGUAAUGUUUUUGAGCUUCUAAACUUCUUAAUGUUUAGCGUUGUUCGAAAACGUUUUUUGUUCAAUUCUUUAAACGAAUAAAUUGCUCUGGCGAAUGGGAAAAUUAACCGGACGACCGUUUAAAUUAUUUUACGACUGGUGGACUACCAGUGCUGUAUUUUAUUCGAAUACAGAUAUUUAACUGCUUUCCAAGCAUCGGAGACAUUUUAAAUACUACUUUAAUUCCCGAGUAUUCAUUAUAGUGUAGUUAUAUCAUUGGACAUUGACUACAUGAAAACUCUAGAAAGCCUCGAGAAGUAUAGACGUAAACAUAAAUCGUGUAUCGAAAAUCAAUGAUACUAUUCUGGGAGUGAAGUACUUCAAACAAAUUAUCGCCUAUUUACUCGAAUAUAAUAUAGUUAUUUGUUCAAAAGUAUCUUUUACCAAACACUGACAGUCUGCAGUUUUGUCCGUUACAGUAUAUACAGUGUAAACUACAGCGACGGAGACAUUUAUUAGCUAGCUAUAUUGUUUGUGACUGUAUUAUUACCAAUACGAUACUUCUAAACCUCUGUCUCCCCGACUACUCCCACCCUCACCCCCAUAAAACCGACAGUAAAAAAAUAAAAAAAAAAUACCGAUCGGACAUUUCGUCAACUAUCUUAUAGUCUAUACUGCUAUUAUAUUAUAUACGUAUGUUAUAUUAUAGUAGUCGGCCGGCGGAAAAGAAAACCUGAAAUGUCGGGCGACCGCAGAAGCGAAAUCCCCUCGGGACGGACCAGUUUCUUAUAAAUGUGAGCGCGCGCGCGCGCGCACACACGGGCAUUAUUAUAAUACGGUGUCAAAUAUCAGCAGCCUACAUCUCGGCACUCUUAUAAUAUAAUUGGGCGAAUUUACAUUAUAAUAUUAUUAUAUAUAUAUAUGUAAUAUAUAAAUAGGUACCUAUCUAUCUCGUUCCCCACAAGCCGAACCCUGCAGCUCCUACAACCGCAAAUCCGAUAGGUACCUACCUAUAAUACUGUACUUCGUGGAUACGAUUAUUAUUAGGUAUUAUAUUAUUAUAUUGUACCGCCUUUCUAUAUAAUAAUAAUAAUAUUAUUUACGUCACGCACGCCACUACCGGACCCUUUUACGUACGCAAAACAAAAUAAAAAAAACAAAUCUUAAAAAAAACCGCCGUCUCCGACAAACGCUGUAAACUAUAAUAUAUACGUAUUAUUAUAAAACGAGGUACAAAACUCGUCGUAUUAUCGUUUCGUGUCGCGUGAAAUUGAAUUUAUUGGAUUAUAGCUUUUUUGCGACUAAAGUAUAAAAUAACCGAUAAGAUGAAUCCGGCACUACUCGUAUAAUCGCGUGGUAAACGGCUGUAUAUCGGAUGUAUUCUACUCCGGUAAUGUCUUGGUCAGUUGUGUAUUCCUAAUAGUAUUCUGAAUAUUUUUUAAAUUCAUUUUUUCAGAAGUAUUCAAUACUGUAUUUCGAAUCAUGUCAAAAUGUAUUUCAUUUCUUAAAAAAAAUUAUUUUUUCCUCGCAAAACACAUUUUUGAUAAGUAAAAAUUAUCAGAUUUGUUCACACAUUACUCUGAAAUAUGCUAAAUUUCCACACGAUGGUACUAUUGAUUUAAAAUAUUUUUAAUCCAACACUUCGCAUCUCUUAUUUUUGCUUUUUUUUCCUCGGCAAAGUAUUAAAAAGUAUUUUACCCUAAUCUGGUGUUGGUAGACACGGUCAAAAUAUAUCUACCGUCAUAAUAUAAUAAUAAUAAUAAUAAUAUGAGCAGAUCGGAAAGAAUAUUUCACAUAUUACUGCACGGCGACUAGAGUAUCCCUUUUAUAAAGAUAAUGGGUAAUAUUAAAUUAAUGAUGUGUUUAUUAUACCCAUACCGUAUGUACCGACGAUAACGGUGAGGUUGGGCGAGUAUAUUAUUAUUAUAAUAUAUACGAGUCUCGUCGUACCUACGCCAUGACGGGGACGUGACUCGAAAACAGUCCAAAUGAUUUCACGGCUCUGGAAAAAAAUAAUAAUAAUGCCUUUCAAAAUACAACAACAAUAAUAGUAAUUAGAAUAUUAUGCAAAAAUGCAUGGGCCGUCCGUUAUUAUAUUAGUAGUAGGUAGGUACGUCUCGCGCGGAGGAGAUACCGGCGUGAGGCUGUGUCGUCGGCCGGGACGCAUAUUGACAUUCCGCACAUGAAAUAAAACGAAAACGUGGCACACGAUCCGAUUGAUGCGUCCGUAAAAAAAUGUACAAUAAAAUAUUGGGAUGACGACGGAUUUAAAAGCAUAUUGCAAUGUACCUAUAUAUACAGUAGGUAUAAAAGCCUAAACUUUUUCAACUUAUAUAAUUCGUUGUAGAAUGGUGUAGAAUUCGUUAUAUCCUGCUACAGUGUGACGAGGUUUUAAACACAGACUCAACAAAAAGUUGUCACGUAUUAGUUUUAUAAAUACGUAAUAUUUGUCUGUUCUCGUAACCGAUAUUUUGGUUACGAGAUUAAACGGUUUAUAAAUCGACCAGUACACUAAGAGAGAUAACUUUUUUGUAUUCUUUAAAGUUUUUAUAAAAAAUUUAAAAAAAAUAAUAAUACGUAUCACACUAUACUACAAAUGUUAAAUCUGUAGCAAGCGGGGAUCUACGUUUUUGAAAGUGGGUGAACACAGAUGGGAGUUAUAGGCUUUUCAAUUUAUAUUGUUUUUGAAUAUUUUGAUUUGGUCACACGGGGAGAAAAAACAGCUUUAAGUUAAACCAAUUAAAGGCAAAAAGCAGUUAUAAAGGAGGAACUACUAUUCAGAAUAGUUUUUUUUUUUUUUUUUUUGCAAAAAUGUAUAAUCUGAAUUUUUUAUCCAAUUACCCAUACACUUCUCACUUAUAACCGUUUUAUAUACCCAUAGUACGCAUUGUGUACCGUUCAACAUUUUAUUUUUCUUUAAAAUUCACCUGUUUAAUUAUAUUCGACGUGUGAUUUUUUGUAAUUGAAGAUAAUCCGGCAAUAUAUUUGUGACCGUCAAUUCGUAACCCCUGGAUAAUUACGUAAAUAUUACCAUUUCCCAUAUUAUUCAAAAUUAAUAUAUUAUGCAUUGUUUUUAUUACAUUAACCUGUACCAGUUCAAUCGGAAAGCUGUAGUAAUUCUCUAUAAUAUACGGGUAUUUUACUUCGUGUGCAGAAUGGUAUUAUGCGUCCGGGACAAAUAUUGUGUCGUGUGUUUAUAAAACUGGCGGGAUAGAUUAAAACGUUUCGAGUAAUUAUUAUCUUAUUUGUCGGUCGCUAACGAGCGCGAACGAGCGUCCGUCUGUCGGGAAUAUGAGUAGAGGAAAUAAUAAUAAAAAUAAUUAAAAAAAAAAAAAAAAAACAAGAACAAAAAUGAUAUCGUAACCCGUUUAAUAAUACUCGCAUGCGUAAACAGCUCGCGGGGGACGUCAUGUGUGUGUGUGUAAUUUUUUUUAUUCAGUGUGCAUACCGACGACAACGAUGACCGAAACCGCCGCUUCGGGUUAUUGUGUCAGUCGUGUGCGUGUUGUUAACGUUUUGUAUUUUUUAAACGGUUUUUUUUUUCAACACUAUUUAUUUUAUUUUUCGGUCUAAUAAUAAUAUAAUAACAUGCCGACGGAUCAGUAAAACGAAAAUGUUAAAUCGUUUGAAAAAACGUUGAUGUUUUUUUACCUACGCGUAUAAAAUUCUUCAUAAGACUAUUUUAUAUUAUACGAGAUCCGGGAUGGGGCGUGAAGUUAGCAUUACAUUUUUAGCAGAACUUUUCAAAACAUAUUUGACAAUGUUUAAGUUGCCUAUAUUUGUUGGAGCCCCUUCCCGAUUAUUUAUCUAUUCCACGUUAAACUUUGCAUUGCUAACACACCUAUCAUUACAUUUUUAUCGAAACGUUUUAAUCGAAUAUUGUUAUGCUAAGUGUGAAGUUGGCAGUACCAAGUUUAAUUUGGAAUGAAUAAGUAAAGGGGAGGAGAGUCCAACAAUUUUCAACAAGUUCAUUAAAUCUGAUAAUAAUGUAAUAUCGGGCAUGUUACCUUCAACCUAAUGUACCAGUUGCUCUCUAAUUAUUAUAAUAUACUUAACCACAAUACCUUACCUGGUCUAUACUAGGGGAGGUAAAUAGAUGACAUAAUAUGUAUUAAACAAUAAAAAAAACCAUUAUAUAUAUAAUAAAAUUACAAAUUAAAUAUUUCCAUUGAUAAUAAGUGGUGUAUAUUAAAAUGUGUUAAAAAAACACGUAUUCUUUUUACGUAACAAUAAUUAUUGGGUAAUAUAUUUGUUUUUUUUUUUUUUAUAUUUUUUCUCCUAGAAAUAUUGCUCCAAUCAAAAUAUGACAAUUUACCUACUUUGUUGCAUUCUAGUUAGUUUUAAACAAUUGGUGUUGUCGUGAAAACGCACAGUGUUUAAAAAGCAAUAGUAUUGAUCAAGUUCUGCUCAGUAUCGGUUUUUGUUAGCAACGAUUAAUCGUUGUAUACAGAUAUAAAUUAAAUCCCUCUCUAUAUCCUAUAUUCCCAACUUCUCACCUACAACUAUAGUGGCUCCGUAGUGCGCACUGUAAAUUACGCCCGGUUUUCAUUCACAUCAAUAAUGAUAAAAUAUUAUAAUAUUUAAAACUGUUGGAAUCCAAAUUCGACUAUAGGAGGCGCUGAUGUAGUGAUAUCAUUAUCGGGCACCCUUAUACUUUUGUUUACAUCAUAAUAUGUAAUGUAUUUUAACGUCCUUGUCGUUGAAGCAGUGCGCCCAAGCGCAUGCACGGUACGCUCACAAUAUAACUAUAAUAUUAUGUCCGAAUGCAGACCUUUCGAUACCAAUACACGAGAUAUAAUUCUAUAUGAAUAUUUCGUUUAGGUCAAAACCUAGCUGUACGAGUUAACAGUUAUUAUUAUAUUUGACUUUUAACGACAUAUAUUUUAUUUGUUACAUGCACAUUCUUAAGAUUAUAUUAACGAUUUAGAAUAGUGAAUAUUUGCAUGCAAUAAUAAUAUUCCCAUAUUAUUUUAUUGACGACGACGGAUAGUAAUAUAAUAAUAUUAUUCUAAACAAUAAAAUUGAACACCGUGACAUCUUAUAUAUCUUAUAUUAUACCUAUAUUUAAUAUUUUAAUGUAUCUAUGAUAACUACGUCUAUACACAAUUUCGGAGUUCUCUUUGUUUUUUAGCAGUGCCGCAUUGGUGCUCUUGAUGUAAACCUAUAAAAAAAAAAAAGUUCGUCAAUUUAGUGACGGUUAGGAAAUAAUAUUGAAAAAUGAAAAAAAAAAUGAGACUAUUUCUGUUGGUGGAAAUCGUAUAGUAAAUAUAAAUUAUAAUAAUUAUAAUAUGAUAUGCUGCUGCUGUUGAGUAUGGGCGACGUUUCGCGUGGCGCAUAAAACACUACACAACUCACAAAAACGACGUCGAAAUUAAAUGGACUUGGCGAUAUUAUAUUAUAGCCCCGAGGCACUCGUAAAGUCAACCGGGCGCUACCGUCCCCGCGUCGUUAUGUGUGCGAUCGAAAUAAUCACACGCGUUGUAUACAGAAUGAUUCCUUAAUAUUAUCACGUAUCAGCUAUUAUAAUAUUCACAUAUAUACGCGGAUUGGGCUAUUUUCUGUUACUGGAAACUGAAUACAAGGGCCCUAAAAUAAAAGAUUACUUCUCAAGCAAAUUUAAAUCUGAUAUAGGGUCUUGAGACCUUGGUCCCCCAUAAUUAAGUGCAGACAGGGGCCCACCGGAACCCAACCCGAUUUCCCGAUAAGCAUCUGAUAUUAAGUCAUCGAGAAGUACAUUUGAUUUUCGGUUGUUUUUUGUUUUACCCUAUGCACGACAAUAACGUAUGUGUAAUCCUUUUUUAUAUUAGUCUGUGAAUAUUAUUUUUUUCAAAAAUAUACUGUUAUAUUAUUAUAUAUGCAGUCUAAAUUCCAAAUCGUAAAAUUGUUCUAGAUAUAUACUUUUAUAAAAAUUUCAAUAAGUACUACAAAGUUAUCUGUAAAUGGUGACUAUAGAAUGUAUUACUUACCGUUCCAUACUAUUUAAAUGUUAAUAUAUUUAAAAAAAAAAUUUACUUUGUAUAACGUAAUAAACUGAUAAUUUGUUUUAUGAUAUACCCACUAUUUAUAAUAACAACAAAAUAUACUAAAAUACCCGAAAUAACCAAUAAGACAAAUGAUUUCAAAGAGGGUAAGUAAAGGGAUUACAGUUUGAAAUUUCAAAUUUUGAUUAGUAUAGGUAUAUGUUUAUGGUAUUUGCUUUUAUACAAAAUAAAUAUAAGCUUUGUAUGUUAAAUUAUAAUGAAAAAAAAUAACUAUAAUCAAAUAUUUAAAAAGACGCAUUAGUUUUCCCAGACUGGGAAUGCAUACAUGACAUAGACAAUUUUGGUUUAGCAGAACCAAUUUAGGACUGUUUUUUAAGUUUUAAUAUUAGAUUGAAUUAACUUAAAGUUAAGACUAUUAUUAUCUGUGUUUGCACCUUGGUUUUUUCUGAUAUUUUAAUUUUGAAUCGAGAUGUCAACAUUUUAAAAUUGUUACAGUAUUUCAUGCAUUCGUAUCUCACUUAAAAAUUAAUAUAACAAAAAAAAAACAACAUACUUACACAGAUAAUAUUUUAAAUUUGAUUUUUGGUAAUAGAUCUAUUUACUUUAAUAUCAAAACUAAAGACACUCAAUUUGUUUCUGUUAAAUGAAAAUGUCAUAUGCCAUGUGUUUGUAAGACAGAGACUACAAAUGCACGUGUAACGCCCUCUUAAGUAAAUCUGUAUUCGUACAGAUAUAUAACCUUUGGUUUAUUGUAAGAUAAUCACCCUGUAUACAGACACACUACAGAGUGUCCCGGACGUAUUGUUAUUAUACGAGAUUACCAUUUAAAAACACGAACUAACCGCGCACACACACACACACACACGGUUUGUGUGAUGUAUAAUAGGAGAUUACGCACGCACACACGCCUAUAUCGUUUGUUUAAGUAUACUCGAUUACACAUCAACACAUACACACACUCUCACCCAAGAGACUGUACACACAUAUUAUCAUCGUACAAGUCGUCCGACUCUUUUGAUAUGCUGGUAUUGUUCUAUAAAGGGAAAAAAAGAUUAAAAAAAUAACCAUCUAUUCGCCAUUAGUUCGUUCGAAAACGUUUUAGGCGAUAUUUCGUAAGAUUUAAAAAUCAAACUCUGGUGGCUCCAAAUGAUCGUAAAUGAAUGCACUUAUGAUGUACAUCAAUAAAUAAUAAUAAUUCACUAAACACGUCAGAGGAAAAAAAUGUUUGAAGUAAAAAUGAUUCACUAUGUAUAUAUUAUAUUGGAUACUAAUCGAACAUUUUUGAAAUUAUAAAUUCUGAUAAUUAUUUUAUUUUAUUUAUUUAAAGAAAAUUAAAUUAUUAAAAUGUUUUAGUUUAGGUUAGGUUUACUAGCUAUAUCAUGGACCUUUCUGAUCAUGAACCUUUUUAAUUUUGGCUUUUUAUUUUUACGAAUAUUUCAAACACGUAAUAUACACAACAUAUUUUAUAAAACAAAAUAUUUAAUAAAGAAAGAAAAGUUCGAAAAUUCAAUUAAGUAUAAUGUAUAAAAAAAACUCGAAAAAGCAUAAAAACAGAGAAGAGUAGAAAUUAAAAAUGUGUAUAUUAAAAAUCUACGUAGUUUGAUACAAAUGUAUAGCUGACGUAGCCUCAUAUUACAUAGGGCCAAUAAAGAAUGAAAAAAAAGCAAAAGCUUAUAACAAUAUAUUAUAUGAAUAUUUUGUAUUCACCAUAGGUUAUCGAUUGAGAUUGCGAGGUAAGUGUAACAGUGUAAGUAUAGAGAUUUUCGAAUUUUACAAAAAUUGUAAAAUUUGUAAUAAACUAAUAAAAAAUAUCGGUAUACGUAUGAUAGGUGAGUAAUUAUUUCAUUAAGCCAAAACUGAACAGUUUUCGAUCUUAAAUUUCUUUGAUACCUAUACACAAAUGGGUGCACUUUCGGUAUGGACCCCGUUAUUUUUCACCGCCAAAUGAUGGUAUUUAAUGAUACUCGAAUACUUAGUUAUUACAGUAUUAUCGACCUGAUCAGCCGAUAUCCGUAUACGGAUGAUGUGUGGUUUAUGAUGUCAGGAAGGAGGAGAGGUUACGGGGAGGCUUUCGGACCGAUAAUUCAAACGGCUAUUUAGGACUCGUAUUUUAUCGCUUGGCUGUCGGGAUUUCGGUACCACGGUCGCGAACGAUGAUUAACCGCUAAUCCGCCGCGGUUAUACGAUUACAGCAUUGUGUUUAGUCGUUGUACGGACAAAGGAUCGCCGAUAGUAUUAUUAUUAUAUAUAUAUAUAUAUUUAUAGCGGCAGUUUAGUAUAGUAGUAGCCAUUUCGACUAAAUUUUAUUGAUUCACGCUCGCCAAACAUCUCAUGACCGCGGGGAAGAUUCAGAAUUGAGACGCCGGCGGCGGCGGCGACGGUUGUAAAUGACACUGACAAAAUGCUUUUCGUCGACUUUUGGCAGACGCGAUAAAUAAUUCUUGGCGAAACAUAUUAUAUAUAAUAUACUAUAUAUACGUAUACUCGCUUUUCGUUUAAUCCAUUAAUUCCGGCCCGUUCUGUACAAUAAUAAUAAUGAUAAUCGUAUUAUUAUCAUUGUUGCGCGUUCCCGAUGAUGGUUCGGUAUUUUGUUUUAAUGUAAUGUACGGGUGGUAGAGAAGAUAAAAAAGUGACUGCAGAUGUACGUAUAUAUCCACUGAUAAUAAUAAUAAGUAGGUACACUUCGUGUGAAUAUUAUCGCUACGGUUUAUAUGGAAUCGUUAUUUGUAUCGUCAAUUAAUAUAAAAAAUGUUAAGUUCUACCGAUGAAUAAGGGCUUAAAUCAAUUUUGGCAUUUGUUUUGUUUUUUUUUAGAUAGGUACGAACAAAUAGACUGAGGGAUCUAUUGGUUUUAUUAUGGUGUGUGUUUUUUUUUUUUUUUUGCUUUUUAUGCAAUUUUUUUGCCGUUAUUUUUUUGGGGGUCUAAAUGACAUACGUGUAUGUAUUUUCAAACAAUUUAAGUUGCUUAUAUUCAAAACUGUACAAAAUGUACAUAAACCCAUUUAUUCAGAAAACCAAUGACAUAAGUAGCUAUUAUACACAAACGGAGAUUUUAAGUAAAUAUACUGAUUUCGUUUCUUUUAACGUUUUUAUGAGAGUUUUUAAUAAUUUAAAAUUAUUUAGAAUAAUUGGAAUAGUUAUCAGUAAAUACGGAUACGAAAUAUAUAUUAAUAACUAGCUCUCUCAUGCUUUUGGUUUCUAAAUUUUUGAAUUUUUAACAUUUUAUCUCGCCUUCCCCUCGUAUUAAACAUGUAUGGAAAUUUAGAAGAAAAAAACCAAAAAUCAAAUUUACUAUAAAACGCUUUCGUAUCUAUAUUAUAAUAUUAAAAUAAACGGUUGUUCUUGAUAAAAGAAUUACCCUAUAUAUAUAUUUAUAUACAUGAAGUACCUCUGUGCGCCCACUGCAAAUGACGACGUGUACGAAUUUUUUUAUUAUAAUCGUGUCGUGGGCUCUAUAAGUCAUCGUAUAAUUCCGGCGCGAAAUUUUUAUCGCUAUUAUUAAAUGAAUAUAUCAAGAAAAUAUGACAUUUCCAUUUUAUUUCGUAUUAUUAGGAGAACGCUUGCCAAUAUUACUGCGGCAAGUUGGCGAUGGUACGUGGCUAUUAUGACCAUCACGCGUUUCACUAUGAAAAAAAAAAAAUGAAAAAAUGGUGGUCAAAUACAUUUAUUUUUUUGAUAUUAAUAUUUUCCACGAACAUAGUAGGUAAUAUAUCUCCGAAAUUUUUAAUUACUCGGAGAAUAUGGUUUUUUUUUUUUUUUUUUAAUUUUCUUAAAUUGUAUUUAUUUUCGUACAUGGGUUAAUUAUUAUGCAGUAAAGUUAAUUAACCGUAACCGCGUAAAUUAAAAUAAAUCUUGUUUAAUCGGAUGUUUGACAUAAAACGCAUACAUAGAUAACAAUCUCGUGCGCAACAGCAAAAUUAGACACCGAAGAAAAUAGUAUUAUUUUGUCUGCACGGGUCUCCUACGAUAAAAAUCCUUCGAUGCGUACACAAUUGCAGCAGUGCAACAGUGCAAUAAGUUAAGAAACGUAGAAAACACUAAAACCUAAUACCUACCUACGUAGUGUGUAUAUCUAAAAAGAGGAAUUUACUUUAAGAGGACAUCUGUAUCUAUUAGACUGUCUCAGUCCAACUAAUGGGUACCGUAGAGCUAAAUUACGUUUGCGUAGAACAUAAAUUGUCGCCUUUAGGUUUAAAUCAGAGUUUAUAAACAUAGAUAACACCAUCUAAAAGAAAAUAUUUUUGGGGGUAGUGGGUUAAAUUUUUUCAAAAAUAUUGUCAAAUGAAAAUGCGGCUAGUUAAAAAUAAAGGGAAAGAACUAAUAUGAGUGUAAUUUUGUUUUGUUUGACGAUAUUUUAGAAAAACAAUAACGCACUGCCCUAGAAUAUUAUGUAUUUUGUUUGGUUUUGCAAUUUUCAACCUCUAAUUUUAACUCAAUGUCUUCUUAAGUUAUAUCAUAUUAAAAUGCUAAAUAAAAGCAAACAUCUGACAAUAAAAUCCAAUGUUAGUUUUAAGAUUCAUAUGCGAAUUCACUGCAUUUAUGUAACCAAAAUUAAUAUUAUGUACAAUCAGUAGUGGGAUUAUUGAGAUAAAAUAAAAAUUAUUUAUUAUUUAAUUAUUUAUCUUUAUCUCUAUUUAUUUAAUUAUUUUUAAUAAAUGCAUAGAUAACAGAUAAUCAUCAUUCCACAACAUUCGUUUUUAAGGAAUCACGCUGUAACUUUGGUAACUAUCAAGUAUGCUUUAUUAUUUUAAAUAUUUAACAAUGUGAUUAAAGCAUGAAUUGUACAAUGUUAAAAUAAUAUCUGUAUGAAUUAUCUUAAUACAAUAUAAUCUUUAAUAUAUUUUCUACGUUAUCUUUACAAAUUAAAAAUUAUCUUAUUUAUGUUUAUCUUGGAUUUUAGUUUUAUACAUCAUAAUAUCUUUGUUGUUAUUAUCUUUAUCAUUUAUUUAGAUAAACAUAUUGGUUAUCUUUCCCAGCGUUCCUUACAAAUGAUAUACUUAGGCAUUAAACACGCGUAAUCCGUUUUAAUAUUAUAUUUUAUAAUGUUAUUGAAAUGAAAUAUUAUCGUUUCUUAAAUACACUUAGUUAUAGGUAUAUUAAGAUGAUACGCCUUAUCGUGUGUAUACAUAGGUACCUAUCCGUCAACGAAAAGUGGUAUACUCAUCUACCAAAUGAUCGUGCGGACUACAUAUAUGGUGAUGCGGUUGGCCGGCGAUUAAUAUUGUUGCCAUACAUAUUAUUUAUAGUCAAACAGCUGAAUAACGAUUUUCCGUUUAUAAAAUUCAAACGGUAAUUUAUAUCAGGUAAACGAUAAUAUAUUAUUAUUAUUUUAUACGUGCGUCGAUCGAAAUGACGAUUAGUAUGAAAUCAUGCUACAGAAGACGACACUUACUAGAAAAAACAACUAACCAUCGUCUAUCAAUUUUUAAUCAUUUAUGUGAAGCCAGCCAACAUUUUUAAUAAAUUCACAGAAAUUUAAAAAUAAAACUAGACAAUUUCUAUUCGUUUUAAAAAACUUAAAAAUCAUCAGAAUAUUUUAAUAACUGUAAUGAAUCUAAAAAAUAGUAAUAUAUAAGCAAAAUAUUAAAUCUUAGGUCUCUCUACGAUUACUUUUUACCGGAUCACAACCAAAAAUUAAAAUGACAUCAAAAUCAACAGAAACCGUUAUUGCGUAAAUAUUUUCAUUUCCCCGAUGAUUUAUGUUGAUUUCUUCGGUUAUUAAGAAAAGUACAAAAAAUUAAUCAUGUCAAUGUCACUGACUAUAGAUAAUAUUUUCUAUAGAAAAUCACCCCUGAAUUUUUUGAUCGUAGAAAGAUUUCUUAUCGAAAACUUGUUAUAUAAAAAAAAAAGAAAUUAAACGCAAACAUCAAUAUAAAACUAAUAAAUACUUGUUUCCCUUAGAAACAAAAAUAAAAACCAAUUUUUCAAAUUAAAAUUAUUGCCAUAGUUUGUUUAUACUUGUAGAAAACGUAUGUUUCGUUAAAUGAUGUAGCAUUUUUUGAAAUAAUAUUUCGGUCGAAUAAAGGUUCGAAUGUACCGAAUGUAUACUAAUGAGAAUACGCACACACACCUUUUUUGUUGUUGUGGCACAUCGAUUCGAAGUUAAAUUAUUUCUAUCUACGAUACCCGUUCGACCGUAAUGAUAGUGCAGUCGUUAACACGUACCUAAGAUUAUUGUGAUGGCUAGGACACGUCGUAGUACUUUGAAAUCAAUUUAUUCAGAAUCUAUAUAUAGGUAUGUUUAGGUAACUGUUCAUCAACCUCGAUGAAUAUGUAUUUUCAAAAUAGUAUGCUAUGUAAAAUGACUAGCUGCUAAAAAAUCUGUGUUAAAAAAAAAAAAAAACAAAUAUUGCUUUUUUUUUAAUUCGAAUAAAUUUUACUCUAGGAUACCAGCUAAUUAAUUGAAUCGAUUAAAAUGUACAUGGUAUAAAUUUAUAGAUAUUUAUGUUCCGGAUAGGUGAUGAAAUCGAUAUUCUGAACUAAUAUUUUUAGAUUGUUAAAACCAUCCCGUUAUCAUGCAACCUAAUCUCUAGUUUUCCUUGUCCGCUGCCUGUGACUUCCCGUCUAAUUAUUAGGCCUCCGUAUAUUUCCUUACUAUAUCUUCUCAUAUCAACAUACGUGGUCUUUCAAAUAAGAUUUUUCUAGUAAAAUUUUCUUCAAGCACCGUACUUAUGAGUAGGUAUUGACUGCGCCACGCCUACUCAGCCCACUGUAAUCUUUUACUCUUUAUUGUGAUCAGUAAAUCCGGUUUUUGGAAGAAUGCUUGUGUCUAAUCAAUUGUCCUUAUUCUACACUCACUAGAGUAUCUUUUACUGGUUCAAAAUUGAUUACUAGUAGUAUUUUUUAUUUCCAAUACUGAGAGUUUUAUUUCGUCACUUUUUUCUUAAUAGCCUAUAUCUUUGUAUCAUAAGUAAUUCUAGAACGAUGUAGUAUAGGUAUAUUGUUUUUUUCAGUUCCUUCAGCCAGAGGUCGUGAACCAAGCAAUUUUGCGAGAAUAAAGAGAUAAUUAUUUCUGAACAAAUAUUAAAAUCGUAAAUGUAGUCUAUAAUAUUUAAUACGGUUAUUUCGAAUUUGCCAUCCGAAUAUAUUUAUAUUAUUUGACUAUCGUAAAAUUCGUUUUUUUUUUUUUUUUUAAGGUUUUUUAACAUUUGUUGUGGGACAACUCGUCGUCGGUUGUCAUAAAAUAUGACGGAGCACGCCCAUAGCUUCCCGCAAAAGACCUAACAAAAAACACCCUUGGCAUAUUAUAACAGUUUAGACGAGAAACAGCCCAUUUCGAUGGCGGAGAGUGAGCGAAAAAAAGCUCAAAAUGUACAUACGUAUGCCUUUAUUUUCCUUAAUAUAAAAAAUAAACCCCUUUACUUGUCCGCACGCAUAAACGAUGUUUUCCCUUAAACACCAUUGACGUGAUGUCGUCGACUAAGUUUUUAUAGUACAACAACAUAUUAUUCCUAUACACUUUAUACACACAUACUUGAUAUACUUAUAUUUACGUAUAUAUAUAUAUAUUUUUUUUUUUAUGUAUGGAUGAUAAAUACAUGUGUGCGUCUGCUCUCGUAAAAGGGUCGGUCGAUGUGACGCAGCCAUUCCGAUGGUAUAUAUGUGAGAAAGGUUUUUCCGACCCCUUCUACGGCGGCGAAGGGGAGCAUAAAUCACGGAGUCGUUUUUUGACACGAGUACCUAACGCUCUCCGCAAGGCGGCGUUGCAAGGGAAACUUUCCCGUCGAAACUCGUCGUCAUCGACUAAAAAUAUUAUUAUUACUAUUAUCACCGUGUAUUACUUGCUAUGUAUGUAUACGAUUUAGUUACAGUGCAGUGGAUACGAAACUAGUAGAAAAACGGAAAAGUGUACAUUGGAAAAUUAUUACUAUUGUAGUCCACGACAACGGCGGCGUUGCUAUUAUAAAUUGAAUGAUAAAAUCAAGAGUCGUGAACUUUUGCCAAACGUCUGUGGUGGCGGUAUAAUGUAAUAAUAUCACCGGCAUUUUAUUUAGUCAAUAUCGAUUUGUACUCGCAAGACGGGAAAAUCGUCGACUUAUGAAGUUUUCAAAUUACCACAAUGAUUUUUAUUUUGAACCGGUACAUAAUUAUUAUUGUAAAACUAUUUUUUUAGAUUCUGAGCGAACUGAGAUAGGUAUCGAUUUUAAUAUGAUGUUUUUUUUUUUUUUUUGGUGUCCAAUUCUAUAAAAAAAACUUGCUUCAAUAGAAGAGCUUAUAGAAUCUUCGUUUUCGAAUUUUUAAUCUAGCUGGUGCAUUAAGGAGGUAAUUUUUUGUUUUUCUUGUGAAGAUUAAAAUCCGUGUGUAUACUUUUUCACCGCGAAUCACAUGAUCGGACUAAAUAAUAUUAAUUUUCAUAAUAUUUCGGGGUAUAUUAUUUUGUUCAAAAAAUGACGAGUGAAUAUCAAAUAAAUCAACGAUUCAAAUGAUGUCUUUGUUUUUGAUUAUUAUCGCUAUAAAAUUUUAACCGAAACAACAUCGUUAAUCUAUAUGUAUAUAAUAUACAUAAUAUAAAAUGUAUACUCACACACUUUAUAAUGUAUACCGUCUACAUUAGCUUCGGGGCUGCUGCAAUAUGCAUCCAAUAUAUUAUGAAAUAUAUCUACUUUUUUUGGCCGUACAUGAUCAAUGAUUUAUACAUUGCCACUAUAAUAUAUAUCAUAUAAUAUCUACAAUAACUAUAGGAACUAACCGAAGAUAAAUGAUUCUUUAGAAAAUAUAUUGGCAGAACGUAAAAUAUAUAUCGAAGUAUAAUUUAAAAAAAAUAUUAUGUUCUAUAUAAGUGUAUAUAUUAUAUAAGUAAUAUACUGAUAUUAUAUUUUCGACCGAUUAAUAUUCCGUAGUUUAGUAAUAGAACCGUACCCCGUACGAAAGUAAAUUUCAAAAUAUUUAUAGGUUAUGAGUGGAUCGAAGUAAUUAUACGAAAAGGUAAAAUAAAAAGAUAAAUAAUAACAAUAAUAAUAAUAACGAUAAUGAGUAACGGUGGCCUUUUUUGAUUUCUUCUGAUGGUUUUCGGUUAACACUUUUCGGGGUGUUUAAAAAUUUUCGUACGACUGUUUUAAUAAAUACCUAUAAAAUAUUAAUAGCCGCAUUCAGACGGUAGUUAUACUUUCUAUAAAGAUUAUAAUUCUAAUUUCCUAUACCGGUGACUUGAUAACUUCAAAAACAAACCAAAGAACGUCGAAAUGUUUAAUCGAAUUUUUAACUUGAAUAGUCUGAGUUUAGCUUAGUGCAUUUUUUUUUCGUCUUUUACGUACUUAUUAUUAUAAUUAUUGCGUUUGCGUUCAAGCUAUUAUUACAGUAUAUUAUAGGUUACAUAGGUUACCUAACACACCUUACCCUUAAAGGUACAUUGGUACCCUUAGGUUUGAAUAUUAUUAUUUCUUAUGCAAACCCCACACAAUUUUUAAAAAUGUGUCAUUUUAAAAAUCAACCAUAUCACAGAGAAUGAAAAUUAAGAAUUUUAUAUCUGGAUAUUAAACGUACGUAAAAAACCCUUAGAACGUAAGAAUUAUUUUCGACAUAAACUUUAUCGCGCUGUUUAACUUUGCAACCGAUAAAACUAUAUAAGGUUAUAAAAAAACAAUAGAAAAACCUAUAAUUUUUUUUUCGGUGGCAUGGCGAGGAUUUAAAAACAUGAAAUAAAAUAAACAAAUACACAAAACAAAAGGGCAAAAGUAAGGUAUUUGGAAAAAGUCUCUGACGCUUCGAGAUCGUGUUUUACGUCCGUCUUCGAUUUUACGACUAGGAUCAUUACGCGGUGUUUUUAUUCUGGCACCAUUGUAUACAUUUCGAUUUAAAUCAAUGUAAAAGUCAGAAGGUAUUGAAACGGCUGAGAUACUAAAUCUGCGCAGCUAAAUCACACGAUAAACACAAUGCGAUUGUUCAAUAAUAAAAGCAAUACCUAAAAUCUUUGAUGAAACUGAUAAUAUUAUAAUUAUAUUAUUGCCAUGAUGAACUAUCGCGCAGUAUACAAUUUAAAAAAAAUGUUACUUAUUCCAUUAAAAACGAUAUUUCAUUGAAGCUUAUUAUUAAAUAUUAUCAUGUUUACAAUAUUUAAUGAGAAAAACGGUUUUUCAAAAUUUAAUCAUUCUUUUCUAUAACUGCGCGAUAUUAUUUCAAGAAAUAUUAAUAAAUUACCAAUUGUAUCGAUAAUUGAUACGCAGAUAAUUAAAGUACUCGACAAAUAUUAUAAUAAUAUUCUAUAGCUAUUCAUUAUACAAAUGGAUUCGAUUCAUCAAUUUAAGUUACUGAACAAAUUUCUGACUAUUUUUAUUUGUUUUUAUUUGUAUCAAUUAAAAAUGAAUAGCAGAUACUUUGAGUGCUAUAAUUAUGUUGUUUAUUUGAUAAUUUUGAAAAUUGAAUAAUAUAAAAAUUUAUUUUCGAAUUGCACUAAUAAGUGACUUUAAAUAUAAUGUUUUCAGUGCUAGAGUAAGAGAUAAAUUAUAAUUGGUUUUACAAAGCUAUUGAUAUAUUUUUUUUUACAUUUUUUAUUUUCCAAAAAAAAAAAAAACAAACUCUGUUUAGUACUGCAAUAAACCUGCUCAAACCGUUCAAUUUAAUAACUUUCCUAUAAAUUGAACGGUGUGGAAUAUAAUAUUUUAUAAGCUAUUUAAUUUUAGUUUCUGAGCGGAGCGAUGAAUGUAUUGGUCUUACCAUGAUGUUUAUUAUUAUUAUUUAUUUUUGUGUGUGAAAACUAUACCAGAAUUAUAUACUCCGAUUAUCAAUUAUAUUACUUUUUCUAAAAGAAAAUAUUCUCUGGGUGGUACUUUAAAGAGGUCAUUUUUUGAAAUUCUCAUUAAAUUUAAAAUAAUGAGGAAAACCUGGUUUUUAAGUUAAAAAGGAUCAAAUAAUUAAAAGUAAAGUUGUCAUUGACAACCGUUUUUAUUUAUUUUUUGUUAUUAUUAUAAGUUUUUAAUUACUUUAAUCGUUUUUAAACAAUUAUUGUUAUCAUGGAAACUCACACUGUUGAUAAAGGUAAGUAUAUAGAUACUUAAAAUUAAAUUACACUGUGUACAAUUAAUUGUAUAGGGAAGGUAGGUUUAAGUAGGUUAUUUUUCGAUUUUCCCAAGAAUUUUCUCAUCAAAUUUGAAAAAGUGAAAAUAAACAAAGGAAAAACGGAAAAAUGUUAGAAAUGUAAGUAUUAGCUACAAAUUUUAUGACCUUUUUCAUGUAGACAACUUUUCUACCAGCAAUUUUGUUCCAACUUUUAAUGAUAGCAAUUUUUCUAAAAGGAAAUUUUACUAGGAAGGUAUUUUAGAGUGACCAUUUUUUAUUUUCCUGAAGAGUUUUUCCAGCAAAUAUGAUAAACCAGGAUAUAACAUGGGAAAACCGGGGAAAACGUAGGAAAACUGGGAAAAUCGGUACAAGAUUAAACAAAUAUUAUUAAAGAUAAUAUAUAAAGCCUUUUUAAUUAUUUAACUAUAAUAUGACAUAUAUAUUGUUGACAAAGCAUCACUAUCAAUUGAACUCCGCUCAGAAACUCCUUUUUCGUAGGCAAUGGUUUAUCGUUGCUUAUAGAUAUACAUUAAAUUGUCUAUAACAAUGGCUGAACCCGUCUCCAUUAUCCUAGAACGUCUCCUUAUCUCCAAUGUCAUAAAAAUUAUGAAUACCUAAGGAUUGCGUUAAAAAAAAAAAAAAAAACAAUAACUAGACAUACAUAUUUUGUGCAGAGAUGAGCGAAACAAGAGCGUUUCUUUAUCUUUUAUUAUUAUUGCCAUACUAUAAAAAAAUAUCUGGCAUUUCGUAAUUGAUGUGAAUUUUUAUUGGUCAAUAUGCGUUGCGCAGUAGCCACUUAAAUCCGUUUUCUCUUAAACUUAAUGUAAUAACUUAAUUAGGUAUACCUACCCAAGUAUAUUGAAUGUUACUAUGCGAUACCGACCAGAUUCGUUUAAGGACGACAAAUAAAUGGUUUGAAAAAAGAAUCAACAAAGAUCGGUUAUCUAUAAUAUAUAUCAUUUAUACAUAUUACCUAUUAUAACAAUUUUUUAUUUUAGAUUCUGAGUAUAUAGCGCAAAAGUUAUUCGUUUUGAUGUGUUUUUAUUCUUGGAAAAAACUUUUUUGGUUAUUAAAAAUGAUCUAAAUUGUUUUACGCCAUACCUUAAAUGAUGAGUAAAUAAAUAAAAAGUUUGAUAACAAAUGAAAAUAAAUCAAUUUUAUUUUUGCGUUACUAAGAUAGCAUGUGAAAACAAUACGAACAAUACUAUAAACCUUACAACCCCACUGUACAUUUAAAGUUACAUAACGUUUCAGGAUGUAUGAUUGAAGUUGAAUUGCUAAUAUCACACUUAUACAUUGGCCAAACACCGUGUAUAACAUUACCUUAAUGUUGAUACAAUAUCACUGAGUAGUCAUCAAUUUUGGACAAUAACGGUUGUUGAAAUGUAACUAUCACGUUAUUACAACACAUUUAGUGAUGUUACUGUGUUACAUGUGAACGUCUAUAUAACGUUGUAAAAAAAUGCGCAUGCAGUUUAUCGAACCCCAUUAAAAAUCGCUUUUUGAUUGCAAUGAUUUAUCGUUUCUUUCAAUGUAGAAACUAAAUUAUAAUUACUUAUAGGUAUGCCUUCCUAACUAUCUAACUACACAACAGUAGCAAACCCGUGGUACAAAAUAUGUUCGGUUUUUUAGGUUUCUACAUUUCAGUUUUACUCAAAUAGUUGUGUUAUUUUAACGUGAGCAACUUUGCAUUUAUAUUAACAUACUUUCAGGAAUAAGUACUAAGUAAUUAUAGUGUAUGUUUUAUUAUUUGCUCAAAAAGUCAGAACUAUAAACGCAAUUUGUACAAUUUAAGUGAUAUUACAUUAUAUUGUAUGUAGUCGUUAAAAUUAUUAAAUUUAAAGGAAUCGCGGAAAAAGAAAAACCCCACAGCAUUUUUGUAGAAAAUAAUAAUAUAUAGUUUUUUUUGUCGAUUUUCGUGUACAUUUGAAUACUUAUAUCGAGCCGUAUCGGACCUCUUAGACAAAAAAUUAAUAAAAGAUACUCAUAAAUAAAUAAACCUUUUUACACUUUAUACGGUAUUUCGCGUUGUCCCGUACAAGAAUUAUGUAAUGUAAUGUAAUUUUAUUAAUAUUAUUUAAGUAACCAUGCGCGUCGUGUUUAUCGUUUUUAAUGCACACGAAAGUCCAUUGACGUUAUUGUGUUUAUUGCGCUUCCUCUCGUAAAAUAUCCAUUUUUAUUGUUAACGGUGCGAUGUUUUUUCGCCAUUAUUGGCUGCUCGAAAAACGUCUCGUAAUAAUAUAUAUACUACCAUUUAUUUAUUUACACACCACAUACUACGUUUACCCAGGGUUGGCCAGUAUUUUCGAUACAAGUAUUUUAAUUACCUGUAAAAUUGUAAUGUACAAUUGUAUUUUGUAUUUUGGAAAGUAUCGAAUAUAUUAAUACUCAUUUUGAAGUAUCUAAUUGCCCGUAGGCAUCAGAAGAAGAGACAGGCUAGGCCAUUUUCUCCUAUGGCUUUUUGAAAAAUCCAUUACAAACUGAAAGUGAUUAUACAAAAAUAGGGGAAAUUGUUAAAAGUUUCCGAAAAAACGUUUUUUUUUUUUAAAUACAACAUGCAUGAAAAAUAUAAUUAAUGUUUCAAUUGUAGUAUAUCGAGUAUUAUAUUAUAUUUAGAUACUGAAAAUCAAUGUAUCGAUAACAUGGAUCUAGGUUAUAGAUAUUUAUUCUUACCCAUCCGAGCGUAUAGGUAUCACCAGAAUGAUUCCCAUUACAAAAUUAUACAGAUAGUUUUAAAGAACAUGUUGAUUUAAAUGAAAGUUGAACAAAAAUCAUGAUUUGUACAGACAUUUUCAAUUUUAUUUGCGAAAUACACAUCAAAAUGCUUACUUAAGUAUUUUAUUUCCGGUUGCUUAUUACCAAAUAUAUCUCGCAGUCCAGUUACUACAGCUUCGAGUGAACGAUGUUCUCUAGCGAAUUAUAAAUUAUGAAUACAUAUACUCACCUGCUAUCUGAUACAAAACGAAUAAGACAUAACUAUAAGCAUAUUGUUAUUUAUAAUAUCAACGUAAAGUAAUAUUCAUGUGGUAAAUUGAUUAGGACCGCAAAAUCAAUAGUCAUGUAUUGAGACAAAAGUUUUAAGAACUUAUUUAAUCUUCUCCUUAUCGUUUCUUUUUUUAUAUUUAAUUCAAUUAAGUACAAGUUUUGAUAUGGAUUAUUUCGUUAUUAUAGUAGACUUUUCAUUUUGUCCAUAAUGAUAUAAUUAUUAAAUAUUAUCUAACACAAAGUAAUAUAAUACAUAAACCAUUGUUACUGCUACGUUGUUAGUUUUAAUACGAUACAAUUAUAAACGGCAAAAGCAUGACAAUUAUAAUACGAAUAUUAAACGUAUUAUAAAAAUGUCGGAAACAAACAUUAUUAUUUAAGACGUACACGAUUUAGGUUGGUACUUAAUACUUGACGAAAACGGUCAGACUUUUAUUACCACCUUUAGUGGUGUAAAAGGGGUCAUGGUUCUAUAAUGGAGAUUAAUAACAAGGAUUAUUUCGGAAUCGCACGGACCAUAAAUUUUGGGUCGACUAUAGAGGCUUUGGGUAUACUAAAACGUUAAAAUUAAAUGGCGACUUUCAUAUACCGGUCAUAAUUUCCAGAAAUAUUUUAUACAGUUUGUUUUUAGUCACUCUAUGUACCUACUUGAAAUACUCAAAUGCCGAAAGUGUAUGAUGGUUAUGUUGAGAAAAUUUGAUGUUUCUCCGUUGAAAAUUGUUAUUCAUUAGAUUUUAAUUAUAAAUAGAUAUUAAAGUCUCGUGGCGUUUGUUUUGUGAUGUAAUGCCAGCAUAUAACACGGUACGGUAAACAUAAUAAAUUCGAUUUUGAAUAGGUACACGAAAUUAUUUUAAACUUACCGGGUUGAAAUUAUUAUUAUUUCUUUUUUUUUUUACUGUGCUUUCGGUAUAUUAAAUUUGUCACGGACAAUUUAAAACACAUGGCAUGUCAUAAUAAUAUGAGUAUUACAAUAUAAUCGUCAAACGGCGUGUAAUGCAAAUCACGCCUAACAGUUUUGUUUUCUUCUAAAGUCGAUUUUAAAUGGAACGUCUGUUUUUAAGUAUACCUAUAUAAAUAUUAUGUUAGUGUAAAUUAAAGUAAUUCGAGGUUUUGGUUUUAUGUACAAGCAUACAUAUUUUAAUGUAAUGGCCAUUAUAUAUGCACGUCAUACAUAUAUAUAUAUGUAUAUAUAUGCAUACGUACAUUAAAUUCCCAUCCAAUUUUAGUACCUCCGUGUUAUUAUAUCCAAUAUAAGUAAGUCGUGAUUAAAAAUUACCGUACUUCUCUACACAGAAUCUAUAUAAUUACGAGUAGUAUUAAUUCCCAACUCGCUUCGAAAAAAAAAAAAAUGGUACUUAAUAAAAUUAUAAUGACAGCGUAUUAUAUUAUUAUGAUCUCAAAAAUAUACUAUAUGGAAGAGAAAAUGAAGACAUUUCAACAUAAGAUUCUAACGUUUCAAAUGUUCAACUUUGGAACAUUAAAUUGAGUUUUAUUUUUUUUUUUUAAUUACCUAUUCGAUAGAAUUAGAAAUAUUAAAGGUUAAUACAGAUUAAUAAAUUAUUUAAAGACUGUAAAUAUGUUAAAUAUGUUGCAUUUGAUUAAUUAUAUCAAUAUUACACUUUAAUUAAAUCAAAUUUAUGUUUAUCUUUCGAGGAAAGUUAAAAUAUAAGUUAAGUUUAAUUUUAAUUUAACUAAUAUUUAUUUUUACAAACAAUAUUUUUAACGUUUUAUAUAAACUUCAAUUUUUUUUUUUUUUUAAUUAACACAAACAUAAAUAAUAAGUUAAUAUUUUAUUAUAUUGUACUACUAUUAAUACAUUUAAAUUAAAUGGGGCAUUAUAAAAUAAUAUAGAUUCCAUAUACAUUAUAUAUGAAUAGAUGCCAUCGUAAAGAUAUUAUAUUUUUUUUUUACUCAAUAAUGUGUGUAAGUUUCGAGUUUAAAAUAACACCCAAAAUUUAAUAUUUUCGGAAUAAACACACAUUGAUCAACCGUAUUUUCAAUCCGUUUAAUCAUCUUCACUAUGAAAAUAACAAACAAAUUUUUUCAAAAAAAAAAAAAUUAACUUAACCUAAGUCAAAUUAAAUUUGCAAAUUAACUUUUAACUUAAUAAGGAAAUUAAAUUAUUACGUAAUUGUUACUCGUAAAUUUUUUUUUUUCAAUGAACCUAACCUAAUCGAGUUGUAAUCUUUUAACUAUAUCCUGCAGUAAAUUUGCAAAAUUCUAUGGUAUAUAACCGAUUGUACUAUCCAACUACUGAAUUCAAAGUUUAUUUCUUAUUAUUGCACGGUUGAUGUAAAAAAAAAAAAAAAAAACCGUAGGCUUUGGUACAUAUAUCAAUACGCAUAUAAAUGUACCGACUACGCACGGUUAAUCCGACGAAACCGGAGCAGUCACGACAAAUCCUUCCGUCGGGGAUUAGAACGUAUAUUAAUACCGACGUCGGAUAGGUGCGUAUUAUCACGUGCCGUAUGUUAUUAAUUAUUAUAUUGUAUUCGACCGUACAACAACAACAACAAUAAUAUAUUCAAAAAUAAUAAUUCUAUGUAAACGACCGUUAUCACGGUAUUAUAAUAUAGUAACGAUAAUAUUGUAAUACAGUGCUAUUGUGUUUUGUGUGCAGGAUGGCUGGGAGCAAUGUCCACGGGAGUGGCGUUGUUGCUGUCACCGGUGACCAUAGCGUUCUGCCGGCGGAAAUCCACAAGACUGACGGCCGUUAUGGGCGGUCUUAUCACCGCACUGGGAUGUCUUUUCACUAGUUUCGCCACGCAAUUCCAUCAGUUAUUCUUCAGCUACGGCACCGUCAUCGGUACGUAUAAAUACAAAUAAUAUUAGUAGUUCAACAGGUUUGGAAUUACCCUGUGGUUUUACGAUACGGGAUACCGCAGGAGCGGUAGCUCGUGGAUAGGCCGCUGGGGAAUUUAAAUAAUUUCGGUCGAGUAAAUGAUAUCAAUGAUACUGUAUGGUGCGGUUUAGUUUGUAUAAAUGCAUUGGUAAAUCGUUGCAAAGGAAAAACCCAAAUUUAAGCACGGAUUUCGGUAAAAAGGUUGUUUUGAUAAAUUAAAAAUUUUAAUUGAACAUUUUUUUAUAAUUUGCGACUAAGAAAUAAAUUACAACGACUUUUUAACAAAUUGUAUCUUAAAUUUUACAUAAAAAAAAAAAAAUUGUUUUAUUUCAAUAACUAUAAUAUUAUGUAGGUACUGUUUUAUAUAUAUACAAAUAAUAAUAAUAAAGAAAGGACAUUUUUAAUCUAUAAAAUCUUAAAGAAAUACAAUCGAUGUAUAUGUAUGGAUAAUGUCAUAUCGGGCCACUAUAUAGUAAUAUAGUUUGUAAUAUUUAUAUGCGUUGAAAGUUUCGAAAAGCCGAGUAAUGUAUAGUAAAAAUUCGUGGGCUAUAAAAUCAUAAUAUUUCCCCGCCAUCACGUCUCUUAUCAAAAACUUUGAACGUUUAUAAAAAAAAAAAAAAUAAUAAUAAUAAUAAACUACCGGCUUUAUAUUCUUGUACUUAUUAUACUAUAUUCGUGUAUUAUACGGCGAAAUAUUCGGAAAAUUAUUAUAGUUUUAAAAAAUUAAAUUAAAAUUUAAUAAAGCUAAGAAAAAAUGAAACCCAUCGGAACAAAGACCAUAAAAUAUAAUAUACAUUUUAUAUGAUUUAUCUAUUACGAUUUUUUUUUUAUUAUGACGAUCGGAUAAAACAUUCGAAAUAAUCACAUAUACAAUUAAAUUAUAACGGGUUGUCGAGGUAAACAGGUUAUUGUAUACUAUUUUGUGCAGGUUGUGCACGAGUAAUUAUAAAUGUUAUUAAACAUUGUUGAGCAUUAUAAACAUUUGGAUGAAAAAAAGACUUACCGUUUUUUGUGCCGUUAAACUCAAAAACUAAGGAUUAUACCAGCCAUUGCAAGUUAUGCGCGUAAUAAAAAUAUCACGACAGCAAUAAAACGUCACUCUCUUUACUGCACGCGUGCGUUUCAUUGUGAUACUCAAAACACCUAUCGAGUUGUGCUACAAAGGUCAUAUACAAUAAAUAAAUAACAUUUUUAUUGUUUUAUUAAAGCCGUAUUUUUACAUAAUACUAACCGUGACAGCUAAAUUUAAAUGAUAUAAAAACGGUUUUUUUUACUUUGCGUGAGUAUGGAAACCAGAAAUCAGAUUUUUGUAUCCCAAGUUAAAAAUUCAAACGUGGCCACUUAGGAAUUGAGCUUUUGAAAAAUCAUUUCUUAUCGUUUUUCAUUAUAUUUAUUCUUCUGGAAAUUUCGAGAACACAAAUCGAAAAAAUUAUGAUUCACUUGCAUAAUAUUAUCAACCUGCUCACUAUAAUAUUUUAUGAAGCAUAAAUUAUUUAUGUUUUUUUGUUAUCUCCAUGCCUCAACAUUUCGUUUUUGUUCAGUGAAAAAUAUUUAUAAAUCAUAAACUAUGUAUUAAUUCUUUUUGGUUCAUUAAAAUAAGAAAAAAUUAUAUAUUUUGCAUCUGCUUGAAGUAUAAAAUUAAAUGUUGAAUUUAAUAAGUUUUAUCCACUAUUUGCUUUUUGCAAUUUGUGUCUGGUUAAAAAUUAAUCUAUUUUUUCGAAAUUUUCUGAAAGUAAAUCUGAAUGGGAUGGUUCUUUAGGGAAAUAAUUUUUGGUUUUCUCAUUAUUUUUUUAAUAUAUUGUAAAAACCGGAAAAUGUACAAAUAUGUGUAAUAAAAUAUAAUUUUUUUUUUUCUUGUGAACAAUUUUUCUACUAGCAAUUUUGCUUCGAUUUACAUAAUGAUAGCACUUUUUCUGAGAGAAAAUUUCACUAGGGAUGUACUCUAAAGUUUAAGGAGGUUUUAUUUUGAUUUCCAAAAAGGAGUUUUGCCAAUAAAUUGGAAAAUCAGGAAAACGGUAAAUAGGUACGGUAUUAAACAAAAAUUAUUAAAGAAAAUAUUUAAUGCAUCUGUAAUUAUUUUACUAUUAUUUACCUUAUAUAUUUUUGCAAAUCAACACUAUCAACUGAACUCCGCUGAGAAUUGGUUUUUUGCUAUAGCAAUGGUUAAUCAUUGCUUACAGAAAUAAUAGUACAUUCAAUUUCCAACUGUAUCCUAAUUUUCCACUUUACUAACUAUAACAGAGGUUAUAAUCGUCCCCAUUAUCCUAGGACAACUUUUUUGUUCUUGAACCAAACGUACACUAUAACCAUAGGCUUUAGUGAGUAGACUAGCCUUGUAAUAUAAAAUGCAAAUAUAGUUCUAUUAAAAAUGUUUGUUGUUGUUGUUGAUUAUAAAUAAAUGUUAGAGUGACUGUUUGAAGAAAAAAGUUAUGAAAAAUAUAGUUUUAUGUACGUAUACGUAUAAUAGUACUUUUCUGGAUAAUAAACGAUCUUAAAGACAAAAUAUAUCGACCGAGAAAAUUAAUAUUAAAAAAAAAAAAAUACUUAUCGAACUAUAGCUGUAUUAUAAUAUGUCAUUAAUUUCAAUGGUAAUAUUGUACUUGUGUGGGAUGGUGGCUAAUGAAAUUGACUUUUAAGAAUUUUUGAAUCAGAUAAAACAACUUUAGGGUUUAUGGUAAACUAAUUUUAAAAGGCAUGGAAAAAUAAUCAACGAGUAAUCACAAGAUUUAUAAAGGGCCGUUAACGUUUAAAACGGCUUGUGCAACGCAAUGUGCAGAAAUAACGAAAUAACACUUUUAAAGCUGUUAUAAACUGAAAAUCAAGAGAGAGAGAAAUCCAGAAAAUGAUGGUUGGAUGUUAUUUGGAAAGUUUAGCAUGGUCAGAAAAAUAUUGCCCAGGAUCGGAAGAAAUAGAGGAAAGUAGUAUUGUUAAUUUCCUAAAGAUAGUGCUCUAAAAUAUAGAUAGGCGCAUACCACUUUUUACCGAUAUUCCAAUAUAAAACCGAUAUUUUUUAUUUCAAAAAAAGAGCUGAUACUGGGUAGGGGUGAAGCCACUGUUAUAAGUGUAAAGUUUAAAAGGUAGGUCUUUUUUGACAUUUUGGUAACUUUUUUGUGAAUUUGAAAAAUGCAUUAAGCCUUCGCUCUGCUUAUUACCAAACUUAAAUGUAAGAAGAUUAUUAUGUGCAAAUGUAUUUUCGAUAUUUUUAUUUUUAAGUGAGAUAUGAGUAUGUAAAUCAUCACAAUUUUAAAAUAAUUAUAUAUUGCUCGAAAAUCAAAAUAUCGAAAAACAUCAACGCUUGAGCAUAUGUAAUCAUCUUACCUUUAAAUUACGGUAGAAGAUGUCGGUGUGGCGUCUAACUUAAGUCUUAUAAUAUUUUAAUAACCUACUAAAUAAAAGUACACAUUAUAAAAACACGAAAAUAUCAAAUACCUAUAAAUAGUCUAAAAAUAGCUAGAAUAUUUUGAAAAUUGUAUCACGUUUACAAAAGGCCAAUAUUAGUAUAUUUCAAACACUGCAAGUAUCUACGAUAAUUUUUAACUGAAAAAAAAAAUACAAUAAUAUCGUACACUUGGCUGUAUUUCCUAUGCCUUUUGCUGGUUUUUCAUAAUUAUUAGUAAAACUAUACGGUAAAUUAAACAAAAACUUUCUUAUUCACGAAAUAGAACAAAUAUUCUUUCAGAAAAAUAUACUAUUCUUGAAAUUUUGACAAUGAUUUCUGAUAGAAAAAUACAAUCUUAACAAUUUAACUAUUCUCUAUAUAGUCUAUACAUCGGAGCAAGAUUUCUGGUAAAAAAGUUAUUCACAGACCGAAAAAAUAAUACAUCAUAGUAAAACCAAUAGGUCCUUUGCUACGCUCUGAAUCUAAUAUUGAAAAUCACGAGUUCAUAUUACGAUAUUAUUUUACCAUUUUACCGUUCUUAUCUAAGUUCGUUGUGUAACCAGUAUAUUUUUAAUCGUGGUUUAUAUUGAAAUUAACUGAUAUAACGCCCGAUGGUUUUUAAUGUUUUUUGCAUAUUCCAGAAACAUUAUAGACAUUUUUCUCAGAAACUGUAGGCCAAAAUAUCGGUUUUUUUUUUCAAUACCGACACCGAUAACAUUUAUAUAUCGGCCCAUCCUAAUAGUUAUAAAAGUCAAUAUGAAGGAGACCAAUACAACUACGAGCUAUGUUUUGCAGAAUUGUUCUUAUUCGUUCGCUAUGAUUUCUUGUGCUAUUGAGUGUGUAAACCAAAUUUCUAUAUGUCCCGACUAUGUGUUCUUUUUUUUGGGGGGAGGAGGUUAUAUUAUAUCAUUAUCGCGUCUUUUUAUCGAUUACGUACAGAAAAAAGUGUUCGGGGCGGUAUCGUGACGAUACAAUAAUAAUAAUAAUAAUAAUAAUAUUGCAUCUUACGACUUCAUAUCAACAAAUACUAUAUUAUAAUCAUAAAUAAUAAUAUAUUAUUAAUAACCCCGAAAACCCAGAGACUAGAGACUGAUAACGCGGCCGCUGAUUAUAUUUUACGUAUGGUGAUGGUGAUGGUAAUACUACGGCGGCAAAACGUCAUUCGUCGCCUACGUUUCCGUGGCGUGGAACUCGUAUAAUAUAUUUUAUACACACAUCGUCAUCGUAUAGUGUGUAGUUUAUAUUUGUACGGGUCGUAACAAUAUUUAUUAUUACUACGUUAUUGUUAUCGCGUUCGUGUCUGCGGUUGACGGUGUUUGAAAAAAAAAAAAAACUUGAAAUAAAAAAAUAAAAACGAUCCGCCGUAUACAGUGAAAUUCGACCGUUUCGCGGACCGGACGGGACGUGACCGAAAUUCAAUUGUACUGUUAUUAUAAUAUUAUUUUAUUGCACGACCACUGUAUGUUUAGUCGUAGUUGCCUUGUCGGUUUUAUAUUAUUUGGGUACGACCCGCCGCGAUAAAAAAAAAAAAUUACCAUCCCGAAUGAAACGUUAAAAUAAUAAAAGAUAGUAAGCAAUAAUGAUAAUAACAAUACAUGCGUGCUCGAUAUUAUAAUAAUAUUAAAACGAAUAAUAUAUUACGCAAAACUCGCCCGAGUUCCCUACCGAACGUUAAAACGGGAGUCCUGGCGAUAAGGACAAACAGAAUAUAGCCGAUACUGGGGACGGGCGUGCCACUGUUUCACGUGGGAAGGUGGGAUACAUUAAGUUAUUGAAUUAAUUUCAAUAAACCGUUGCUAACGAAGUACGAUUCUAAGUGAAGUCCAAUUAUACAUGUUUUGAAAUGCCGUAAUAUUUACGAUUUUCAUCAAAACGAUUACAUUAAACUCUAUUUUUUUUUAUUAAUUAAGUACAACUCAUAAUGAACCUUUUGUUAAAUUUUCAAGUAUUUUUGUUUGAUCAAACAAUUUUAUCAAUAUCCACGUAUUACACCUAUCAAUGAAAAACAAUGUAAAACACUAGAAAAUGUAAAAUGCCAAUAAAUAGCUUCACAAUGUUUUCAGAAUAUUUUGAAAAUAUUAUAAUUUAUUAGAAACACCAAUAUAAGUUUUUUGUUGAAAUAUUUUCUGGUUUUUAGGAAUAUUUCAACUGAAUUAUAACAAAAAAACAAAAUUGAAACUAUUAAAGGCGUUACUUCCGAAAAUUUCUCUGUUUUUUAUACGUUUUUUUUUUCGGUUUUGUUCAAUUAUUAAGUAAUAAUUAUUACGUUAUAUUUACAAUGAAGACGACUUAAUUAUAAAUUAUUAUUUUUUUUUUUUUAAUUUUACGUGGUCUCAAAAACCAGUAAAAAUAUUUCAAUGACGGUAGUAUCUUUUUUGUGAUCAUUAUAUUUCCAAAUCCGUACACUGCAAGCGUUUCAAAACUUUUAGUUUUAGCAGUUAUCCCAAAAGAAAAAAAAAAAAAAAACCCAUUUAUUUUUAUCAAUCUUAUUAUUAUAUGUAUUUAUCGCUGAGUUCAGAAAUCGAUUUAAAUAGAAUUAAAAUGGUCCGAAAUUCAAACGAUCGUAUGUAUAUAAUUAAAGUUUAAAUAGCGAGCUCCGUUUAAAGUUUAAUCGCGUUUUAGCAUACCAAGAGACACGUUAUUAGAAAUUACGUUAUACCUACAUGCUGUACGAGUAGAAUACGUCACACAUUUUAAGAUUUCUUUAUAUAUUUUUGGACACUCGUGGCACGGAACAUUGAGUUUACCAAUAUAAGGUUCAUUACGUAGAUUAUAUAUACGUAUUAUUAUAAAACACGAAAUUGUCCAAAUUCGGAAAUGUUUCUUCGUUGUUUUGAAAACCAACAUAUUAAUAUAUUACUAUUUGUAUAUGUUGUUGUGCGUACCUAUUAUUCUUACAUAAAAAUGUUGAAAGUUACAUAUCUAUUUAUGUAACUUUCAAAUUGUUUUUUUUUUUUUCAUAACAACGUGUACUGCAGUCCAUCAAAGACACAUUAUUAUAUUUUUGUAUGUAUUGCAUAUUAUUUUAUCAUGAUGCACACGUCAAUUCGUGCAUAUUAAACCGAAGAGACAAACAUAAUACAACAAUAAUAAUAAUAUAUUAUGUCAACUGUGUUAUCAAUAAACGUGACUCGGUUACAUUAUUCGACUAAACCACGAUUUUACACUACAGUAUAUGUAUAUAAUAUGUGUGCCACAAACUAGUCUAAAUUAUUCUAGUAUAAUAUAUUAUACACUAUGUGUAUCGGGUGAUAUUUAAUAAAUGUAAUUUGUGAAAUAGUUUUAUUAUGAUGUCUAUUUAAUCACAUCAAAUUGGAUAUAUAUAUAUAUAUAGUAGAAUAAAUAUUAGUUUAACUAAUUAUUUGUUAGUUCAUGGAACGUUCUUUUUUUCUUAAACAUCAAUAAAUACACAAUAAAUAUUUGUGAUAAUGAUAUAUCACAUGAAAUAGCUUGUAACUUUCAUAUUUUAUAGUAAAAUAUAUUUUGGAAUGUACAAUAUAAAUUAAUUAUAAAUAAUUCUAAAAUAAGUAUAUCCAACGAGUAAAACUUUCCAAUACACAAAUACUGUAGAUAAAACUCGCUAUUUACUAAAAUACCACCCUGACGUGUGUGAUUGGAACAAGAUCUCCGGUCAAAAACAGACAGAAUUUACAAAAUCAUAAAAAUAGCUGACAGAAAAGGACAAAAAUAUGGUAAACAAUAAACACAGAUAAUAUACUUUUUUAGCUAUAGAUAAAUAUCUUGAAAAUACAUAUUUCCAUACCAUUUAUGUGUAUUGGUAUAAAUGCAAAUAUAUAGGACGGUACAGAUAAUAAAUUGGAUGCAGCCAUUGCACUAUAUUAUUUAAUAAAACAGGUGGCGUUUAUAGCCUAGAAUACACCAUUUUUCUUUUUUAAAACUUGGUGUUUAUUAAGUAUAAGCUAUACAAGAUGUAUAUUCGAGAUCUUAAUGCAUCUCUUAUGUAAUAUGAACUGAUCAAGCUGCCUAACCCGCCUUAUCAGUUUCCAAGAUUUGCUUAGAAUUUUUUUUUCGAUUUCAACGGUUGAAUUGCUUCUUUUAGUAGGUAAACACAAUUUGCAUUUAUUUUACACCUAUCUAACUUUCUAUCUAAAUAAGAUGCUUACUUUCAGACACUGUCCUGUACGCGAUGCAUACAGAAGACGACAUAUAUAAACAUCCAAAAUUAGUGGCUCACCGACAUUUUAAUUCAUUAUAAUUGUACAGAAUAUUAUGACAACAAACGAAAUUAACUAUUUUCUUAUAAUAUCUAAUUAUUUUCCUUUAUAAUUAUUGUUAACAGUUAAUUAGUAAAUAGUUUACCCUAGGAUUACAAAUAAAUCGUCAUGAUCUUAUUUGUUUUUGGAUGUUGCACUGUCAGUGUAAUAUUAAGUAAAUAAUUUUAUUUAAAGCAAAAGAAAUUUGACUUGGCACGGUUUUUUUAAUGACCACUAAGUUCUAUACUACAUAUUAGAUCUGGAAUGUACUAUUUCUGUUCCUAAGAGUAUUAGAUUAUAUAUAAUAUUAUAAUCGUACUUAUAUAUAUAUAUAAGCAUUGAUAUUUUUUCUAGUCUCAACUUUACGGUUAUUCAAAUUUUCGGUUAUAUGGUGUUAAAGUGCACGAAUUAGAAACUUUGAAACUUUUCUUCUACAGAGCAAAAAAAAAAAAACAGAUUCAAAAGUCGCAUUGGAAAUUGUAUAAAAUAAAAACAAUGGAAUUGUCUCAUGUAGUAGAAAAAAAAUGUGACUCAACAAAUAUUUCUAUUGUAACUAAAAAAUAAAAAAAAUAAUAUAGCUGCAAAAAAAAUAAAUACUCGCAUAAAAGCAAUUUCUAUGCGAGUUGCUUCGAGAGCUAUUUAUAAAAUAUUAUUGCACAACCAAAAUUUUUUUUACCGGUAAAAAAGAAACUUGGGUAUAUUUUCUCGUGUGAAACGAUAACGGUGCACAUAUAAACCAAAACGAAUAAAAACAAAUUACACAUAGAAAUCAAACGAAAAGUGUGGAGAGAAUAAAGUUUUAUUUUUAUUUAUUUUUUAAGUGAUAAAAAAAAUUACUCGAUAGAAAUUUCAAUAAUAUACUGACAUUGGGUUUUUCUAUUCAACAUAAUAUUGGAUACUGUUCUUUAUACGUUUUAUGUAUAUAGAGUAAUUUUUUUAUUUACAAAUAGCGAACAGCAGCUCCAUGUAUACCAGAUACCAAAAGAGAAUAUUUUAAAGGACGACGGAGGGUUAUUUUCCAAAAAUUGAUAUAAAAUAGUUUUAAAGUUUAAACAAUUUUAUAACGAUUAAGAAAAAUAGAAAUCAAAUUUACUUAAUAUCACUAGAACAAAAUGUAAAAAUUACUUUCUGUAUAAUUUUACUUCACUUCAAUAUUGUUUUUUUUCGUUUAUCAAUGGUACCGAAUUUGAUUAAGUACAUAAAUAAAAUAUUUUAUAAAACGUUUACAAAUAUUAUGUUACGUGAAUAAUAAUUGUAUCGUGUAUAAAUUAUUAGUGAAUUUGUAUUAUUCAGAUCACGUGAAGUAUAAUCAUAUUACGCUAUGGGUUUUAAAAAAAAAUACAUAUCUAAAAUGAUAAUAAUAUCGGUACCUACAUCGAAUAUAAUUUAAAAAUAAAUAUAUUUGAAAUAAUACUGACAUUAAUUAUCUGAUUUGUAACAUGAAUAAAAUCGAUUUUAUAUUUUUUAUUCUUAAAUUAGGUGUCUGUAUGUAUUAUGUGUGUUAAAAUAUUAUUAUAAUAUGUUUUAUAACGAUGAAUAGUUUCAUUUGAAAAAAAACAAUAAAUAAAUAAUUAGUGCAUUUUUAAAAUAUGUACGCAUAAAUGUUUUAGUACAUGUUACUUACAAUUUUCAUUCUAGUACCCGAUGAUAACAAAUCAUGAGGGAAAGAGUGGGUGACGCGAGCAUAAAAAUAAAGCAACCAUGUAGUGAACUCCGUAAUGACAGUGGAGAGGGUGUUAAAAUGAUGAGAUGGAUAAGUGAACGUGAUAUAUUUAACGACAUAAAAUAUAUUAAUUUUUUCGAUCGUUAAUUAUCGAUUGGAAAACUAUAGUUAUUGUGUAGUUUUUUUUAACUCUAUUUUUCAUACCAAAUAAAUUGUACAAUUUUUUUUUUUAUUAAAACAAUUUAUUGUGUAACAUAUACCUCUUCAAUAUUUACAAUAUUAAUAAAAAAACAUACAUCAACUUUAAUUUUAAAGAAUACAUAUUGACCUCAUCUGAAUAAAUCGUCUCAAAAAUAUGAAUUUCUACAUUUAAAUACGAGUAAACGGUACUUGGUACUUAUCAUACUAAUUUAAUAAUAUAAAUUGACUUGCAGUAAUAUUCUUUAUUAUAAAAUAUCUUUUGAAGUUAUGAUUUUGUAAUCAAAUCGUUUAUAAAAACUGCAUAUUCUAAACUCUAGUACAAAUUAAUUAUUUAUUAAUAAUAUACAACAAUAUUGUUAUAAUAAUCACUUCAUAUAUACUAAAUUAUUAAAUAAACAAAUAAAAUAUAGAGUAUUUUUAUUUUUUUUUUUUUUUUUAUUGUGUACAGUUGAUUUUAGUUUUUUAGUCAUUAUAUAAAAUGGUUUAAUAAUAAUAAUAUCAUAUAUAAUAUUUUCAACAUUUAUUACGGUAAUCUUUUACUCUUAAAUUUUAAAUAGCAUUUCUCCCUUCUCCUUCAAAAUAUUCUUAAGAUUUUGAUUAUGCAAUGCAAAACACUUUUUCAAACUUUUGUUGAAAAAGAAAUAUCUAAUUCGGAAAUCUAAAGUUAAUUUUCAUUUAAAGUAUAAUGAGUAGGGGUAAACAUUUUAAAAAAAGUAUUCCAAUAAAGGUUAAAUAGUUUCAUAGAUAAUUUAAAAUAAAACAAACAUCAAAUUAGCUUACAAAUAUCUAGAUGAAAUCGCUGGAUCAUCAUAAAAAAAUAAAUAAAUUCUGUGAUAUAAUAAAAAUAUAUUAAUAUAUAUUAAUCAUAUAAUACUAAUAAAUAAUUUUUUUCGAAUAUCUCCUCUUAAUAAGAAUUUUAAUAUUAAUUAAACUUUUGUAACAAAACAAUUAUUUAUCAUUUUUUUCUACUGUAUAAAUCCCUUAUAAUCCUAAGCAAAUAAUAUUGUUCACUGAUCUACAUAUACAUGUAUAUUUAAUGUAUAAAAUAAUAUAGAUUAGUUAUACAAAUUAAAAAUAAGGAAAACAAAAUUAUUACCACCAUGCACGUUGUUAAAUAAAUUGUAUAUUAUUUAAUUAUAAUAGUACAAAAAUAAUACAAAGUUGAUGUGUUCAAAAGGUAGGAAAAAAGAAAAAUCCUAACAAUAAAUUAUUAACUAUGACAGAGUUACUUUGUCGAUUAAGAUUUUUUGAAGAUAUUUUUGGAAUUAUGGUGUAGGUAGGUACGCGUAAAUAGUAAUUCCAGUGAAAUUUACAUUUUUCCAUUAUAAACUUUAAAUGUUUUAUAAUAUGAAUUUACAUUUUUAUUUUUAAAAAUAAUGGUUUUUAUUCUACUUUGAUACCUUAAAGCGAUAACACGAAAACGUAAGGAUACAAUUAAAUGAAUACGAAAUAAUUAUCUUGGAACUCAUAUUAUGGCGUAUUAUACAUCCAUAAUAAUUUACCGUCAAAUUUUAUUUGCCUAUUUAAAAAAACUAGAAAAUGAUAAAAAUAUGAUUUGACUGUAACUGUUUAAUAUAAAACAGGUUGCUUACUAAAAACACUUUUAUUUUGUAUACAGUGUGUUUUACUCGAAUGGAAACGCGAAAUAUUUUGGCCAGAUUGAUUUGUAAUUGGAAAUUGGGUGUGAGCUUUUUUUUUUUUUAAGGACAUCGAUGGUUCUAAUAAAUACGAAUUUUUAGCAUAUGUUUUUAGCAAAAUGUUAACCCUCACGGUGAGCUUAUGCGCAAUACAACUUACAACUUUUUUUAAGUUGAAACAACUAUUUUUAACUUCAAAUUCAAACUGCAAUAUUUUUAACAUAAUAUUAUUAAUAUAUAUGUUUGCAUUUUUUAAUUGUCUUUUCAAAUAAUUUAAAACGCAUUUCUUUAGAAAUAAGACAUUUGACCAAUACAUUUUCUGUAGGUAAACAACUAUAUAAAUAGAUGCAAAGAUAAUGAUCAAAUAACAACGGCAUAAGUUUUUACUUGUUUAAAUAUAUAGGGCGUUUUUUAGGUAAUUUUUGAGGUACAAAAAAAAGAAUGUUAGUAGUUAUCAAAGUUGCUCAAUUCGAAUCUGGUGUUGAAAAGGGUGUUCCCCUUUUAGAAAAUGUAAGCUAUACAUUUUUCUCGUAUCAAUGUACGUCUGCCCGACUGAAAUAUUUCGCUUUACCGUAUACGAGCAAAAACAUACACUGCGUAUAGAUUACAGUAUUGCACACAUAACGAACGAUGUGAAAGAACAUAAUAGUAUUCUACAUAGUAUAUAAUAUACCUAGUGAAUAUCCGCGAACGAUCCAAACGGAACGGAUAACAGCUCUUGCGACAAAAGUAUCUUCGUCCGAAUGUAUAAAUUAUUUAAAGGGGGCAAAAACCGGGUUUGAAUGAAAACCUUUGAAUUUAGGUCACACGGGUGCAGUCAGAUUUUAUUCAAAGACGAUAGUUGAUAUGGGGGGGGGAAGGUGGAACAAACCGCCAUAUAAUAUAGUUUCAGCAUUAACCAAAGCUAUUAUACACGAGUGUUUACGAAUAUUAUUAUUAUUUUUGUACAUUGUUUGAUACACAGCUAUAUUGUGUGUGCGUGUAAAAGAAAGAAAACGAUUUUAGGCGAAUAAUAAUUACCAUAGUAUUAUUAUAAUACCUGCAUGAGCAGACCACGUGUAUACCGAAUAUAUAUAAAACGCACAAUAUAGACUCGAAAAAAAAAAUUUAAUAAUAAUGUGGCAACGGUAACACUAUUCGAUUUAACGUAUUGUCUUAUAAAAUUAAUCCCGGGAUUAAAAAAAAAAAUACUAAACGAUUUUUACAUUCAUAAACUAUAUUUUGUACUUGAGACCACCCACUUAUAAGACGUAUAAUAAUAAUUAGAAAAUCAAUUUAGAAUCUGGGGCACGUAUUGUACUUUUUACCAAAAAAAUAUAAAUCUCUGAAAUAACUUUUUUCCUCUUUAUAAACGUACAAUGGUUUUCGCCUUUGAAGUUUUCAAUUCCUCGAAAAUUAUUACCAUUCUACACACACGCGUGACGAUAGUACAACCACUAAAUUCUUAUUAUUUAAAAUCGAAUAAAAAAAAACAGCUGAUGCUACUGAUAGGCGUGCCAUUGUUGUAGCUGAGUAUUUGAGGAGGUAGUAUACAUAAGUUAUUUAUUUAUUAGUUUUUUGUUAGUAAAAGUCUUAACGAAGUUCGGUUAAACAUAUUUUGAAAUGCCGUGGUUCUUAUGAUUUUUGUUUAAUCUAAUUGUAACAAAAAAGUUGUUCGAAAAUUAUAAAAAUGUUAUUGCUGUUAACUUCCUAUUUUUCCUACAUUUUUUCAUGGAUAUUUCCUGAAUUAUUAAGAAAAUUACGAAAAAAAUUAUAAAUCUAUAACUCCAAAACGUACCAACUAAUUUUUUAUCAUAAAAGAUGCUACUUUCAUAAGUAGGAACAAAAUUUUUAUUGAAAAAUUUGUUCACAGGCACAAUAAAAAAAAUCGCAUAAAUUAAUAAUUUAAAAUUACAGUAAAACCAAUAUUUUCCUCGUUGCAUUGAAAUAUCGUAAAACUUUAAAAAACACGUGAUAUACUAAACUUUUUUUAGAUUCAGAACGUAGCGAACUAUGUUUUCUACUAGACAUUUUGCGCCAAUAGAAAAACAAGAGAAUUUUCGUACUUUAUUUUGGAUCUAGAUGGUCACCGAGAAAUUCGUUUUUUGAUUUUUCAAGUAGUUUUCACAAUAAUUGGGAAAACCAGAAAAAGAAGAAAAAUAAAAAACGAUUAUAUUAUUUUAAAUAUUUUUACACGAUAUUAUGAAAUAUUCUGAAACAUCAGAAAUAUUUCUGCCCCAACAGAAAGCAACUAAGAAACCUUUUUUGUUGAAUUUUUAAUCUUGUUGAUGAUUAUGAAAGUCGUUUACUUAUUUUGCCCGUAUUUUUUUUUAAUAGUUGAAAAUAACCGAAAAAAACAGUAAUGUAUAUUCAAAAAAUAGCAAUACCACCUAUAUAUUUUUCUUAUAAAUUAUUUUAUAUAAUUAUAAAAUUAAAUAAAAUCCGAAUAUUAUUAUUACGUUUGGUCAUAUUUUAUAUUACCACUAAAAGUGUCGAGAAAUGAUAAAAAUUGUUUUUGAACUCUGAGAGGAAAAGAUGAUAAUAAUAAUAAUAAUAAUAUUUUUAAUACGAACGUGCACUGAAAUCCUUAUUAAUUGACUUUUUUAAAACUUCUGCGACGAAAAAAGUUUAAAAAGUUUGAAGUUUUGCCAACAGUACUGGCAAUACUAUCAUUGUGGUUACGUAGGUAUUCUAUUUCAAAACACGAUACACUUUUAUGAUAAAAUUCCGCGUCGUACGAGACUGAGGUAGCCAAAAAAAAAAAAAAAACCAAAAAAGUUUUUCCUGUUACAUAAUGUAUAGGUACCUAACUUAUAUAUGUAAUUAUUGUUCCGUAUCAAAGUAAUAUAGUAUUUAUUUUGUAAUCGUUCUUUGGCAUAAAGUAACUAUUUAAUAUCAUACUGAUGAUAAACAUGCACAAUUAAUCUGAAUUAAACUUUAUUUAUAAGAUUUUCUAAGAUUGUAGAAAAUUAUCUCGGACAUUAUCCACAUAGAAGAAAUAUCGCUAAACAUUCCGGACAGAAAGAGUACAUAAAAUUCAUCCCGUAUUAUCAAUUCGCAUUGAAAUAUUUCAAAUAACAAGGUAGCACUGGGUAACCGAGUAGUGAAUAUAUCGCUGCUAGGUAGUAUAACAAGCAUUUUAUCGAUCCGGUUACUUUUUUCAUGAUUGUUUUAUCAUAAUAUUAAUAUAUAUGGCUGAUAUAUAGUUGAUUAUAUAGCUGAUGUUGAUUGGUUUUUUUUUUUUAAUUGGUAUAGGUAAUGUUAAAUUAAUGUUUUUUUUUGUUUGAAUGAUUAUAGUUAAAAUUCUAUUAACUGUGUCGUUUACAUAAGGCAAUUGAUUAUUAUAUUUAUUUCUCGUUCGUACGAAUUGAACAAAAAAAAUGUGAGUAAGUAUAUAAUUAAUAUCCCGUAAAAAAAAUUAAUUUAAUGUUUGUUUACGAACGCAGGUACUUACCCCGUACAUUAUAAUUUUCGUGUUUCCAAUUAAUAAUAUAAUUACUUUUUUACGAAAGGUUUAAAUACGGAAUUACAUUUCAAUUUUAGCUACGUAGGUACCUACAGCCCACACCUAUCCAACGUAUUUAUUGAUAAUUAUUAUUUAGUUCAGACGUUUUAUUUUUCUAUACAUAAAUUAUGCUCAUCUCAAUUAAAUUUUAUGCGGUGUCUCUCGAUCAAUAUUAUUAUAUUCUAUUGUAUUUAUUGAGUUUUAUAUAUAUUUUAUUAAAUAUACAGGUGUAUAUUUUAUUCGUUUUACUUUUCGUAAACGUUUUGUAUGUGCAGUUUAAUUGAACUCCGAAGAACAAUAAAAUGUCUCUAAAAAACGUGAAAAAAGUAAAAGUUUCACUUAGUCAUCAACGACAUACAGAGGUAAUCUUUAUCAACAUCACUCGUAUAUAAAUUGUAAUUCUAAAACAAUUCAACAGGGUCGUAUGGUUUUAGAAACUCUCAUAUUUUAUGAUACAGUGAUCAUUUCUAAUGGUCACUCAAGGGGAUUGAUAACGGUGUAUACUUUAAUCGGCUUGGUCUUAAAAGCCAGACAAAGCUGUGAGAAUUGUGUUUGACGAGUUUUCAAUUUGUAAACGGAUUAUGAUUAUUUAGGUUCUUUACUACAGGAUAUGUUGGAAAUCGAAAUAAACUGAUUUUAUUUGAAACGGUAAAAUAUUUUAUUUUUUUUUUAGAGUCCGAGUGGAGCGAAAAGCUUAUAGUUUUAGAAAGAUAUUUAUUUAUUUAUUUUUUUUUUUUAUCUUUGAAUAACUUUUCUACCAGAUGACUCGCUUAAAUUUGUAAGUAUAGCACCAUUUCUGAAAGGAAAUCGGUGUGGGGAAGUACUUUAAGGAAGUCAAUUUUCGAUUUUUUCUCAUGCAUGAAAUGCAAAAAACAUGGGCAAAUCGGGAAAACAGAUAGAUUUUAUUUUACUAACAUGAAACGGCAUUCAACUACACGAAUGUUUCAUGUAAGUUUUGGUUUUAAGGAUGGGAAUAAUGCGCGUUUUUAAUCCUUGUUGUUUGUUGCAAAAUUUACAGUAUACCUUGAAUAUCAUAACUAAUCAGGACCACAUUGAGUUCGGAUAGAAAAAUUUAAAAAAUAUAUCAUUUGUAUAAUAAAUAUAGAAUUAUUAUUACAUAUUAUUGACUUAUUAUAAUUAUUAUUACACAUGAAAUUUAUGUUAUUACUUAUUACGAAUAAAAGAAUAUUAUUAAAGACUUAUUAUACAUAAAGUUAUCAAUAUUUAUUUGAUGAAUCGCUGCUAUGCUCUUUUUCAACAGCUAAAUCUCGCACACUUUAAGAUAAAAAAACGUUCGGAUACAUGAAUUGAAACGAAAUAACGUUCGGAUAAUGGAAGGUUCGAAUAACGAAGUUUUAGAUAAUCGAAGUUCUAUUGUUUAAAUAAAUCGCAUUUUGUUGAUUUUGAAGUGUUAUAAUUAUAGACAUGAAUGUCCUUCUGAUUUGCGAGACCAGAGACGAAAUUUAAAAUAUUUUUUUAGUUAAUUGUAUACACAUGCGCGAUUAUAGUUUAGGUAUAAUCGAACGUACCUAUAUGGGAAAUUACAAUAAAGAUAAUAAUAUUCUGAUCCAAGAUAAUAAACAUAAUAUAAAAUUAUGAUUUAAAAUAUUGCCAAUUCAUCCUUAGUGUCGGUUAAUUUUUAUAGUAUCGGUAAUAAUAAACAUUUAUAAUUUAAAUAGUAUUUAGAUAUUUAUUCAGGGAGAAAUAAACAGCCAGAUUCAAUAUACGUCUCUAAUACAUAAUCAGAAAAUAGUCGUAAAACUGUAAUAUUUGGCAAUGUUACGGAGAAGUACAGAUAAUAUAGCGCGCGCAAUCGUAUUGUACUCGUAUAGAUAACUCGCAUUCUUUUAUGUACAUUUUGAAGUAUUAUAAUCAAAGACAGAAACGUCCUUCAGAUUUGCGAGACCAAAGACGAUAUUUAAAGUAUUUUUACAUUUUGUUAUAGUAUAAUUCGUAUUUUGUUUCGACCACAAGGCCCCAAAACUAAGUAAAAACUCAAUUCUCAGGGCCCGACCCUAUCCGUUUUCUCUCUAAACACGGCCCUGUCCAUAGAUAAUUUAUAUACAUAUAGAUAGGCGUAAAGAAUACACUAUUGUUCUCCGUAUGCUGGGAAGGGUAUAUUUGCUACCAAGGCGGUUACAUGGAUAUAAUUAUCUCAACACUGACAGGAGACAUAUACACUUAUUACUUUGUCAAUAAUAAUACUAAUAAUUAUACACAAUGUAGUCUUUACAAAUAAUAACGUCGUUAAAUUUUAAUUGAAUGCAUAAUAUUACAGUGUACUUUAAAUAUUAAAAUUAGACAUCAACCGAGUUUAAAAAAGUUGGCAGAUUACAUUGAAUAUAGAUAGCCGAUUGAUAAAAUUCGAUCCUUAAUCAUAGAUCAGAAUUUACCGCAUGUAACCAUUAUGAUAACAACUAUACUCUUCUGGCACAGUAUACCAUGUUUACUAAGUAUAGAGAUAUCCCAUUUAUGUAUAUAUUAUCUGCAGUUAUAACUCCAGCGCCGCAUAGUCGCGCUUAUUUAAUAAAUAAAUAUAGGUGCUUACCUACUUUUAUAAGAUAUUUUAAUAUUCUAUUAUUAUAUAAUUGUUUCCAGGAAUCGGCGUCGGAAUGACUAGGGAUUGUUCCACGCUGAUGGUGGCGCAAUACUUCAAACGGAAACGCGAGUUUGUCGAGAUAUUCAUCGUGUCAGGUAGCGGGAUGGGCAUAGCCGUCAUGUCGAGUUUCAUAAAAGGAGCCAUUAGGUAUUGUAUAGUAGAGUAGAAUUUACGUAACUCCGAAUUUCAGUGCAACUAAGAAGAGAUACGCGUUAUUUUUAAUGUUUAGUAUUAUUUGUUAUCUACUACAAUUACAUGGUAUUACAAUGCGCGUUGAAUUGCAGUUGGAAUUUAAAAACCGAUUUUCGAAUAGAGAGUAAGGGCAAUUCGUUGUUUGGCACCUAAGUAAUUGUAUGAUCAGAGUCGAGAUUUUAUUAGAAAAUCUUCGGUACCCUUAAAAGAUACAUGAGAUACUUCCAGAAACAAAUAACAAAUUCGCGAUUAAUAACAUUUUUAAUCGUUAGUUUCAGUUUCAGAAAAAAAUGUUGGCGGGAGGAAGCUCUGGAUAUUAAUAUUUCGAUCUAGUUUUUGUCAAGCUAGAAUAAUUUUUUUAUUUUAUGAAUCACUUAUUCCCAUCAAUAUAACUUAUUUUUUACCCCCUCUCAGUUUAAAAACGUAAAGAAAAAAUAAAGUUUAUAGCCUUAUAAGAGAAUAUAUAAAUCAUUAAUUACAAAAAGGGAACAUUACCCAAAAUUGAAAUUUUACAGAAUCAAAAAAGGACUUUCGUGGUCACCAAAACGAUUAAAGAUUCAGCAUAAAAGAUUACUUGUUUUGUUUUUCAUUAAACUAUAUUUCUGUUAAAAAAUGUUAAAAUAAUGAAAUUAUUGUGCCGCAUUCUUUGUCUUUUGUGGUUCUUCCAGAUUAUUAUGAAAAUUAAUUUAGAUAUGAAAAAAAGGCCUUUCUCUAUUAGUGGCUAUAUAUUAAGGGAAACUCGAUUGGAGUAAUAUUUCAGAUAGAAAUCAUCGCUUGCAAAUAUGAAAAUAAUUAAACCAGGACGACAAGUUGCCGUAAAAAAUUGCCAUUUUACAAAUCAAAAAAAAUUACUUUUGCUCAACAAGAUUUGUAGUAGAAAAGUUGUUCAAAAACAAAAAAAUGUUAAAGAAAAUACAAAAAUAGGCCCCAAAUCUAAACAUACGCAACAUACAAACAUAAACUAACAUUAUAAAACCAAUAUAUUUUCUUGCAUAGCUUAGAAACUAAAAUCAGUUGGCCGUAAUACGUUUCUAUUCAAUUGACACGGGAUAUAACCUGCCUGACCAGAUUUGUAUAGUUAAUACUUACAUAGAUAUACGUAAGCGUAAUAUUUUAUAGGACCCGAGUACCUUAUAUAAUACCGUGACAUGCAUUUGUGUAUCUACGACGUUCAAGUGCAUCAUAUAUUACCUGAAAAGUGCCGGGUAUAUCAUAUUUCUCUCGGGGCUUAGAGUUUAGGAGGCACCGUCAGUCGAUCCCCAUAAAUAUAACACCUAUAAAAGUUUGAUCAUUACGGGAUGGAAGUGUCCACUUUAUAAUUGUCGUUCAGACCAAAAUUGCAAACUGAUAAUUUGUUUAAGGAAUAAUCUUUCACCCAUUCGAAUUUGUUUUUCAGCGCUAUUGGAUGGCGAUUGGGACUGCAGCUGGUUACCGCCACGGUAUUUACGACGUUUCUGUUGGGCACGUGUUAUAGGUCAGCAUCACUAUACCAUCCACAGAGACGUGCCAUCCUUCAUCUGAAGAACCAGAAGAGGAAGAUUAAGGACAAGAACCGGCACGACGACCGGCCGCCUUUUUUGGAUUUUACUACACUCCGCAGUAAGACGGUUCGGAUUUUACUCGUGUCCACCGGUAUCAGCGCUUUUGGCAUAAAUACUCCGAUAUUUUAUCUGGUAAGUACGUUUUUUUUAUUCAUUUUUUAAAAAAUAACCUCAAUCGGUAGAAACUAUUUUCGAUUCUUAGCUUAGUCAAGAAUCUAUACAUUUUAAAUUUUACUUUAUAAUGAGUUUUUUUUUUUCUUUUACUUUUUCUCUUUACAAACAUGAUUUCGACCAAAACAAAUGCUCGAAUUGUCAACAUCAAAGAGAUUUUCCUGUCAAAUUCUAUCUAUUUAGUAGGUUAAUAAUGCUGUUUUCGGAAUCUGAAAUAAGUGAAGAAUGUAUUGAAUUGUCUAUGUUGUUUGUGAAAAACUAUUCUAUCAAAUAUCUUGCUCCAAUUACGAAUUUUAUAUCGACUUACUUGUAAAAAUUUUCAUCCUAGAUAUAUUUUGGAGAUCAUUUUUUGAUUUGUUAUGUAAUUUUAUUAGUAAAUAAAAAAAUCUGUUAAUUUUUAAUAUAAUUUUUAUUUAUUUCUAGAUCUUAAGAAGAAAAACGACAAAUAGUUUUUUUGUUCAGAGUUUCUUUCCGUUAACAAUGAUUUAUCAAUAUAAACGGAUAUAAAUUAAACUAUUAUAAAUAUUAUUUUACUUUCUAAUUUUUCACUUAAAAUAGUAACAGACCCAAAAGCAGUAACUGACUAUUUUGUGUAGAUAUUCUUUGUUAAUUUAGCGAAGACGGUGGAAAAUUAAAGGAAAACUCUGAAAUUUUCACCAUAUACUUUAAAAAAAGCAUUUCUAGGACAUGGUAUGAUUUUUGAGAUAGUUAUAGCUAAAUGCGAUAUUGUCGAAUUUUAUUCAAUUUUAAAUUUUUAGUGUAGCGAAGAAUGUAUUGGUUUUACUAAAAUGUUUAUUUUUUUUAUUUUUAUUUUUUUUUUAUACUUCGUACAAAAAUUGGACAUGGAAUCUUGCUCUGAUAUGUGAGCGUGGCCCAAUUUCAUAAACGAAAUACUAUUCAGAUGAUACUUUGAGAGGUCAUUUUACUGGUUUUCCAAGUGGUUUUCAUAAUAUCUGAGAAAAACCAGGAUAAAAAGAAAGAAAAACGGUAAAUGUACUAAAUUAAUGAUUUUAUUUAUUUAUCAAUUAUGUUCAUUGUUAUAAUUCAGUUAAAAAUAUUCGUGAUGACGUGAAAUUAAGUCGAAAUACUUAUAUUUGCUUUUUCUAAACGUGGUAGUUUUCAAAAAAUUAAAGUCAUUUUUAAGGUAUAUAUAGACAUUUUCAUUUUGAAAGUUUUGUACGUAGUAUUUAUUUGGUAGAUACUCAUUGGUAAAAUUGUUAGACUUUAACAGAAAUGCUUCAAAAAUGAACAGGAGAUACAUCAGGAGUCUUACUUUGUGGUUAAAAAAAAAAAAAUGAGUAAUGUAGUAUUUGUUUUUAAAAAGAAAUUCUAAUACUACAUUUUGACGAAAAAUAUUUGAGUAAAAAAUUAUGUGGAAAAAAUCUAACGUUUCAAUUUUUUUUUUUUAUGAUAUUUAUAUUACAUUGGAAAACCGGGAAAAACGUAGGAAAAAUGGGAAAAUCGGUACAACAUUAAACAAAUAUUAUAAAAAAGAAAAUAUAUCAAGUCUAUUUAAUUAUUUUAUUAUAAAAUGACAUAUUUAUUGUUAACAAAGCAUAACUAUCAAAUGAAAUCCACUCAGAAUCGUUUUAUUUUCAAUUUAAAUUGAGCAAAAAGCAAUUUUUUCUCGUUGCUUACAGAUACACAUUAAAUUACUUAUAGAUAACAGUGGCUGUAUCCGUCUCCAUUAUCCUAGGACGUCUUUUUUUAUGUUGGAUAUAUUAUGUGAAUACAUUUGUUCAAAUCAUCAUUAGUAUUAUUAUUAGAGCCGUGAUAAAGGUUUUAUUUAUUUGAUUACGAGAAUCUAAUCGAUAAUUCAGCCAUUUUAUAGCUUAACUACCAUCCCAUGCAAUGAUCAAGUGCAUAAAUAUUGUCGGAACGUUUGUUUAAAAGCCAUUGAUACCUACUCAUGUGACAGUGGGUUGGGUUAGGUUAGCGGGUUCGGUCAGGGAGAGUAAUAAUAUGCUUUGACGGUUCAUACCGUGUAGAAAUAACAUCGUAUACUUUAUAGCCAUCAGGGUCAAAACAUUAUGAAGAUAACGAAAUGGCAAAUUUGGUGAAAGGAAAAAGGACCGGAUAUUUCCGGAACCGAUAAACUUAUUUUUCGAUUAUAGGAUUAAUACAUUUGUCGACACUUUUACGAUUGUUAUCAUAUUAUACACAUUUCAUUGGUUAUUCGAAGUUUCCAUUAUUUUUACAUACACUCUCCUACCGGAUAACUAAAAAAAAAACAAAGAAUUAAAUCCAAAAACUCUUCUGUGAUGGCUAUUAUCAAUUUCAAUCGUUUUUAGUACACUAUAUAAGCACAUUAUAGGUUAGUAUUUUUUUUGUUUUUGUUCCUUUUAUAAUGUUUGUUCGAGAAAUAUUUUUUUUCCAAACAAUUUUUUGAAUAUGACAUUACAUGUAAGUUUACAAAUAAAAAAACGCGUUUGUAUUUGUGUAGUAAUAUCUCGUAUAGUAUAUACAUUUUUGACGUCGUUCUAAGUGUAUAGAAUUCAUCCUAAUUUCGUUACAUUUUAUUUUGUCUUGAUACAAAGAAGAUAAAUAAACCAACAUUCAAUUUUACUUAUAGUUUUUUCCAACUAUGCUUACGACAAAUUGAAUUUGUUUUACUCGUUCCACUUAAUCACCUCAUCGUGAUUACUUUAAAGUACCGGUUGAAACCGAAAACUUAUUGAGGUAAAAAAAAUCUUCUGUUGUCGAUGAAAAGUAUUUUCUUAUAAUGGUAGUAGAUUUCAACGUUAAAGAAGACUAUUCAAUAAACAAUUAAAAUGCGUAGCAUAGAUAUUAUUAUUCAAAACAGUCGACAACCGCUAUGGAUCCGGGUGACAUAGGUGGAAAACAAACUGCAGUAGUAAAAAGACGUAAGAUAAUGGGGACGGGUGCAGCUACUGUUAUAGGUAAUUUAAUGUAUAUCUGUAAGCAACAAUAAACUAUUGCUAACGAACAAACGAUUCUGAGCAAAGUUCAGUUGAUAGUGGUGCUUUAUCUAUAAUAUAUAUGUAAUAUUAUAGUAAAAUAAUUAAAAAGGCUUUCUAUACUUUUUUUUAUAUUAUUUGUUUACUGUUGUAUAGGUUUUACCAGUUUUUCUACAUUUUAUCGGUUUUCCCAUGUUUUAUCCCGAGAUUUCACAUUUGCUUGGAAAACUCUUCGGAAAAUUAAAAAAAUAACUUGUCUAAAGUACCUCCAUAGUGAAAUUUCUUUUAAAAAAUAUUGAUAUCAUAAAAAAAUGGAGCAAAAUUGCUGGAUAAAAAGUUGUUUACAGACAAAAGAAAGGCCGUAAUAUAUUUUAACCAAUACCUACUUUUCUUAAAUUUUCCAGUUUUUUUUUUCUUUUGGUUUUUAAUUUUAAUGAAAAAAAUCUUGAAAAAUUGAAAAAUGACCCCCUUAGUGUAUCUUCCUAUACAGAUUUCCUUUUAGAGAAGGUGCUAUGCUUAGAAAUCUGAGCAAGUCUUCUGGUAGAAAAGUUGCUCACAGAUAAAAAUAAUAAAUAAACAUCUUUUCAAAACCAUAAGCUUAUUCUCUCCGCUCAGAAUCUAAAACUAAAUCGAAUAACCGAUUUAAACAAUUUAUCGGAUGAGUUAAAGAACAAAAAUAAUCAAAUUAAAAGAUAUAGCAUAGAGAUUUAUACGAAACGGGCUGAAAUUAAAAGCCAUACGAGCAGAUUUAUAUUCAAGUGUGCGGCGUAAUUAAGCGAUAAAAACCGGACGAAAUGCGUAUACUUACAAAUAUAUGUUAUUAUAUUAUAUAUAAUCGAGGGCCUACUGAACGAAACGAUAUACACACUCGAUGGAAACCUAAAACAUAUAAUAUAUAUAUAUAUAUAUAUAUAUAUAUAUAUCAGUGUUAUACGAAAUGGAUAUAUCAUAUAGAGUAAAGUUGUUAAAUAACUUUUAUACUACAGUAAAACGGUAUUUUUCCAUUCGGUUUACGACCGGCUGGACUUUUUCGAACGCUCGCAUGAAAACUGAUUUUCGAUUGUGAAACCACUCGGUUGUAGAAUAUUCGUAUACAUUCAUAUCAAAACAUGUCACGGGAUAACGGUCAAAACGCUUUACCUUAUGACCAGCAGCGAGAGAAUCGCAAGAACAAAAGCACGUUCUAAUAUUACGACCUUCCUUGCACCUCCGGCUGCGCGACGGAAGAAGCGCGUACAAUUAGGUAAACUCUACCCGCCGUCUUAGUAUAAAACUUAACUUUAAUUGAAUUCUCUGGGAAUAUUGGUAUUUAAACGAAGUCUCGAUAAAUUCGUCGCGUAAACUAACCCGGAUAGCAGUAUUUAUGCGUCCUCGAUGUAAUAUAAACGACGGGGACCGCAUAUUAUAUUAUAGUAAAGCACUCGAGCGUGUACCGAGUGUGUAUAAAUCUCGAAAAGUAUUUUGCGGUCGUUUCGUUUUUAACGGUUUCCGGACCGUACAUUAUUGGUUAUGUAUGUGUGUGACCGUGCUAGUGCAUGUGUGCGUGUUUCAUCGUUUACGUUGUCGUGCAAGUAUUAAGCUAAAAUACUCGUUUCGUAUUUGUUAUUUUUGAUGUGAGAAAUGUUCAACGGGGCAGAAUAAAUUCAAUUUUAAAAUCCCUGACCAUUACCUCCGUAUUAUGAAAAUAUAUAUGUGUAGUAGAAAAUAAGAAAUAAAAUAAAUAUAUCCGGACAUAUUUCGCACAAUAUACCAGAUGAUCCAUUUAAGUUUGUACACUCAUUAUCUCGGAGAGUGUUAACUUUUUCCGGAAUUUUUUUUUAGAAUAUUUAUAAAACAAGCUGCUCUACUAUUUUAUACCGUUAUUUUUUGUCACAUUUAUUGUUACAAGUAAAACCACUACCGACUUUUGAUUUUACUUAUAGUAAAAAUUCCAUUAAUAGUAUUAGUAUUAUUAGUUGAAAUAAAUAUAGUGUUGACAUUUUUGAUUUCCGUCAAUCCGUUGACGAGAUUUUCCACUUUCGUAACGAGUAUACCCGCUUAAACGAAUCACCCGGUAAAAGCAUCACACAAGAUGCAAUUUUGUACGGUAGUCGGAAAUUCGAAUGUGAGCGACUCUCUUUUUUGUCAAAUUUUAACAUCUUUGUAUCGCAUAGGUUUUGUCCAAAACCAGUGCCAUUCAAUUUAUAGAGUGUGUUUCCGCUAAUGAAACGAGUACUAGGAAUAUUAGGAAAAUACGUUCCGUAUGCACGGAAUAGAUCGAGAUUACUAACGGCGUGGGUAUAUAAUACGCGACGUAAUAUAAUAUGUGUUUUCCUGAAUCCCCGGUAGGUAACAAUAUUAUGUAAAUUUAACUGUGUAUCAUGCGCUGUGUACAUAACCGGUUUGUCUUUUGCGCAGGCCCACCAAGCGGAAGAAGACGGCCUGGGCGAGUCGGCAUUGACGUUACAAGUCCACAUGGGCCUGGCGUGGACGGUGGGUUGUGUGGCGUUUGGACUGAUCGUGGUCCGGAACUCGGUAGAAUGCCGGAUCGCUCGGCAGUACCUGUGCCAGGCGUCCGUGUUUAUGUGUGGCGUAUCCAUACUGGCCCUGACUACGGUCCGAGGAGACCGCCAGGGUUACGUCAUGUUCGCCUGGGUGUACGGAAUGUUCUGCGGUGGCUACCAUUAUUCGCUGAAGAUGUACACUUACGAGCGCGUCCGUGCCCGGAACUUCGCCCGCACCUGGGGUUUUGUCCAGUGUUCACAGGCCAUACCUAUCGCCCUGGGCGUGCCCAUUGCCGGUGAGUAUAACCACUCCGGGCGGUCGCAUUUGAUGCAUUUCUGUUCGCGCCUACCCGAAACGCCCGACGAAGUUUUUGUUUCCGUCCGGGCCGUGUCUAUCGUCAAAAUCUGAGAGAAGAGUAACAAUGCGAUAAAUAUAUUAUUUUAAUGUCUUAUUGUGAUUUGAAUUCCGCCGAAUUCUUUAUCGCGGUGUUACCGUCUCCUCGGGGCAACCUUCGGACCUGCCAAACGUUAAAAGCAUUGGUCUAGGGAUAAUAAUAGACGAAUAAAUAAUAGAGUGUACGAUUUUGGCGGUAUUUUUAGAACACUUGCAAUUCGACGGUUAAUUCCGAUGUCAACUUAACGCUUUCUAUAUUAUAUUCGUAUGUUUUUGUUCCCGAGGUGUUUCUCGUCGUCCGGAUAACGACCCGAAAGUCCGCUACGCGUUAGCUCCCGUCCCGCGUAUACAGACAAAUCAAUUAAUUUGUGCGUUUAUUUAGGUUACAUAAACAUCGGUUACGGUGCCAAGUCGGGCUAUUAUUUCAGUUCGGCGUGUGUGCUGCUGGGCAGCCUAACGAUGUUCCUGAUCGACUUGCACCGGCGUAACGUCGCCCGGCAUAAGCACCACAACGAGUCUGGCACAAAAAAACUGUGCGUGUCCGAUUCGUGCCCGCAACGCAGGCGGCUGUCGUUUACGGUCGAGCCCGAAGAGGUGGUGGUCAUGGAACCGCCGCUGGCCAAUAACCAACAAGGCGGCGGUCUUGUCGGGUGUGCCGGGAUCGCUGGAGUCGGCGGAAUCACCGGCGGUGGUAGCGGCGGCGGUGGCGGUAUCAACGACAAACCCGAGCUGACGUGCAUAUCCGAGGAGGGCAUCGCUGAUAUGGACCUGCCGGACAACCUACUCGACGACCUCGACUACAUCGGCGACUGUAUCACGUCAUGUAACAAGGUCGAGAACUAUCUGAUGCUCAGCGAGUUCGAGAACAAUCUUAUCGCCGAGAUGCCGGUCAUCAUGGACCGGAAGGGUCGGCGGUGGUCGUUGGCCAAACAGGCAGAGGAGGAGACCCCCAGGGGUGGCAAGUGGCGGCUGGUCGCAGGGCCGAACAGUAGACUGAUCACGGUCAUCGACGAGGCGUCCGUAUAACAGCUAGUAUAGUCGAUAUACGAAUACUUAUAAAACAUAUAUUAUAUUUAUUAUUAUUUUUAUUACUGUUGAAUAAUGUGUUCAUUUUUUUUUUCAAUUUUUUUUAAUAAUACAACGUCGCGAUGUCUCCGUCGGAGUCCUUAACGCGCGAUCGUUUUUAUAAUAAAAAAACAAUAACCCUCUUAUGCGGGUAUAGUAGGGACGCGUUGACAGAGUUAUAUCAUAUUCGUCUCACAUUGGACAUUGUUUUCGUUCAAGUAAAAAAAAAAAAACAUAUUUUUUUAUUAUUUAUACAAUUACGGAUAGUCGUUUUAACCGAGUGUUUAGUUAAACCUAAGUAAUAACUAAUAAGUGUGUAUUUGACCAUGCAAUCGGAUGUCAAAAGUACAUUUCUGUCUUUCCAUACCUAUAAAUUCGGCAUUUCCGUUCACGGGCAAACGCCGCAACAUCUCUACGCGUCUGUGAUCCACCUAGUUUACUAUGAGACUAUUAAUGAAAUUAAUUCAUUAUUUGAGAAAUUUCGUAUUUUUUUUUUUUAUGCGUCAGUGGAUUAUUUCAGAAAUUAUUUUAUGCGAUACCCCUCCAUUUAAUUACAUUUAAACGUAUGAAAACAACAAACAAUAAUAAUGAACCGCGCAACCAUUGUGUAGUUGAUGGAGUUAGAAGACUUUAGUUAUACUGCAUCGGUCCACUGAUAUUACUGAUAUUAACUGUUUGCGAUGGUUCCCGGUAAAAUACAAAUAGGGAUGCUUAAAAACAAAAUAAAUCAUUACCAUUACAUUCGAACCUUUAAUUUUAAAUACUAUUUGUUGUUUUAGAUGAAAAUAUUAUAUACAAUAAAUUU
Cinara cedri is the source of this 93947-nucleotide messenger RNA. Lineage: Eukaryota; Metazoa; Arthropoda; Insecta; Hemiptera; Aphididae. The record is from the annotation of a GenBank genome assembly.